Molecule: messenger RNA, 98542 nt
Organism: Callorhinchus milii (elephant shark)
Lineage: Eukaryota; Metazoa; Chordata; Chondrichthyes; Chimaeriformes; Callorhinchidae
Gene: ttn.1
Product: titin, tandem duplicate 1
Biological process (GO): protein phosphorylation
Molecular function (GO): ATP binding; protein kinase activity; protein binding
Source: RefSeq, a predicted model, not a curated record
AUGACCUUUGCAGAUGAUGCUGGUGAAUAUUCCAUUGUUGCUCGCAACCAACAAGGAGAAGUUUCUGCUUCAGCUCAAUUAUUGGAGGAAGAUGAGUACGAAGUUUACAUGAAGCAGCACCAGGAAGUAACAUAUCGGACAGAAAUAUCUACACAGUAUGUCCAAGAACCCAAAGUUGCAGAAGUAGCGCCUAUCAUUGCGAUGACUGAAUAUGACAAAGAACAAAUACUAAUCAGAAAGAAAAUGGGAAAAAGUUCAGUGAUGAUGAAAACUGUGACUGAAGAGCAGGAAUAUCACAUUUCUGCAUUUGAAGAAAGACUUAUUAAAGAAAUUGAAUUCCGAAUCAUUAAGAUUACUCUGGAGGAACUUCUUGAGGAAGAUGGUGAAGUAAUGUCCAUGGAUUUUUCGCAAGAUGAAUCUAUUGAACCUGGAUUUGACUCAGCGGUGAAAAGCUACAGAAUUCUUGAGGGAAGGGUGGCUGCAUUUCACUGCAAGCUCUCUGGUUACCCAUUGCCCAAGGUCGCGUGGUUUAAAGAUGGACGGCGUAUCAGACAAGGAAGCCAUUACCACAUGGAGAUUACUGAGGAUGGCAAGGCCAGUCUCCAUAUUGCUGCAACUGUGCCUGAGGACGAGGGGAUCUACACUGUAUUUGCCAGCAACAUCAAAGGAAAUGCUAUCUGUUCAGGAAAGCUCUUCAUUGAACCCGUUGGGACUCCAAUAGGCCACGCUUACCUGCCAACCACGGAAAUAAUGAAGAGAAUGCGUUCUGUGUCUCCGCGAUCGCCAAGCCGCUCACCUGCACGAAGGCUGGAAGACACAGACGAGAGUCAGCUGGAGAGACUAUACAAACCUGUGUUUGUGCUGAAACCCACGUCAUUCAAAUGUUGCGAGGGACAGACGGCUAGAUUUGACCUCAAGGUUGUUGGCAGACCCAUGCCGGAGACAUUAUGGUUUCACAAUGGAAGUCAGGUUGUCAACGAUUAUACUCACAAAAUUGUAGUAAAGGAAGACGGGAUUCAGUCCCUGAUCAUCGUGCCCGCUCUGCCAAGCGAUUCUGGCGAAUGGAUUGUUGUAGCUCAGAACAGAGGUGGCAAAAGCUCAGUUUCCAUGACACUCAGCGUAGAAGCUAAGGAACAUUUAGUGAAACCGCAGUUUGUGGAGAAAUUGAAAAACGUCAGUGUUAAAGAGGGGACGCCUGUUGCAAUGUCAGUAAAAGCAGCCGGGAAUCCGAACCCUGACAUUGUGUGGCUCAAAAAUAGCGAGAUUAUUGCACCGCACAAGUACCCAAACAUUAAAAUUGAAGGCGCCAAGGGAGAAGGUGCACUUAAAAUACAGUCCGCAGCUAGUUACGAUGCUGCCUGGUACACUGCUACUGCCAUCAAUAAAGCAGGUCGAGACACAACCAGGUGUAAACUCAAUGUUGAACUUGAGUUUUCUGAACCUGAGCCAGAACGCAGGCUAAUCAUUCCCAAAGGAACAUACAAAGCUAAAGAGAUAUCCGCUCCUGAGCUCGAGCCCCUCCACCUCCGCUACGGGCAAGAGCAGUGGGAAGAGGGUGACUUGUAUGAUAAGGAGAAACAACAGAAACCCCAUUUCAAGAAGAAGACGACUUCUGUUAGACUCAAACAUUUCUCGCCAGCUCACUUCGAAUGCCGACUCACACCAAUUGGCGACCCAACGAUGGUGGUGGAGUGGUUGCAUGACAGCAAACCUCUUGCUGCAGCUAACCGACUGCGCAUGAUCAAUGAAUUUGGAUAUUGCAGCCUUGACUACGAGAUAGCGUAUCCCAGGGACAGUGGUAUCAUCACCUGCAGAGCUACGAACAAGUACGGUGUCGAUCAGACGUCAGCUACUCUUAUCGUAAAAGACGAAAAGAGCCUCGUUGAAGAGUCUCAGUUACCCGAGGGCAGAAGAGGAAUGCAGCGGAUUGAAGAACUUGAAAGAAUAGCUCAUGAAGGUGCGCUGACAGGUGUUUCCGAAGACCUCGGAAAAGAACAAACAAAACCCGAAAUCGUUUUGUUCCCGGAACCGGCGAGAGUUUUGGAAUUAGAAACCGCACGUUAUCGUUGCCGUGUCACAGGGUAUCCAUAUCCCAAAGUCAACUGGUACCUCAACGGGCAACUCAUUCGCAAGAGCAAACGGUUCCGAAUCCGUUAUGAUGGUAUCUAUUACUUGGAAAUUGUCGAUUGUAAAUCGUAUGAUUCGGGCGAUGUCAAGAUAACGGCUGAAAAUCCCAAGGGGGUUGUCGAACAUACCGUUAAACUGGAAGUAACACAAAGAGAAGAUUUCAGGUCUAUCCUCCGUCGAGCCCCAGAACAGAGAAUCGAAAUGGGACUCUCAGAUAUAAACAAGCCAUUCUUUGAAGUGGUAAAGGUAGAGAAACAAGCUGAUGCAAAGAGCAAAGAAAUCGUGAAGCUUAAAAAGGCUGAAAGAAUAUUUCACGAGAAACUCACAGAGGAAACUGAAGAACUACGCAGCAAGUUCAAGCGUAGAAAGGAGGAGGGUUAUUAUGAAGCUAUUACAGCAGUUGAGCUCAAGUCGCGCAGAAAGGACGAGGCCUAUGAAGAUAUGUUAAGAAAAAGGAAGGACGAACUUCUUCACUGGACCAAAGAGGUGCCCGAGGAGGAAAAGAAACCACCACUUCCUGAAGGCACUGUGACCAUCCCAACCUUCAAACCAGACAGAAUUCAGUUAUCGCCCAGUAUGGAAGCCCCCAAGAUCUUGGAGCGCAUUCAGAGUCAGACAGUCGCUCAUGGAGAUGAUGCUCGUUUCCAUGUCAGAGUGGUGGGCAGGCCAGAUCCCGAAUGCCAGUGGUUUAAGAAUGGCGUUAAGAUAGAAAAGACUGAACGAAUCUACUGGUACUGGCCUGAAGACAAUGUCUGUGAACUUGUGAUCCGAGAUGUUACACCCGACGAUUCAGCCAGUAUCAUGGUGAAAGCCAUCAAUGUGGCUGGAGAAAUCUCAAGCCACGCUUUCCUGCUCGUACAAGCCAAACAAGUCAUUACAUUUACUCAGGAGCUGCACAACGUUCAUACAAAAGAGAACAGCACAAUGGCAGCGUUUGAGUGUGAAUUGUCGGAACCAUUCUUCAAGGUGGAAUGGUUUAAGAAUGGAGUGAGCAUCUCUACCAGUGAAAAAUAUCGAACACAUUCGGACCGGAGAAUUCAUUUCCUAUCUGUUUUGGGUAUUGAAAUGAGUGACGCCGCAGAAUACACUUGCGCGCUUGUUGAAGAUAAUUCUAUACAAUCAACAGCCAAGCUUAUUGUUGAAGCGACUGUUCACGAGUUCAUCACUGAGCUCUCGGACUUGGAAGUUUCGGAAUCCUUCUCAGGUGAUUUGGAAUGUGCCUUCUCAAGCGAAGAUGCGGAAGGUAAAUGGUACAAAGGAGACGUCGAGAUCCACAACAGCGGCAAGUACUACAUUUCUUCUCGUCGUGGCCGUCACCUUCUUACCGUUAAGGAUGUUGCAAAGGACGAUCAGGGUUCGUACAGCUUUGUCGUCGACGGCAAAAGAACAAGUUGCACUCUGAAGAUGAGACCACGUGCUGUGACAAUCCUCCACGGCCUUGCAGACCAGACAAUUUGUGAGGGAGAUAUUGCCCAAUUUGAAGCGAAAUUCUCUCAAGAGAACGUUGAAGGUGUCUGGAAGAAGGACGGCUGUGAAAUCCAGGCGAAUGAGCGUAUUCACAUUGUGAUUGACAAAGCUUCGCAUAUGUUGCUCAUCGAGGAUGCCAUAAAAGAUGAUGCUGGCACCUAUUCAUUUCACAUCUGUGAUUUUGACCUCUCAACAUCUGGACGUUUAAGCGUACAGUGUGUCGAUAUUGUGGUCCCCCUUAAAGAUCUUAACGUUGUUGAAGGAACAAAGGCAGUCUUAGAAUGCAAAGUCUCAGUUGCACAUAUUACUUCCGUCAAGUGGUUCUUUAAUGACGAACAGAUUCAGAUGAAUGACCGGUUGCAGAGUGUGGCCAAAGGUUCUAAGCAGCGGCUGGCGAUCAGCAGGACAUUUGCCUCUGAUGAAGGGUGUUACAAGCUCGUCAUUGGCAAAGCUGAAACUAGCUGCAACGUCAGUGUUGAACGAAUCACAAUUGUUCGAGGACUCAAAAGCGUGACCUGCACCGAGACGCAGAAUGUGACGUUUGAGGCCGAGUUGUCUCACCCGGGGAUUGAUGUGGCGUGGAUGUUCCGAAGCCAAGAACUCAGACCGGGUCCCAAAUUCAAGCUGGAAGCACGCGGCAAAAUCUACAAGCUGAUUCUGCUGAACGUAAUGAAAGACGAGGAGGGAGAAUACACAUUCUCUGCUGGUGACAAGACCUCAAAAGCAAACCUGACAGUCUCAGGUGGUGCUAUCAGCAAACCUCUUAAGGACCAAACUGUAGCUGAAUCACAGCAAGCGAUCUUUGAAUGUGAAGUUGCCAAUGCAUACGCUGAGGGAACAUGGCUGAAGGAUGGCAAGUCAAUAAAUUUCACUAAUAUGAUCCGAAGCGAAGAAGAUGGAGUUAGGAGACGUCUCAUAUUUGAGGUCACUAAGUCUGAAGAUUCAGCUGAAUAUUCAUACCAAAUUGCAACCUCUAAGACAUCUGCUCAACUGAAGGUUGAAGCUGUCAAGAUAAAGAAGACUUUGAAGAACCAGACGGUGACAGAAACCCAGGAAGCGGUUUUUACCUUAGAACUUACACAUCCAGACGUGUCUGGAGCCCAGUGGAUCAAAAACGGGGAAGAACUCAAGUCUAAUGCCAAAUACGAGAUUACUGUACAAGGAUUUGUGCAUACUCUCAAAAUUAAGAAGUGUGUAAUGAUCGAUGAAUCUGUCUACAGCUUCAAACUCGGCAGAUUGUCAGCCAAUGCCAGGCUUCAUGUGGAAAUUAUCAAGAUAGUGAAGAAACCAAGGGAUACGACUGCCAUGGAAAAUGGCACUGCUACUUUUGAACUUAAUCUGUCGCACGAUAAUAUCCCUGUGAAAUGGAUGUUCAACAACAUAGAACUCAAGUCAAACGAUCACUGCAAAGUCAUUUCUGAAAGGAAAGUUCACAAACUAGUGCUGGAGAACGUCACUCCUGUAGAUGCUGGCGACUAUUCUGCAGUUGUCGGGCAGCUUGACUGCAAAGCGAAACUUUACGUAGAAUCUGUCCACAUCACCAAGACCAUGAAGAAUAUUGAAAUCCCAGAGACCAAAACUGCCACCUUUCAGUGUGAAGUCUCACAUUUCAACGUCCCAGCCACCUGGUUGAAGAAUGGUGUGGAAAUAGAAAUGAGUGACAAGUUCAAAGUUGUUGUGCAAGGAAAAUUGCACCAGCUAGUUAUUAUGAAUACCAGUCACCAGGAUUCUGCAGAAUAUACCUUCAUCUGUGGAAAUGACAAAGUCUCUGCUACAUUGACAAUAAAACCAAUCCUAAUAACAUCUAUGCUGAAGGACAUAAAUGCACAGGAAAAAGACACCAUUACCUUUGAGAUAACAGUCAACUACGAAGGGAUUACUUACAAAUGGCUGAAGAAUGGGAAAGAGAUCAAAUCAACAGAGAGAUGCCAGAUAAAGACCAAGCAAACCAAACACACUCUCACCGUUCGAAACAUUCACUUUACUGACGCUGCAGAGUAUGCCUUCACUGCUGGAUCAGCAACAUCAACAGCGCAGUUAUUUGUGGAAGCUCGUCUCAUUGAAUUUAGAAAGCACAUCAAAGAUAUCAAAGUUGUUGAGAAGAAAAAGGCUACCUUUGAAUGUGAAAUCUCAGAGCCCGGCAUCACAGUGCAGUGGAUGAAAGAUGGAGACGAAAUCUCGCACUCUGACAGAGUGAAGAUUCAAAGCGAAAAGUUCGUCCAUCGUCUCACCAUUCCUGUUGUAAAGUUAUCCGAUGCCGGAAGCUACACAGUCGUAGCAGGAGGAAGUGUAUCGUCUGCUACGUUGUACGUGGAGUCUCGACAUAUCGAGAUCUCAAAACCUAUCAGUCGAGAAAUUAAGGUGCUUGACAAGAAGCGAGCGGUCGUUGAAUUUGAAGUCAAUGAAGAUGACGUGGAAGCUCAGUGGCUCAAGGAUGGAAUUGAGAUCAACUUUCAGUUAGAAGAACGGUACAGAUACAUAGUACAAAGGCGUGUCCAUCGCAUGACCAUUACUGAAACAAGAGUUUCCGACACCGGUGAAUACACCUUUGUUGCUGGAAAAAAUCGCAGUUCUGUGACACUCUAUGUUAACGCUCCUGACCCACCUUGUUUUGUUUCUGAGCUGGAACCGUGUGCCGUGAGAGCAGGUGAACCCGCUCGCUUCUGCGGUAUGAUAACAGGCACCCCCAAAUUAGAGAUAUCGUGGUACAAAGAUGAUAAGAAACUUUCUGCGGGAUUUAAACGCAAGUUCCUCCAUGAUGAGAAUCAGUACACGUUGCUACUAAUUGAGGUUUUCCCUGAGGAUGCAGGCAUGUACAAGUGCGAAGCAUCCAACGAAGCUGGAGUGGCUAUUAGUGGUGCUUCACUUGACGUCGAAGUCCCUGAGGUUGCUUCUCCUGAAGCAGAAAUGACCAUUUAUCCACCUACCAUCAUAAGCCCGAUCCAGAGUACUUCCACUGCUGAGGGAAAACCCGCUUACUUCCAGUGUCGUGUUACUGGUUCAGAUCUAAAGGUUUCCUGGCAUACUAAGGACAAGGAGAUCAAGAUAUCACGAUUUUUUAAGAUGGUUCAGUUCGAAGAUACGUACCAGCUGGAGAUUGCUGAAGCCUACCCAGAGGAUGAAGGCCUUUACACCUGCGUAGCAUCCAACUCUGCUGGAAAGGUGUCAUGUUCCGCUACCUUAAGCCUGGGAGAUUACAAACUACAGAGCAUAGAUAGUCAGAGCUUAACAACUUCUGGAAAAGCUGUAAAGACUUUUGAAGUAUCAGAAGUGCAUAUGGAUUCUCCCGUGACAGUAACACACAUGAAGAACUAUUCAGAAGAAAUCAGUUUACAGCGAGAGCACGCGUACAAUGUUCAGACGUUUGAAAGCAUUUCCACAAGUUCGUCCAGCAAGACAGUUUCUUCUCAAAGCUGGGAAGGGGCCCAAGAAGUUUCAAGAACACAAAUCAUCCAAGGAUUUCCUCAAAAAGCUCCAAAGAUCGUGCAAGAUAUGAGCAAUGUCACAGUUCUGUUAGGUGAAGCUGCAUCUCUGAAAUGUCAAAUUCUGGCAUUCCCUAAACCUGAAGUGACUUGGUCUAGGGAAGGUCAAGAGAUUAUAGAACUGGAGGGAGUAAAGAUUGUAACUAUACCAGAAGCUGAAGUGUUAGUAUCAUCUGAGCUAACGAUACCAAAUAUCAAAGAAGAGGAUGGAGGAAUGUAUAGGUGUAAAGCUGUAAAUGCUCUUGGUGAAGGUCAAUGUGAAGCUGAAAUAACAGUUCUUGAGGUGCCCAAGAUUCUCAUUGAACUUAGUGACCUGAGGGUAAACUCCGGGCAGGUGGCACAGUUCAUCUGCUCUUUUCAGGAGGGAUCUUUCUCGGAGGUUGCGUGGAAUCACGGAGACCGAAGACUGGAAGAAUCAGAAAGACUGAAGAUAGCUCAAAAUGAAAGUGUUCUCUCUCUCACAAUCCUUAAUGUUUGCGUAGAAGAUCACGGGGAGUAUAGCUGCACUGUUAGCAACCAAGUUGGAGAAGUGAAGACGACUGCCGUACUUAUAGUAGAAGCUGAAGACAAAAAAACGAAAACAAGUACUAAAGUUCCCACUGAUAAAGGUUCAGGUAGCAAUAAAACUGAAAGCAUGCCAGAAAUUACAUCUGGUCACAAAGACCAACAAGAAUCACUGAAGAAACCAACCACCCCACCACCAACCUCAGGCAAAAAAACAACUGGGAAACAGAAGCAGAGAAGCAGAGACAUUUAUCCUGACGUAGUGCCUUUUGGAGAAUUGAUAGAGACUGGAAUCACAGUACCUCAGUUCCUAGAAAGGCUACCUCCUCAAGUCACUGUCAAAGAAGGAGAAGACGUCUCCCUGUUUUGUGUGGUGAACGCUUUGCCAUCACCGUGUGUGAUCUGGCUACAUAACCAACACAUACUUGAAGAUUCUCCAUCAUAUUCCUUGAGGCAUGAUGGAUUGCUCUGCUCUUUAAAGUUAAGGAAAGCCAGUCAGAUUCACAGUGGUGCUUAUACAUGCCAGGCAGUUAAUUCUGCUGGAGAAACGGCGUGCAACACUCUUCUUAGAGUGACAGCUUUUGAACAAGUGAUUCAAGAGAAGAUUGAACAGCAGAUUGAAAUGGAAGUGAGAGAAUUUUCUAGCUCUCUUACCAUCUCUGCUGAAGACGAGAGGAAAGAUUUCUACAGCAGUGACCUUCAUUUGACCGAUAAAACAUUUGAACUCAAACCCGAAUCUCAAGUUAAAUCUAGCACUUUGGAGAUAAAAACUGAUGCUACCACAUCAAAAGCAGUCCCAGUAUUCAUUAAACAAAUUUCCAACAUUGAGGUAUUUGUUGAGGAUGUAGCCAAGUUUUCUGUUACCGUGACUGGAAUUCCAAAACCCUCUAUUCAGUGGUUUUACAACAGCAAAAAGUUGUCUCCUUCACAAAACUACAAAUUUGUGUAUGAUAAGAAUGAGUAUAGUUUAAUUAUUUCUUAUACAAAACUUACAGAUGAGGGAGAAUAUACUUGUUCAGCGAGUAAUGUAUAUGGGGAGACUUCUUGCAGUGCCUAUCUAAGGGUCAAAGUAAAGGAAGACAUGGGAGGGUUCAGAAAAUCAGCUGCCAAACCUCCAGUUGCAAAACCAACAGAAAAGAAAAUAAGUAAAGAGCUACUAACAAAGGAAGUCGGGGGCAAGCCACCCCAUUUCGUUAAAGAACUUAAACCUUUGCAGUGCCCCAAAGGGCGAGCUGCCAAAUUUGAGUACAAACUGGUGGGAGAACCAAUGCCAGAAGUCCACUGGUACAAAGGGAAUCACCAGCUUCACCGGAACGUGUACUACAGCAUCAGUUCCAAUUCUGAUGGCUCGGGAUCAUUAACGAUUAACAGCGCACAGGAAGGUGAUAGCGGUUUGUACCACUGCAAAGCGUUCAACCCAUUUGGAGAAGCAACUUGCGCCGUCGAGCUGGUUGUGCUCGGUGCCGCAUGUGCUGGUGGCCAGCAAACCCAGCAGAAAGUAGCCCAAAAGCCAACCACUAAAGCGUAUAAAGAAUCCGUGAGUGUUGACCAAGCCAUAGAGUCGCGUUUAUUCGUGGUCAAAUUGCCAGGUGACGCAGGGGCUGACUUGCAGAAAGGCGAUCAGUUGGUGUACACGAUAGCAACAGAAGAUAAGCAUUCGCUACGCAGCGAACGGACGGGCUUGUUGCGCGAUGUGACUAUCUCAGCUGCGGAAUCGGGGGUAACGAAGAGUCAGAUGGUAAUGCAUUCGCAGACUACCCAAGAGAGUCAUCGAUUUCUCGAGCAACACUCUGAACCAAUUGAAAGUCCAACAGUUGUUACGUUACCAAGCACAGAAGUAGAGCAAGAGCCUCAACUCACUCUGUCCGCAGUUGCAAAGAAAGCCACAAUUCCAAAGGAGGGCACUUUCAGCGUUGCUGAAGAAUUGCAGGUAAUUGAAGCUGUAGCAGCAGUUGAUAUACGGACAAUAGGUACAGCAACAGAAGCAAAGUCAUCGAGAGAGUUACCAAAGCCAUUCCUAAUGCCUGUUAUUGAAAGCCAGAAAAUGUUCCCAAAAGAAUCGAUAUUUAAAUCGCAUAAAUCUGAAGUGCAACGGGCUUCACGUGCAAAGGAUCACAUCAUGAAAUCUGUGCUGGUAACGGAGGAAAAACAGCAGCUUUCAGCUGAAUACGCAGAAGCAAUAAUUGGCUUAGACAGUGCAACAGCACUCAAGUCUGUGAAAGAACAAAAGCAGACUUUGCAUCUGCAGGUUAUUCACCAACAAGACACUCUGCCCAGAGAAUCCACGUUCACUUUUGAAGUACCCUCAGAGGAGAAAGCUGAAGUGAGGAAAAGCCCAACAUUGCUGCAUUCACUGCUGUCUGACGAGCAGCAAUCCGCAUCUGAUGAAUUUACUACUGAGUUACCCAGUGUGAAGGACGCCAUCACCUGCAAAUCUACAAAAGAAUGUGCUUCUCUCUUAUUUCCUACUGCCAUAGAGACUGGACACAUUCUGCAAAAGGAAGAUAUAAUUCCUUACGAGAAGCCCUCUCCUCAUACGGCGGUCUAUAAACUGGAGAAAGUGUAUACUUGUGCAGCAGUUGCAGAAGAACAACGAGAGAUGCUCGCGGAGCAAAUUAAAGCUCUUGAGAAGGAAGCCGAAGGUUUACAUUCGGAGGUAAAAAGUGAGCCCGUUCCACAAACCUGCCUCCAGUCUGUGACUCUGCCGAUGUUGCUGUCAAAGGAGAAGAGCUUUACCUUUGAAGAAAAAGAGCAGCGUGCAGUACUAAAUAAAGUAGAUGACAUAGUCAAAGAGUUCAGUACUACCAUUGACAGUAAGGUCCUGCAAGAUGACUUUGCUGGCACUUUUGCGACCCCAAGUGCCACAACCUGUAAGGAUAAAUAUGAACCGAAAUUGCUUUCAAUUUCUGUACAUGUUGAGGAAAAGGCUCUUUCGACAGAAAGCACAAGUACCUUAGAGGCGGCAGAACAAGACUUUGCCGUUCGAAUCCAGGAGGGGCAGUCGGUAAGAAUUCCUUUGUUGCUUCAUGAGAAACAACUCUUUAAAGAGGAACAUACUUCGGCGACCGAGAGAGCAAGUGAAACCUCGCUGAAGGUAGUGAAACAGUCGCAGCAGAAACUACAAGCUCACGUCGUAGAAAAGAGUGAUAUAUUUCCGAAAGAACUCCCGUUUGUGGUGCAAACUCCCCAAACAGUCACUCUGCAUGUAAAUAUACAGAUUAAGAAAGCACUUCAAGCUGCUCUAGCGAGCAAACAGUGGGUCCUUUCUUCAGAUUUGCUGGGCAGCAUCGACGAGGUUAAAAUUAAGGAGAUAAAAAUUCAGAAAGAACCUCAGUACACUUUGUAUACCUACCAGAUUACCAAUACCUGUCCUUCUAUAGAAGUGACUCUAGCCUUUGAAGGGGAAUACCCUCACAAAGCUGAUCUGAGAGAGGAAUUGAGAGCUGUAUUGCAUUCUAUUAUUCAUCAACAGCAACUGAUACUCAUGACAGAGAAACCAUGUACCGUUCUCGCUCCAACCGAUAGACUUGUGAAAUUGCUGAGUACCACUGAAGCAGAGGGUUUUGUCACGGUUCAAGAUCAGCAAACAGUGAUCAUCAAAAAAGAGAAAAUCUUAGAGAAAGCUAGAAAGAGUGAAGCCCAAACACCACCAGUGAUCACUGAAGGGCUAUCGGAUAUGGAAAUUGAUGAAGAUAGCGAAGUAAUGUUUAGCACAGUGAUAACAAAAGUUCAAAAGGUAAAUUGGUACAUCAAUGCAAGGCAAAUUACUUCCAAAAAAGAGUUCAAAUGUUUGCAAGAAGGUGACACUUACUCACUUAUAAUCAACAAAGUAUGCAAAGAGGAACAUCAAGGAGAAUAUGUCUGUGAGGCACUGAAUGAAGCUGGAAAAGCAACUACUUCUGCAAAACUCACAGUUAUUAUAAGAGUGCCUCCGUCCUUCAAGAGGAAGAUUGAAUCAUUGCAAGUGACACUUGGACAGAUUGCUGAGUUUCACUGUGAGGUUGAACCGAUUCCCGAUGUCAGAUUCCAGUGGUUCCGAGCAGGAUCUGAACUUCGCGAUAGUGAAAAGCUCUCCAUUGUUACCGAGAGGUAUAUCUCCACCUUGAAGCUUUUGAAGCCCCAACUGAUCGACUGUGGUGAAUAUACCUGCACAGCAUCAAACCAAAGUGGCAGUGUAAGCAGUAGUGCUAAAUUGCUUGUGACUGAACUCUUCCCGCCAAGCUUUGUAACUAGACCAGAUCCGGUUACAACAUUUGUGGGUAAAACUGCGAAAUUUCAGUGCGUUGUAGCUGGAUCACCUGUGAUCCACACUGUUUGGCAGAAGAACGGAGUUGAUAUAACUCAGGAAGAAAAUCUCAAGAUUUCAGACAAAGAAUACAAGCGCAGUCUGGAAAUUAGUCAUUUGAAGUUGGAAGACAAGGGCAAUUACUCUUGUAAAGUGACCAAUCACGGUGGCACUGAUAUCUGCAGCGUGCAGCUGAUAGUACUUGACAAACCACAUUUCACUAGGAGUCUCCAAGCCGUCAAGACUGUAGUUAACAGCAAUGUGCGUCUUGAAUGUCAAGUGGACGAAGACACAGGAGUCAAGGUUGCAUGGAAGAAAGAUGAAGAAACACUUCGACCAGGCAAAGAUUAUAGAAUGACAUUUGAAGACAAGGUAGCGGUUUUGGAAAUCCUGAAAAGCAGGCUAAAAGAUUCAGGAAAUUAUAUGUGCACAGCUUCAAAUGAAGCUGGAAGUACAUUCUGCUCAGCAUUAGUCACAGUAAAAGAACCUCCUUCCUUCGUGAAGAAGCCAGAUCCAACUCUGCUGUUGAAACAAGGCGAUUCCACACGUUUGCAAUGCAAAAUAAAAGGCUCACCUGAAAUCAGUGUGACCUGGUACAAGAACAAUGACAUUCUCAGCCCCUCAGAAAAAUACCGAACAUCGUUUAUUGAUUCUAUGGCUGUCCUUGAGAUAGCUGACCUGAGCAUUGAGGAUGGUGGGGAUUAUGUUUGCGAAGCACAAAACGAAGCUGGUACUGACAGCUGCAACUGUGUCAUUAUAAUCAAAGAACCUCCUUCUUUUAGCAAGGAAUUUGAACAAGCUGAGGUAGUCAAAGGACUCAAUCACACUCUUCAGUGCGAGUUGCUCGGUACACCUCCAUUUGAAGUUGUCUGGCAUAAAGACAGAAAGCAGGUUCGAAGUAGUAAGAAAUACAGGAUGAUCUGCCAGAAUACUCGGGCUUCCCUGCACAUUAGUUCCUUUGAGUUCUCAGAUGUUGGUGAUUAUCAGUGCACCGUCUCAAAUGAAGUAGGAAAAUGUUCCUGUGGGGCUUCAGUAAAGAUAAAAGAACCCCCUAUGUUUGUGAAGAAGAUUGAAAACGUCACUUCACUUUUGGAGAGCGUUGCUGUGUUUCAAUGUACCGUGAAAGGUUCAGCUCCCAUCACUCUCACUUGGGUAAAAGAUAAAAAUAUUAUCACCCAGAGCGACAAUAUCAAGAUGACUUUUGAGAACAAUAUUGGGACUCUUCAAAUUGCCGCUGUUGAAAUGAACAACGGUGGGAAGUACUCCUGUGAGAUCGAAAAUGAAGCUGGAAGUCAGAAAUGCCUUGCAGUACUGACUGUGAAAGAACCGGCAAAAAUCAUAGAGAAAGCAGAGCCCAUCAGUGUGACUGCAGGGGACCCAGCAACUCUGGAAUUCAUUAUAGCUGGUACACCUGAACUCAAAGCUAAAUGGUUCAAGGAUGGCAAAGAGUUACUAUCUCCAAGGAAAUACAAGACAAUUCUUUCAGACAAGGUGGCCAGCCUAAAGAUAUUCUCUGUAGAAAGAGAUGAUAGCGGCGAAUAUUCUUUUGAAGUCAAAAAUGACGUGGGUAGUUGCAGUUGCAAAACAUCUAUCACUGUGCUGGAUCGUAUGAUCGCUCCUUCAUUCACUAAAAAACUCCGGAAGGAGUCAGGCAUUUUGGGCGCUUCCUCACACCUGGAAUGCAAGUUCUCCGGUUCUGUUCCCAUCAGCAUCUCUUGGUACAAAGACGACAAAGAGCUAUCGGUCAGUGACAAAUACAAAAUAACAUGUCACGACAAUACCGCUAGUCUGGAGAUUAGUCAGCUGGAGCUUUCAGACUGUGGAACCUAUUCCUGCAAAGCUACAAAUCCUGCGGGAAAGGAUGAAUGCAGUGGGGUUUUAGCUGUCAAAGAACCCCCAAGUUUCCUCGUAAAACCAAUAUCUGAGCAAGUAGUACCUAGUUCAUCAGUGAAGUUCAAGGCCAUCAUAGAUGGAACACCUCCAUUUGCAAUUAAAUGGAUCAAAGGGAACACAGAGCUGGUGACUGGCGGUAGCUGCUUCAUUAUGAAGGACAAUACUUCCACUUUCCUUGAACUUUCUUCGGUGAAACCUUCUGACAUGGGUGACUACACUUGUGAAAUCAGCAACGAUGCAGGAACAAUUUCAAGUACAGCAAACCUCUUUGUGAAAGAACCACCAACCUUCGUUCUGAAACCAGAUCCCACAGUAUUGGUGAAAAAGGGAGAUUCAACAUCGUUUGAGUGCACUGUAACAGGCACGCCUGAGAUCAAAGUUACCUGGUACAAGUAUGAAACUGAAAUUCAACCAACUAACCAAUUCAGAACAUCGUUUGUUGAUUCGGUGUCAAUGCUUGAGAUUAUCGACGCUAAUGUGGAGGACAGUGGUCAGUACAUUUGCGAAGCACAGAAUGAAGCCGGCACUGACAGAUGCACUGUGACAGUUACAGUUAAAGAACCUCCUUCUUUUAGAAAGAAGCUCGACGCUGUUGAGGUGGUGAAAGCCACUGAUCUUUGUCUUGAGUGUGAAGUGGCUGGCACAGUCCCUUUCGAAGUCACUUGGUUUAAGGACAAUAAGCAAAUCCGACCUAGUAAAAAAUUCCAGGUGACCGACAGACACUCUUUAGUCAGUCUUUAUAUUCAAAAGAUCGAUAGCUCAGACGUGGGUGAAUACCGGUGCAAAGUAGCAAACGAUGUGGGAAGUUGCACUUGUUCUGCCGGAGUUCGAUUGAAAGAACCCCCAUCGUUUGUGCAGAAGAUUGAGAAUGUGAUGGCAUUAUCAGGAAAUUCGACCACUUUUGAAGGCUGUGUAAGAGGUGCAUCUCCUCUGUUUGUUACCUGGAUGAAAGACAAGGAUGAACUCCGAGAAGAUGAUAAUAUUAAAAUUUCUUUUGAGAACAACAUUGCAAUACUUCACAUUGCUGCUGUUGAACACAGUCACAGUGGAAAGUACACAUGCCAGGCCAACAAUGAUGCAGGCAUUGAGAAGUGUUUUGCCACCUUGUUAGUUGCAGAACCCGCACAAAUCCUAGAGAAAACAGAACCACUAAAUGUUACUUCAGGAACCACAGCGAUUUUGGAAUGUGUUGUAGCUGGCACACCAGAACUCAAAGUAAAAUGGUUCAAGAAUGGACAUGAGGUGACAUCCAGCAGAAAAUAUAAAAUCAGCUGUGUGAAUAAAGUGGCCAGCCUUAAGGUUCUGUCUGUUGAUAAGGAUGACAGUGGCGAGUAUACAUUCGAGGUCAAGAAUGAGUUUGGACAAGACAGCUAUAAAACGUCUCUGACAGUGCUAGAUCGAAUGAUUGCUCCAUCAUGUACAAGAAAGUUAAAGAAAAUGGAUAACAUAUUAGGGGCUUUCAUGCACAUGGAAUGCAAAGUGUCUGGUUCUCAUCCAAUCAACAUUACUUGGUGUAAAGAUGACAAAGAGAUAAUGGCAAAUGACAAAUACAAAAUAUCUUUUGAAGACAACACAGCAGUUUUGGAGAUCGAUCAACUUGAAAUCACGGAUGGUGGAAAUUACUAUUGCAAAGCAACAAAUGAUGCUGGAAGUUGUGAUUGCAGUGGAUUCUUAUCCGUCAAAGAGCCACCAAGCUUUGUAGAAAAAAUAGUAUCCCAAGGUAGCAUAAUUGGAUCCACGGUGCAAUUUAAGAGUGUCGUGGCAGGAACUCUUCCACUGACAGUGAAAUGGUUCAAAGGAAGUCGGGAACUGAAGCCUGGUACAGCAUGUUCCAUUUGGAAUGAAGGCUCAACACACUUCAUGGAACUAAUUUCAACUAAAACGACGGAUGCAGGUGGUUAUACCUGCAAAGUCAGCAAUGACGUUGGUGCAGAAACCUGUAAUGCAGAACUACUCAUAAAAGAACCUCCGACUUUUACUCAGAAGCCAGCUCCUACCGCUGUGUUAAAAAGGGGAGAGUUUGGACGUUUUGAGUGCAAAAUAGCCGGUACACCGCAAAUCACAGUUACUUGGUAUCUAAAUAACCAUGAAAUUAGAGCCAGUGAGAAAUACAGGAUAUCAUUUGUAAACUCAUUGGCACUGCUCGAAAUUGCUGGGAUAAGCAUUGAAGACAGUGGCGAUUAUUCCUGCGAAGCACAGAACGAAGCUGGUAGCAACGGUUGCAACUUUGUGGUACAAGUUAAAGAACCACCCGUAUUUACAAAGAAGCUUGAAUCUGUAGAAGUAGUGAAAACAAGCGAUGUGCCUCUUGAAUGUGAGGUGACUGGUACAGGUCCCUUUGACGUUGCAUGGUAUAAGGACAGUAAGCACAUUCGACCUGGUAAAAAGUACCAGAUGACUUCUGAUGAUUCAUUAGCCAGUCUUUGCAUUCUAAAGUCUGACUUCUCAGAUGCUGGUGAAUACCAAUGUACAGUAAAGAAUGAUGUGGGCAGUUGUUCCUGUAGUGCUGGAGUCAGUUUGAAAGAACCCCCAGGAUUUACACAGAAGUUUGAGAAUAUGACAGUGUUUGCUGGGAAAUCCACCGUAUUUCAAUGCCUGGUAAAAGGCUCAAAACCUCUUUAUGUAACUUGGAUGAAAGAUAAGGAUGAUGUGAAAGAGGAUGGUGAUAUAGCCAUGUCAUUUGAGAACAAUAUUGCCACCCUGCAAAUAACCGGCACUGGAGAAAAACAUGCAGGGAAAUAUAUAUGUCAGGCCAAGAAUGAUGCUGGAACUGAGAAGUGUUCUGCCACAUUAUUGGUAGCAGAACCAGCAAAAAUUACAGAGCAAGCACAUUCGCUUAGCGUGACUGUGGGUGAUCCAGCGAAUCUGGAAUGUACUGUCACUGGUACACCAGAAAUAAAAGUAAAAUGCAUUAAGGAUGGAAAGGAGCUGGUGUCUGGCAGGAAAUACACAAUCAGCUUCCAGAAUAAUGUGGCCAGCCUAAAGUUUCCAUCUGUUUGUAAGGAGGAUAGUGGUGAUUAUACAUUUGAGGUCAAGAAUAAGUUUGCGUCCUGCAGCUGCAAAGCUUCACUGACAGUCCUAGAUCAAAUAGUUCCUCCAGAAUUUACCAGAAAAUUACGGAAAAUGGACAGUGUUUUAGGAUCUUUUAUACUCAUGGAAUGCAAAGUUUCUGGUUCUCUUCCAAUCAGUUUUUCAUGGUAUAAGGAUGACACAAUAAUAUCUGCUAGUAAAAGAUGCAAACUGUCGAGCCAUCACAACACAGCGGUUUUGGAGAUUAAUGAACUAGAGAUGGCAGAUGGUGGAGUUUAUGCUUGUAAGGCAACCAAUUCAGCGGGAAGUGACGAUUGCAGCAAUACCUUUAUUGUAAAAGAACCACCAAGUUUUAUCGAAAGACCUGUUGCCCAGGAGGUUAUACCUGGCUCUUCAGUGCAGUUUAAAAGUGUUGCACGAGGAACUUCUCCGCUGUCUAUCAAAUGGCUGAAGGAUGGCAGGGAAUUGAUGUCUGGAGCUGAAUGCUUCAUUUUAAUUGAAGGCUCAUCGAGUUUGCUAGAGCUAUUUUCAGCCAAAAUUUCCGAUACCGGUGAAUAUACUUGCGAAGCCAGCAACAGCGUUGGCAGUGAAACUUGUACGACGAGGCUCUUUGUCAAAGAACCUCCAUAUUUUAUUAAGAAGUUAGACCUAACAGCAGUGUUAAAAACAGGAGAAACAGCACGCUUUGAGUGCAAAUUAACUGGCACACCCGAAAUCAGUGUGACUUGGUACAGAAAUAACUGUGCAAUUAGUGGCAGUGGAAAACACAGAAUAUCAUUUGUUGAUUCUGUGGCAAUCUUUGAAAUUACUGAUGUCAGUCUGGAUGAUGGUGGGAAGUAUUCUUGUGGAGCCCAGAACGAAGCUGGUAGUGAAUCUUGCAGCAUUGAAGUUAAAGUUCAAGAACCUCCCUCAUUUACAAAGGUGCUUGAAUCUGUUGAGGUAGUGAAAGCAAGUGAUGUGCCUCUUGAAUGUGAGGUGACUGGUACAGGUCCAUUUGGCGUUACGUGGUACAAGAACAAAAAGCAGAUUCGUCCUAGUAAAAAAUACAAGAUGGUCUCUGAGAGAUCACUAGCCAGUCUUUGCAUUCUAAAGUCCGAUAUUUCAGAUGUUGGUGAAUACCAAUGUACUGUAAAGAAUGAAGUGGGAAGCAUCUCCUGUAGUGCCGGAGUCAGUUUGAAAGAGCGACCAUCCUUCAUAGAGACAAUAGAAAAUGCAACAACAUUUUCUGGAAAUUCUACAGUAUUCCAAUGUCUUGUAACAGGAUCAAUUCCUAUAUCUAUAAGCUGGAUAAAAGCUGACCAUCAUAUCAAAGAAGACGAAAAAUUUAAAAUGUCCUUUGAGAAUAAUGUUGCCACACUGGAGAUAACUAACGUUGAAGACAAUCAUAGUGGAAAAUACAUUUGUCAGGCAAAGAAUGAUGCAGGAGCAGCCCAAUGUUUUGCUACUUUGACAGUCAUGGAACCUGCAAAAAUCCUAGAAAAAACUGAGCCACUCACUGUGACUGUCGGACAUCCAGCCAUAUUGGAAUGCACUGUGGCUGGUACACCAGAACUCAAAGUUACGUGGUUCAAAAAUGGGAAAAAGUUGGCGUCUAAUUCAAAAUAUAAAACAAGUUUUGUGAAAAAAGUGGCCAGUCUAAAGAUUUUGUCUGUUAAAAUGGAUGACUCUGGCGACUAUACAUUUGAGGUCCAGAAUGAAUUUGGAACAAGUGACUGCAGUGUCUCUUUGACCGUAUUAGAUCAAAUAAUUCCUCCAUUGUUUUCGAGGAAAUUGAAAGAAAUGGACACUGUUUUAGGAUCUUUCAUGCACAUGGAAUGCAAAGUGUCUGGUUCUAUUCCCAUGACUAUUUCUUGGUACAAAGAUAACAGAGAAAUAUCAGAUAGUAACAAAUACAAGAUGUCACAUCAAGACAACGUACUGACUUUAGACGUCACUCAGUUAGAUUUUUCAGAUGGUGGGAUUUAUGUCUGCAGAGCAACAAAUUCAGCAGGAAGGGAUGAAUGCAGUGGUACCUUAACCGUAAAAGAGCCACCGAGUUUUACGGUCAAAAUAAUGGCCCAGGAAGUUAUACUUGGUUCCACAGUACAGUUUAGGAGUGUUGUGAAAGGACAUUCCCCGCUGACUACAAAGUGGUUCAAAGAUAACAGGGAACUGAUGUCUGGUGUGGCAUGUUCCAUUUGGAAUGAAGGCUCAACACAUUUCCUAGAGCUGUUUUCAGCCAAAGUAUCUGAUGCGGGCAGUUACACCUGCCAAGCCAUCAAUGAUGUUGGUACCGACACCUGUGCAGCAAAAUUGUUUGUUAAAGAACCUCCGAGCUUCAUUAAAAAGCUAGAUUCUUCGACAGUGCUGAGGAAUGGAGCCUCCGCACUCUUUGAAUGCAUUGUUACCGGCACACCUGAAAUCCAAGUUACUUGGUGGAAAAAUGGCCAUAAAAUCAAUGCCGGUGACAAAUACAGGAUGUCAUUUGAUAAUUCUGUGGCAGUUCUUGAGAUACUUGGUGUUGAUCUGGACGACAGUACACAUUAUGUUUGUGAAGCACGGAAUGAAGCUGGUAGUGACAGCUGCAGCACAGACAUUAAAGUUAAAGAACCUCCCACUUUUAAAAGAAAACUUGAGCACACUGAGGUAGUAAAAGCCUGUGAAGUCACUCUCGAAUGCGAGGUGACUGGUACAGGUCCCUUUGACGUUACAUGGUAUAAGGAAAACAAACAGAUUUCAUCUAGUGAAAAGUACAAGAUGAUCACGCAAAACUUUGUAGUUAGCCUUUACAUUUUGAAGGUGGAUGUCUCAGAUGUUGGUGACUACAAGUGCACGGUUGCAAAUGAGGUGGGAAGUUGUACCUGCAAUUGUGGUGUCAAAUUGAAAGAACCACCAUCGUUUGUAAAGAAGAUUGAAAAUGUUACAACUUUUGCUGGAAAUUCCGCAGUAUUUCAAUGCCUUGUAAAAGGCUCACAACCUUUAUCCAUAAGUUGGAUGAAAGAUCAGGACGAUGUCAAGGAAGAUAAUAAUGUCAUAAUUUCUUUCGAGAAUAAUGUGGCCACCCUGCAAAUUAUAUCUGUUGAAGCAAAACAUGGUGCAAGAUACACCUGUCAGGCCAAAAAUGAUGCAGGGAUUGAGAAAUGUUUUGCUACAUUGAAAGUAACAGAACCUGCAAACAUUAUAGAAAAAGCAGAUUCAUGCAAUGUAACUAUUGGAAAUCCAGCAAUUUUGCAAUGUACUGUGACUGGUACACCAGACUUAAAAGUAAAAUGGUUUAAAGAUGGAAAGGAACUGACAUCGGACAGACAUUACACAUUGAGCUUUGAGAAAAUGGUGGCCAGCCUAAGGAUUAUGUCUGUAGAGAAGAUGGAUAGUGAUGAAUAUACUUUCGAAGUCCAAAAUGACUUUGGAGUCAGCAGCUGCAAAGCUUCAUUGACAGUACUAGAUCGAACAUUUCCACCAACAUUUAUGAAAAAAUUGAAGGAUAUGAGCAAUGUACUAGGGUCUUCCAUGUCUAUGGGGUGCAAAAUCUCUGGCUCUCUCCCAAUGAGCAUUCAUUGGUAUAAGGAUGGCAAAGAGAUAUCAGAUAGCACCAAAUAUAAAAUUUCACUGCAAGAUAACAUUUCAGCUUUGGAGAUUAAUCAACUUGAUAUCGCAGAUGGUGGAAUUUAUUCUUGCAAAGUAUCAAAUGUAGCAGGAAGUGCUGAAUGCAGUGGUGCAUUAACAGUAAAAGAACCACCAAGAUUUGUGGUGAAGCCACUUUCACAGGGAGUUUCUCGUGGUUCAAGAGUGCAAUUUAAGAGUGUUGUGCAAGGAACACUUCCACUCUUUUUCAAAUGGUUUAAGGAUGACAAGGAGCUAACUGCUGAGGCUACGUGUAUCAUUGUGAAGGAAGCUUCCUCCAGCUUUAUUGAACUGUGUUCAGUAAAAUCUUCUGAUACAGGAUACUAUACCUGUCACGUCACCAAUGAUGCUGGUGUAGACACUUGUACUGCAAAACUGUCCGUAACAGAACCUCCGUCCUUUAGUCAGAAGCUGGAACCUACCAAAGUGCUGAAGAAGGGUGAAUCGGCACAUUUUGAGUGCAGAGUGACUGGCACGCCUGAAAUCAAGGUCUCGUGGUUCAAGAACGACAGCGAAAUUAGAGCGAGUAACAAAUAUAAAAUGUCCUUUGAUAAAUCUGCGGCCGUUCUUGAGAUUGCUGAGUCUGACGUGCCAGAUAGCGGGGAUUACAUCUGUGAAGCACACAGAGCAGGCAGCGUGAGCUGCAGUGUUGCCGUCACAGUCAAAGAACCCCCUGCCUUCAGUAAAACCCUGGAGUCCGUGCACGUACUGAAAGGCUCUGAUAUCAUUCUCCAGAGCGAGCUGACUGGCACAGCUCCUUUCGAGAUCACCUGGCACAAAGACAAACGGCAAAUCCGAGCCAGUAAAAAAUACAAGAUGACUUACGAGAACUAUGUAGCGUGCCUUCAUAUUCUUAAAGUGGAAACCUCAGAUGUAGGCGAAUACCAGUGCAUGUCUAAGAAUGACGUGGGGAGUGACAGUUGUACUGGCACGUUAAAGCUCAGAGAGCCACCUUCGUUUGUGAAGAAACUCUCAAACGCUUCUCCCGUCCUUGGGGAGUCAGUCACGUUGCAGGCUAUCAUUAAAGGUUCAGAGCCCAUUCACGUCACCUGGUUGAAGGAGAAGGAGGAAGUGCGAGAUCAUGAGCACGUGACAACAUCCUUCGAACAAAAUGUCGUCACCUUGCACAUCGCAAAAGCAGAAAGCGUCCAUGCUGCAAAUUACACUUGUCAGAUCAAAAAUGAUGCUGGAAUGCAAGAGUCCACUGCUAAAGUAUCAGUCCUAGAGCCAGCCACGAUAGUGGAGAAAGCAGAGUCUGUCAGUGUGACUGCAGGAGACACCACAGCUCUGGAAUGUGUUGUGGCUGGGACACCAGAACUGAAAGUUAAAUGGUUCAAAGAUGGUAAAGAACUAGUGACUGGCAGAAAAUAUAAGAUCAGUUUUCUGAACAAGAUCGCCAGCCUAAAGCUUCUUUCUGGAGAAAGGGAAGAUUCGGGACAAUAUACUUUUGAAGUCCAGAAUAAUGUUGGUAGAGAUAGCUGCAAAGCAACAAUCAAUGUUCUAGAUCGCAUUAUUCCACCAUCAUUCACCAGAAAGUUAAAGAAAGCAGAUGGUAUCCUGGCCUCUCCCAUCCUAAUGGAGUGUAAGUUGUCUGGAUCAGCGCCCUUCACCAUCGCGUGGCUCAAAGAUGGACAGGAGAUUGUACAUGAAGAAAGAUAUGAUGUCUCGUUUGCAGAUAACACAUGUAACUUAAGAAUCAGCACACUGGAAACUUUGGAUGCUGGCAAUUAUACCUGUAAAGCAACAAAUGCUGCAGGAAAUGAUGAAUGCAGUGCUGUCUUGACUGUGAAAGAACCACCUUCAUUUAUGAGCAAACCUGAAUCCCAAGAGGUUUUGCCUGACUCUACAGCAAGAUUUACGUCUGUUGUUACUGGAACGGCCCCACUGAAGGUGAAGUGGUUUAAAGGUAGCACUGAACUGGUAACUGGAAGAAAAUGUCAUAUUUCGUUGACUGACUCGGUGGCAGUAUUGGAACUACUUAAUGUCAAUCCAUCUGAAAGUGGAGACUAUAUCUGUCAGGUCAGCAACGAUGCUGGCAAGGAUUCCUGCACAGCAAAUCUAUUUGUGAAAGAGCCAGCAGUGUUCCAGAAGAAAUUAAAGGAUUCCAGCAUUGAACUGAACAAGUCUGUCUGUCUGGACUGCACCUAUUCUGGAAGCCCAGAAAUCAAGGUUAUCUGGAAGAAAAAUGGGUUUGAAUUAUUUCAAUCUGAAAAAUAUACCCUAACCACCACAGAUAAGUCUUGUAUAUUAGAAAUUCAGCACAGCGUUAGAGAGGAUGGCGGGAAAUACACUUGUGAGGUGGAAAAUGCUGCCGGAGGGGACAUUUGUCACGCUGAAGUGACUGUAUUAGAACCACCAACUUUUGUCCAUGAAUUGGUGCCUUUGGAAGUCACACUCGGUGAUGCAAUAUCUCUGUCGUGUGUCCUUACUGGAACCCCUGAAAUUAAAGUGUCUUGGUACAAAGGAGACACUAAGCUGAGAAUGAUGUCUAACAUUGGGAUGGCAUUUCACAACAAUAUUGCCACACUGGAACUGAAGAAAACAGCUAUAAGUGACAGUGGGGAAUAUGUCUGCAAAGCUGAAAAUCUAAUUGGCAGCUGUUCCUCAAAGGCCACACUGACUGUACAAGAACUUAAAACUGCACCUUCUUUCACAAGAAAAUUGAAGGACAUGGAGGAAACUAUGGGUCGUCCAGUAACAUUUGAAUGCCGCUUGUCAGGUUCAGCUCCAAUUGAAACGGCUUGGUUUAAAGAUGGAGUGAAUUUGUCCAGUGGAGGAAAUGUAACAAUAUCUUUCAUAGAAAACCUGGCAACUCUUCAGAUUCUUAACGCUGAAAUGGUCGAUGCCGGGGAAUAUACUUGCAAAGCUUCCAACAUGGUUGGAGAAGCCUCAUGUGGUUCAAAACUAACUAUGAAAGAGGCCAGAGCUGCUCCUGAGUUUGAUAAAACGCUUGAAGCAGUGGAAGUCACAGCUGGGGACCCAGUAGAGCUUGAAUGCCAUGUAACUGGCUCUACCCCUAUCAAAGUGACCUGGUUGAAGGAUAACCGAGAGAUUCGAUCUGGGGGCAUCUAUAAGAUGACCUUUGAGAACAAUACACCUCACUUGACGAUUCUAAAAGCAGAGAAGGGAGAGGCUUGCCAAUACACUUGUCAGGCCAGCAAUGAUGUCGGAAAAGUCUCUUGCUCAGCAGGAGUGACUGCAAAAGAACGUAAAAUCCCACCAAGCUUCACGAAAAAGCCUCUUGAAACCAUACAAGAUACAGAAGGCAAGGCUGUAAAACUGGAAGCUCGUAUAUCUGGUUCUCAACCUCUGUCUGUAACAUGGUUCAAGGAUGAACAGGAAAUACAUCAAACUGAACAUGAAAUAUCAUUUAAGAAUAAUGUGGUGCUGUUGAACAUGAAGAAAGCACUUCCCAUCGAUUCGGCUGUUUAUACAUGCAAAGCUUCCAAUGAAGUGGGAUUUGCAUCAUUUACCGUGUCCGUGCUCAUCAAAGAGCUUAAAACGCCACCUGUCUUUGAUAUACCACUUAAACCACUGACAGCAACUGAAGGAGAGUCGCCGCAGCUUAGCUGCCACGUCCACGGAGGUGAACCCAUUAAGAUCCAGUGGCUUAAAGACAGAAGAGAAAUAAAAACAUCUGACAAAUUGAAGAUGACCUUCACCGAUGGCACAGCUGCCCUGGAAAUCAAAACAGUGGUUAAAACAGACAGUGGGGACUAUCUAUGCAAAGCCACAAACGAGGUUGGAAGUGACUCUUGCAAAGCCAAGUUAACAAUUCAAGGAAAAACCACCCCAGCAAAGAAAGUGGCCACUCCACCAGAGCCAGGCAAGAUCUUCUUCAUUGAGAAACCAAAGAACACAAAAGUAACGGAAAAGAGCACAGCAGCAUUUAUAGCAAAAGUUGGUGGUGACCCAAUACCAAAUGUUAAGUGGAUGAAAGGCAAAUGGAGGCAACUGAACCAUGGUGGAAGGUUUUUUGUGCAACAAAAGGGACAAGAUGCCAAACUGGAAAUCAAAGAUGUGGUAAAAUCUGAUUCUGGAGAGUAUAGGUGCGUCGCAUCGAACAAUUUUGGUGAACUUGAAUGCAGCGCGAGUAUGGAGGUUGCGGAGAAGAAAGAAGUCUUCAUUGAAGGAGAUCUCAGAGCAAAGCUGAAGAAAACACCUUCCAAGCAAAAGGAAGAGGAACCAGAUAAGGAGAUUGAUAUUGUAGAACUGCUGAGAAAUGUAGAUCCAAAGGAAUAUGAGAAAUACGCCCGUAUGCACGGAAUCACUGAUUUCCGUGGACUUCUUCAAGCUAUGGAACAACUGAAAAUGAGUAAAGAAGAUGAGAGUCACAGGGUUGAGAUCGAAGAGCAUGAGCGACCUGCACAAGAGGAAUUUGAUGAACUCAUCCAUUAUAUUCAGCAAAAAAUACAGAAUGUUGAGCCCGUUGAAUUGAUCAAGGAUAUUGAAGAUCAAACGGUACGCACAAAAGUGGAUGCCUUGUUUGAAUGCAUCAUAAAGAUAAAUUACCCGGAAAUCAAGCUGUCCUGGUAUAAAGGGACCGAAAAGUUGGAAUCAAAUGACAAGUAUGAGAUUACCAUUGAUGGUGACAUUCAUCGCUUGAAAGUCAAAAGCUGUGAAUUCCACGAUCAAAGCAAUAUCCGCCUUGUCUGUGGCCCACACAUCUCAAGUGCUAAGCUAACCGUCGUUGAACCCAUUGUGGAACAACAUCUUGAACACCUUUCCGGCAAGGAAGGACAGAUCUGUAUCAUGGUCUGCCAGUUCUCUCUGCCCAACCUGAAAACCGAAUGGUUUAAAAACGGUCGGCAGAUCGAGGGACGAGGCAGAUAUUCAAUCCACGUUUCAGAUAAGACACAAAAACUGACGAUCAGUGAUGUGAAACCCGAAGAUCAGGGUAGAUUUACGUGCAAGUUUGAAAACCUUGAGACGUCUGCUGACCUGAGGGUGGAAGCUGAACCAAUCGAGUUCACGAAGGCGAUCCAGGAUAUCGUAGUGAACGAGCAUGAGUCGGCUACGUUUGAAUGUGAGGUGUCUUUUGAUGAUGCAAUAGUAACCUGGUACAAAGACACAAUGGAACUGCAAGAGAGUCCAAAAUACAGCUUCAGAAGAACUGGGCGACGCCAUUUUAUGACUAUCCACAAUGUUGCUGCUGAAGAUGAAGGUGUCUAUUCAGUAAUUGCUCAACUUGAGCCAAGAGGUGAGGCUAAAAGUACUGCAGAGCUCUAUGUAUCGAGCAAAGAUGUCGUCUUGCAGCCAAUGGAACCUGAUGUUCCUGAUAUUGGAAUUUCAGUUGAAACAGUACAAGUAGAACAAAAACACAUAAAAGAAGAAGUUACAACAUAUCACGAAGAGAUUUAUGAAGAGACACAUGAAGAGAUUUUCUAUGAAACAAUACACGAAGAGGAGAUCACAGAAAUCAAAGCUCCCAAGAAGCCUGUAUCUAAAACGACUCCAGAGGCUAUUGUUGAAGAAGAGAUUUCUGCGACCAGAGUGUCUAAAGUUACAAGGAGGACUGGAAGACUACCUGAACAAAUUCCUGCACCUAGGAUUCCUAUUACAGAGGAGAUCACGGCACAAAGAGUAUCAGAGUUGUAUGAGAAACAAUCCAUUGAAGAACGUGUAAGCAUUUCAACAGAAGAAGAGAUUGUUGCAAUAAAAGUCCCAGAGGUUCCUAAGAAACCAGUACCCGAAGAAGUGAAACCAGUUCCAAGCAAGAAAGAAGUUGCACCAGCAAAAGUGCCAGAGCCAUCAAAGAAACCAGAGCCAUCGAAGAAACCAGAGCCUGAAAUUAUUCCAAAGAAAAAAGAAGUCCCACCAAAAGUGCCAGAGGUUCCUAAGAAGCCAGUUGUUGAAGAACCUAAACCUGUUAAAGUUACAAGAAAAGAGGUGGUUGCCCCAGUAGAAGUGCCUGAGGUUCCCAAGAAGCCAGUUGUUGAAGAAGUUAAACCAGUCACUGUUGAAAGAAAAGAGACUCCUGCAGCAAAAGUGCCGGAGGUUCCUAAGAAGCCAGUCCCUGAAGAGGUUAAGCCUGCUCUUGUUCCCAAAAAACAAGUGAUCCCUCCAGCCAAAGUGCCAGAGGUGCCUAAGAAGCCAGUGGCUGAAGAGGUUAAACCUGUUGGCGUUCCAAGAAGAGAAGAGGUCACUCCAGUCAAAGUGCCAGAGGUUCCUAAGAGGCCAGUGGCUGAAGAGGUCAAACCUACUGCUGUUCCAACCAAAGAAGAGAUUGUGCCAACUAAAGUGCCAGAAGUUCCCAAGAAGCCAGUUCCUGAAAAGGUGAAGCCAGUUGCUGUUCAACGAAAAGAAGAGAUCGCUCCAGCUACAGUGCCCGAGGUUCGUAAGAAGCCUGUGGCUGAAGAAGUGAAACCAGUUACUGUUUCAAGGAAAGAGGAGCCCGCACCAGCAAUAGUGCCGGAGGUUCCUAAGAAGCAUGUGGCUGAAGAAGAACCAGUUAUUGUUCCAAGAAGAAAGUUGAUCUCUCCAACUGAAGUGCCGGAGGUUCCUAAGAAACCGGUGGCUGAAGAAGUCAAACCUGUUACUGUUCCUGGAAGGAAGGUGUCUCCUCCUGCUGAAGUGCCGGAAGUUCCUAAGAGGCGAGUAACUGAAGAAGUGAAGCCGGUUAUUGUACCAAGAAGGAAGGAGAUUCCUCCAACCGAAGUACCAGAGGUUCCUAUGAAGCCAGUGGCUGAAGAAGCCAAAAUUGCCACUAUUCUUAGAAGGAAGGAGUCUCCUCCAACUGAAGUGCUGGAGGUUCUUAAGAAGAGAGUAGUUGAAGAAGUGAAACCAGUUACCGUUCCAAGAAGGAAGGUGUCUCCUCCCUUUGAAGUGUCAGAGGUUCCUAUGAAACCAGUGGCUGAAGAAGUCAAACUUACCACUGUUCUUAGAAGGAAGGAGUCUCCUCCAACUGAAGUGCCGGAGGUUCCUAAGAAGAGAGUAGUUGAAGAAGUGAAAGCUGUUACCGUUCCAAGAAGGAAGGUGUCUCCUCCCAUUGAAGUGCCAGAGGUUCCUAUGAAGCCAGUGGCUGAAGAAGUCAAACUUGCCACUGUUCUUAGAAGGAAGGAGUCUCCUCCAAUUGAAGUGCCUGAGGUUCCAAAGAAGCGAGUAGUUGAAGAAGUGAAAACAGUUACUGUUCCACGAAGGAAGGAAUCUCCUCCUACUGAAGUGCCGGAGGUUCCUAAGAAGCGAGUAGUUGAAGAAGUGAAAGCAGUUACUGUUCCAAGAAAGAAGGUGUCUCCUCCCUUUGAAGUGCCAGAGGCUCCUAAGAAGCCAGUGGCUGAAGAAGUCAAACCUGCCACUAUUCUUAGAAGGAAGGAGUCUCCUCCAACUGAAGUGCCGGAGGUUCCUAAGAAGAGAGUAGUUGAAGAAGUGAAAACAGUUACUGUUCCAAGAAGGAAGGUGUCUCCUCCUAUUGAAGUGCCAGAGGUUCCUAUGAAGCCAGUGGCUGAAGAAGUCAAACUUGCCACUGUUCUUAGAAGGAAGGAGUCUCCUCCAAUUGAAGUGCCGGAGGUUCCUAAGAAGCGAGUAGUUGAAGAAGUGAAAACAGUUACUGUUCCACGAAGGAAGGUGUCUCCUCCUACUGAAGUGCCAGAGGUUCCUAAGAAGCCAGUGGCUGAAGAAGUCAAACUUGCCACUGAUCUUAGAAGGAAGGAGUCUCCUCCAACUGAAGUGCCGGAGGUUCUUAAGAAGAGAGUUAUUGAAGAAGUGAAAGCUGUUACUGUUCCAAGAAGGAAGGUGUCUCCUCCGACUGAAGUCCCAGAGGUUCAUAAGAAGCCAGUGGCUGAAGAAGUGAAACCAGUUACUGUUCCCAGAAGGAAAGAGGCUCCUCCCACUGAAGUGCCAGAGGUUCCCAAGAAGCCAGUAGCUGUAGAAGUGAAACCUGCUGCUGUUCCAGAAAGGAAGAAAUCUCCAACUGAAGUUCCUAAGAAACCAGUGGCUGAAGAAGUCAAACCCAUUUACGUUCCAAGAAGGAAGGAGACUCCUCCAGCUGAAGUCUUUGAAGUGCCCGAGCCUCCUGAGAAGCCAGUGGCUGAUGAAGUUAAACCCGUUGCAGUUCCUAGAAGGAAGGAGAUUCCUCCGACUCAAGUGCCGGAGGUUCCUAAGAAGCCAGUGGCUGAAGAAGUCAAACCUGUUACUGUUCCAAGAAGAAAAGAGAUUCCUCCUGCUGAAGUGCGUGAGGUUCCUAAGAAACCAGUGGCUGAAGAAGUCAAACCUGUUACUGUUCCAAGAAGAAAAGAGAUUCCUCCUGCUGAAGUGCGUGAGGUUCCUAAGAAACCAGUGGCUGAAGAAGUGAAACCAGUUACUGUUCCUAGAAAGAAGGAGAUUCCUCCGAUUGAAGUGCCAGAGGUUCCUAAGAAACCAGUGGCUGAAGAAGUCAAACCUGUUGCUGUUCCAAGAAGAAAAGAGAUUCCUCCUACUGAAGUGUCGGAGGUUCCUAAGAAACCAGUGGCUGAAGAAGUGAAACCUGUCACUGUUCCAAGAAGAAAGGUGUCUCCACCAACUGAAGUGCCCGAGGUUCCUAAGAAGCCAGUGGCUGAAGAAGUGAAACCAGUUACUGUUGCAAGAAAGAAGGAGAUUCUUCCAACUGAAGUGGCCAAGGUCCCUGUGAAAGCAGCUGAAGAAGAACCUAAACCAGUUCCUGCCUCAAGAAAGGAGGAGGUCGCUCCAGCUAAAGUGCCCCAGAUCCGUAAGAAGCCAAUUGUUGAAGAAAGGAAGUCAAUUACUGUUCAAAGAGAAGAGGAAGUCGUCAUAGUUGCAGCUGCUCCUAAGAAGCCAAUUGUUGAAGAACCUAAACCAGUUUAUGUCCAAAGAAGAGAAGAGGUCACUGAAGUACAAGUGAUGGAGUUUCAUGAAGAGACUUUUGAAGAAGAAUAUCAAGAAAUCAUCGUUCAAAGCAGAGAGGAAGUUCCUUCAGUGAAAGUGCCAGUGGUUUCUAAGAAGAUAGUUGCUGAAGAAGAGAAACUAGUCACUCUAACAAGAAAAGGCACUGCUGUGAAAGUGCCAGAGGCCCCUAAGAAACCAGUUCCUGAUAAAGCUAAACCAGUUACUGUCGCAAAGAAAGAAGCUGAACCAGCCAAAGUGCCAGAGCCCCCUAAGAAACCAGUUCCUGAUAAAGCUAAACCAGUUACUGUCGCGAAGAAAGAAGCUGAACCAGCCAAAGUGCCAGAGGUUCCUAAGAAGCCUGCUCUUGAAGAAGAAAAACCUGUCAUUGUUCCAAGAAAAUUGGAGAUUGCUCCAACAAAAGUGCCAGAGGUGCCCAAGAAGCCGGUUCCCGAAGAGGUGAAACCAGAAGCUGUGCCAACAAAAGACAAAGUUGCUCCAGCCAAAGUGCCAGCAGUUCCCAAGAAGGAGGUUGCUGAAAAAGUGAAACCAGCUGUUGUUCCAAAGAAAGAGAUCAUUAUUCCCAAGAAAGAUGCAGCUAAAGUGCCAGAGGUUCCAAAGAAGCCUGAUGCUGUACAACUUAAACCUGUGCCAAGAAAAGAAGAAGCACCGAAAGUGCCCAAAGUUGACAAGAAGGUACAACCUGCACCCAUCAGCGUUUCAAGAAAAGAAGCAAUUAUUUCAAAAAAAGUGCCGGAAGAUGUAAAGAAGCCUACAUCUGAAAAGGUGACACCAAUCACUGUUACACCAAGAAAACAAGUUGUGCCUCUAAAAGACCCUGAGGUUACAAAACAACCUGCUUAUGAAGAAGACAGGGAAACAUAUGAAGUUAUAGAAGCAUAUGAAGAAUAUAAGGAAGAAUAUGAGGUAAUAGAAACAUAUGAAGAACAUAAGGAAGAAUAUGAAGUAAUAGAACCAUAUGAUGAAGAGACCGAAGAACUUGAUGAAGAGAUAGAAGCGUUUGAAGAAUAUACAGAAGCCUAUGUUGAAGAGCCUGAAGAAGAUGAAGAAGAUACAGAAGUAUAUGAAGAAAAAGAAAUGACCAUUCGACCUAAAGUGCCUGAAGUUACCGAGAAACCCGUCCCUCAAAAAGUUCCAAUCAAAGUUCCAGGAGCUCCCGAGAUUGGGAAAAAACCAACACCCACAAUCGCUUCUGAAGAAGAACCAACCAAAGAAGUACCUGGUGUUACAGCUCCUAUAACGACUCCAAUAGGAGGCAAGAGACCUGUAAAAGAUGCUAAGGCACCAGGUGAAGAAGCUGGCAGGGGCAGAGGUUCACCAAGAGCGAGAAAAACGCCAUCGCCUGGAGACGCAGACAAGAAAGGACUUAAACCAGGUGGUGGCAGACCGCCCGGAGAAGAGGCACCUUUUGCAGGGUUCCAGCUUAAAGCAGUCCCACUGAAAUUUGUCAAAGAGCUAAAAGAUAUCGUGUUGGAGGAGGCCGAGUCCAUAGGUUCUUCUGCUGUAUUUGAAUGCCAGAUCUCGCCAUCGACAGCACAGACAUCCUGGAUGAAGGACGGAAGCACUGUGAGAGAGAGCCCUAAGCACAAAUUUACAUCCGAUGGCAAAGAUAGGAAGCUGCAUAUCAUUGAUGUGCAGCUUUCAGAUACCGGUGAAUAUACCUGUGUAGGCCGUCUCGGAAAGCAAGAAAAGAUGAGCACAGCCAAACUAAUCGUCCAAGAACUGCCAGUGCAAUUCUUUAAGACGCUGGAAGAAGAGAUCAUGGUCUUCAAAGGACAACCUCUGUAUCUGACCUGUGAGUUAAACAAGGACAGAGACGUGAUUUGGAAGAAGGAUGGUGAAGUUGUUGAAAAUAUUCCUGGCAAAUUAACUAUCAGUGUCAUCGGGCUGCAGCGCUCCAUUACUAUCUCAGACAGUGACUUUUCUGAUGCUGGAGUGUAUACUGUCGAGACUGCUAAUAUAAAAUGUGAAGGAAAAGUUAGCGUACAAGAAAUUGUCAGGAAAUGGUUUGUCAAGCCACUUCGGGACCAACGGGUCAAACAAAAGGAAACUGCCGUCUUUCAAUGCGAAAUCGCAAAGGAUACACCAAAUAUCAAAUGGUUCAAAGGCGAAGAGGAGAUUUCAGCAAUGCCCCCGUCAAAGUUUGAAAUUAAGAAAGUUGGUAAAAUUCUUACUCUCACACUGAAGAAUGUGAGCCCCGAGGACCAGGGCGAAUACACAGUGGAGGUGGAAGGACAAGCCUCCACAGCCAACCUGAUCGUUGACGAGCGUGAGAUCGACAUACUUUUAGAACUGCAAAGUGUGGAAGUUUACGAGAAAGAAACCGCUGUCUUUGAAACUGAGAUCUCGCAAGAUGUUUCAGUAGAGUGGAAACUUAAGGGAGAAAUACUGCGCCCAUCUCCUACCUGUGAAAUGAAAGAUGAAGGGACUAAACGUACCUUGACCCUUCACAAUGUCAGACUGGAUCAAGCUGGUGAAGUUAUCUUCAGGGCACGGAAUGCCACAUCCAUUGCUUACCUGAGAGUGAAAGAAAUUGAACUUGACUUUGAGGUACCCCUGAGUGACGUGACUGUGCCUGAAAAACGUCAAGCACGGUUUGAAUGCGUCCUCACCAGAGUGGUUACGAAGAUUAUGUGGACUAAAGGCUCAGAUAUACUUAAGGUUGGCGAUAAGUAUGAUUUGGUCGCUGAUGGAAAGAAGCAGAUUCUUGUCAUCAAUAACUCUACUUUUGAUGAUGAAGGAGAGUAUUCUGCUGAAGUCGACGCCAAGAAAACAACUGCAAAGCUGAUUGUCACUGGUACAAGGUUGAAAUUCCUUACACCACUGAAGGACCAGACAGUUAAAGAAGGAAACACGGCUCAUUUUGAAAUUGAGCUUUCCCACGAAAAUUUGCCUGUGACUUGGUACAGAAAUGAAACCGUACUUCAUCCAAGCAGAACUGUUCUGAUCUCCACUGACGAGAAGAAGCAUGUUUUAGAAAUUAGAGAAGUGACUCUGGAUGAUACAUGUGAGAUCAAGGCAGAAGUCACUGAACUUUCCACCAAAGGUUGCCUGAUUGUCAUCGAGGCAGAUCCGUAUUUCACGGUGAAGCUACAGGAUUACACUGCCGUGGAGAGAGAUGAAGUGAAACUGGAAUGUGAGCUUAGCAAGGAUGUGCCGGUGAAAUGGCGGAAGGAUGGUGAAGAAAUUAGAGCAUCAAAAAUAGUCUCUAUGAAGGCUGAAGGACUACGCCGAAUAUUGAUAAUCAAGAAGGUUGACAAUAAAGCGAAGGGUGAAUAUGAAUGUGACUGUGGGACUGAUGUCACAAAAGCCUCUAUGAAUAUUGAAGCACGCAUUAUCAAAAUAAUGCGUCCACUAUUUGGAGUAGAGAUCUUCGAGGAUGAAACUGCACGUUUUGAGGUGGACAUCUCAGAGACUGAUGUGCAUCCUCAGUGGAAACUGAAUGGAGAAACUCUGUUACCAUCACCCAAUUGUGAGAUUCUCGAGGAUGGUAAGAAGCACACUUUGAUCCUGUACAACUGCAAACUGAAAGAUUCUGGAGAAGUUGCUUUUCAGGCUGCUAAUGCUAAGUGUGCAGCUAACUUGAAAGUCAAAGAAAUCCCAAUCACCUUCAUUACACCGCUUGAUGAUGUGAAAGUGUACGAGAAGGACGAAGCAAAGUUUGAAUGUGAAGUAUCCAGGAAGCCCAAGACAUUCCGUUGGCUAAAAGGAACAGAGGAGGUUAAGUCAGAUGCUAAGUUUGAGGUCUUAGAAGAAGGAACGAAAUAUGCAUUGAUAAUUAAAGAAGCUGCAUUUGAUGAUGAAGCAAAGUAUACGUUUGAAGCAGAGGACAAGAAGACAAGUGGAAAACUGAUUAUCCAAGGUAUCCGACUUGAAUUCAGCAAACCCAUCGAAGACCAAACCGUGAAAGAGCGUGAGACGGCAGAAUUUGUAGCCGAGCUUUCUCACGAGAAUAUUCAGGUUGUGUGGUACAAAAAUGACGUACGGCUGCACCCGAGUCGAGUAGUAACCAUGAAAGAUGACGGUAAGAUUCACGCCAUUAUGUUCAAAGACGUGACCAUCGAUGAUACCUCCCUCAUCAAAGCUGAAGCUAUGGACCAAAGUUCAGAGGCGAAACUCAUCGUCCUUGAGGGGGAUCCUUACUUUAUCAGCAAGUUGCAGGACUACACAGCGGUAGAGAAAGAUGAAGUUGUGUUCCAGUGUGAGAUCAGUAAAGCGGGAGCACCAGUUAAAUGGUUGAAGGAUGGGAAAGAAUUGACUCCUUCAAAGAACAUUCAAUUUAAGACCGACGGCAAGAAGCGCUUCUUAAUCAUCAAACGAGCACUAAAGACCGACCAGGGAGAGUAUUCAUGUGACUGCGGUUCUGAUAAGACAACCGCCAAGCUGAACACCGAAGAGCGUGACAUAAAGAUAAUGCGGCCACUGUACAGUGUUGAGAUCACAGAAACAGAAACUGCUCGCUUUGAGGUGGAAAUCUCCGAAGAAGAUGUACACGGCAACUGGAAGCUGAAGGGAGAAAGUUUAAGACCGUCACCUGACUGUGAGAUUAAGGAGGAAGGCACUAAGCAUAUUCUUAUUCUGUACAAUGUACCACUGGGUCAAGCCGGUCAAGUUGAUUUCCAAGCUGCAAAUGCCAAAUCCAACGCUCAUUUGAGAGUCAAAGCACGAGUCAUCGGCUUGCUCCGGCCCCUGAAAGAUGUCACUGUUGUUGCUGGGCAUUCUGCUACCUUCGAGUGUGAGCUCUCGUAUGAAGGAAUCCCAGUUGAGUGGUUUUUGAAGGACACUAAGUUGGAAGCCAGCGACAGGGUUGUUACUCGCGCUGAAGGUAGAGUGCACACUUUCACCCUCAGAGACGUUCAGUUAGAUGAAGCAGGAAAAGUCAAAAUUACUGCCAAGGACUUCACUACAUCUGCUAAACUUAUUGUAAAAGAACCUGCAGCAGAAUUUACUAAACCUCUGGAGGACCAAACUGUGGAAGAAGAGGCCACUGCUGUUCUGGAGUGUGAAGUGUCUAGAGAAAAUGCUGAAGUGAAAUGGUUUAAGGCUGGACAGGAAAUCUUUAAGUCCAAGCAAUACGAUAUUGUUGCAGAAGGAAGAAUUAGAAGACUUAUUAUCCAUGGCUGCAAACCUGAUAAUUCUAAGACGUAUACUUGUGAUGCAAAAGACUUUAAGACAUCCUGUUUCCUCAGUGUGGAAGCUCCACAUAUCGAGUUUACAAAGCCUCUCACCGACCUUGAAGUGAAAGAAAAGGACGUGGCUAAAUUUGCGUGUGAAGUUUCACGGGAAGAUGCAAAGGUUCGCUGGUUUAAAGAUGGCAUGGAAAUAAGGAAAGGCAAAAAGUAUGAUAUCACAGCGAAGGGUGUCGAGAGAUUGUUGACCAUCCACAAGUGUAGCUUUGAUGAUGAAGCUGAAUAUGAAUGUGAUGCAAGGACCUCUAAAACAUCUGGAAUGCUUACGGUGUUAGAAGAGGAAGCUGGCUUCACCAAGAAGCUCGCAGAUGUCGAAGCUUCUGAAACGGACACUGUCAGGCUGGUGUGUGAAGUCUCCAAGCCGGAUGCCGAGGUCACGUGGUACAAGGGAGACGUGGAGCUGCCUGACAUUGGCAGAUACGAACAACUCACAGAUGGCAAGAAACGCAUUCUAGUCAUUCACAACGUCAAUCCAGAAGACGUUGGUGAAUAUAACUGCCGGCUCCCAAAAGGGAUCCGCACUUCAGCUAAGAUGGCAGUUAACGAACUGGCAGCAGAAUUUACUUCUCGGCCAAAGAACCAGGAGGUGCUAGAAGGAGACAAAGCAGAGUUUGUCUGCGCAGUAUCUAAGGAGUCCUACGAAGUGAGAUGGUUCAGAAAUGAUACAGAGCUUGGGACUGGGGAUAAGUACGACAUUAUAUCGGAGGGCAAUAAGCGAGUGCUUGUUAUUAAGGACUCCAUAUUGGAUGAUGAAGGAACCUAUGCAGCAAUGGUUGCCUCCUCACGAGCAACAGCAGAUCUGACAGUGAUUGAAAAACUAAGGAUAAUAACUCCCAUCAAAGACCAGCUUGCCAAAGAAGGACAAGAAACUGUAUUCAACUGUGAAGUCAAUGUUGAAGGUGCCAGAGCGAAAUGGUUGAAAAAUGACGAGGUUAUUUUCGAUAGUGCAAAAUAUUUCUUGCUCCAGAAAGAUUUGGUCUAUACUCUCAGAGUUAAGGAUUCCCAAAUGAAGGACCAAGGAACGUACACAAUUGCCUUGACAAAUAAUAGAGGAGAACAUGCAGCAUGCUCAGCCGAACUGGAAGUAAAAGAGGAGGAGCUGAAGAUCAUCGAGCCUCUUGAUGAUUGUGAAACAAUGGAGAAGAAGUCUGCCAUCUUCUCUUGCAAAGUGAACCGUGAAAAUGUCACUCUAGCAUGGAUGAAGGGUGGGCAGGAGAUUACAUUUGACCGACGAGUUUCAUAUAAAAUCGAUAAGAAAAAACACUCCAUUCUAAUCAAAGAGUGUAGCUUUGGAGACGAAGGUGAAUACACUGUAACAGCAGGACAGGACAAAUCUGUUGGUGAAUUGAUUAUCACAGAAGCGCCCACAGACUUCACCGAGCAUCUCCAGGAUCAGACUGUAAUUGAGUUUGAAGACGCUGUGUUUUCAUGUCAGCUGUCGAAAGAAAAGGCUGCAGUGAAAUGGUACAGGAAUGGCCGCGAGCUCAGGGAGAACAAAAAGUACCAGUUUGAGAAGGACGGUAGUUUGCACACACUUACUGUAAGGGAAUGCAGACCCGAUGAUGAAUGUGAAUACUCCUGUGGUGUGGAAGAUAGACGUUCCAGGGCGAGGCUGUUCGUUGAAGAAAUCCCAGUUGAGAUCAUCAGGCCUCCACAAAAUAUCUUCGAAGCUCCAGAUUCCGAUGUGAUCUUCGAAGCUGAAUUAAACAAGGAUAGGGUGGAAGUCAAAUGGCUCCGAAACAAUAUGAUCAUUGUCCAGGGUGACAAACAUCAAAUGAUGAGUGAAGGGAAGGUGCACAGAUUGCAGAUCUGUAACAUCAAACCGCGUGAUCAGGGCGAAUACAGGUUCAUUGCCAAGGAUAAAGAUGCCAGAGCAAAAUUAGAACUAGCAGCGGUGCCUACCAUCAAGAUAACUGAUCUGAACCUUGUGAUUGAUGCUGGAAAACCCUUCACAAUGACACUUCCUUAUGAUGCCUAUCCACGUGGUGAAGCCAAAUGGUUCAAGGAAGAUAGUACCACCUCAGAGUAUGUGAGCCUGCCCAAACAGAACAUCGACACAACCGUAGACAUGACAAGUUAUAGACUUUCAGAUCCAAAGAGAACUGACAAAGGAAGGUACAAGGUUAUCAUUGCAAACAAACAUGGAAAGGGAGAAGCAUACAUCAAUUUGAAUGUCAUUGAUGUGCCUGGCCCAAUCCAGAAUUUGAACAUCGUAGAAACUUAUGAUGGUGAAGUGAGUCUUGCCUGGGAUGAGCCUGACAGUGACGGUGGCAGCAAGAUCCUUGGAUACGUCGUAGAAAGACGUGAUGUAAAACGGAAGACUUGGACCUUGGCUACUGAUCGUGCUGACAGCACUGAGUUCACAGUGACCGGGCUCCAAAAAGUCUUAGAGUACCUGUUCCGUGUGAGCGCAAGGAACAGAGUAGGUACAGGUGAACCUGUGGAAACUGAUGUACCUGUUCUAGCUAAGAAUAAGUUUGAUGUACCCGAUGCACCAAUCAAUGUUGACGUAAAGGAUGUGAAUAAAUUCGGUGCCACCAUUACGUGGGAACCACCCGAGUACGAUGGUGGAGCAGAAAUCACCAACUACAUAAUUGAGUUACGAGACAGAACGUCAGUUAAAUGGGACGUAGCGAUGGUUACCAGUGCAGAUGAGCUCUCGGCUCAGUUGAAUGAUGUUGUGGAGAACAGAGAAUACAUAUUCCGUAUCAGAGCAGAGAACAAGGCUGGCAUUGGAAAGCCAAGUGCAGCUACACAUCCUGUCAAGAUUAUGGAUCCAAUAUUCAAACCAAGCCCACCCAUCAAUCUCAAAUGCUCAGAUCAGACCAAAGAUUCGGUACAGCUGAACUGGGAGGCUCCCCUGAAAGAUGGAGGAAGCCCAAUACUGGGUUAUAUUAUUGAACGACAAGAAGAAGACACGGAUAAAUGGAUUCGUUGUACUCUCAGACUUGUUCCCGAAACAACAUUCAAAGUCCCUGGACUGAAGCAAGGAGUCAAGUAUUAUUACAGGGUUUCGGCUGAAAAUGCAGCGGGUGUGUCAGAUCCAGCUGAUGCUCUCGGGCCACUGACAGCUGAUGAUCCUCACGUGGCUCCUUCCAUUGAUUUAAGAGAUUUCAAAGACGGUCUCGAGGUCAUUGUCCCAGAGCCACUUAAGAUCCGCGUUCCUAUUUCUGGCUACCCAACGCCAACUGCAACCUGGGCCGUUGAUGACAAACCUCUUGAAAGUGGCGAUCGUGUGAAAAUGGAGACAACCGCGAGAUACACACAACUGAUCGUUUGUCCCAGUGAACUUCCUGACAAGGGCGUCUACAGUCUGACGCUUGAAAAUCCUGUGUUAUCCAUUUCAGGGGACAUCAAAGUGAAUGUAAUCGCCCGUCCGAGCGCACCCAUGGAUAUCAAAGUGGUGGAAAUCGGUAGGAGUUCAGUUCACCUAACCUGGGAGCCACCAGAACACGAUGGUGAUAGUCCAUUGACCGGCUACCUCAUUGAGAAACGAGAAGUUAAUCGCAAAACCUGGGUCAAAGUUAUCGAGGGUGUGGUUGACCUGGAGUAUACAGUUCCUGACCUGUAUCAGGGAAGAGAUUACCUGUUUAAAAUUUCAGCCUGCAACAAGUGUGGACCAGGAGAGCCCGGAUAUAUUGAUGAACCCGUUAAUGUAUCUGCACCAGCAACUGUCCCAGACCCACCCGAAAAUCUCAAGUGGAGGGAUCCAUCUGCCAGUGGAAUCUUCCUCACAUGGGAACCGCCCAAAUAUGAUGGAGGUUCACGCAUUAAAGGGUAUAUGGUAGAAAAGUGCCAGCGUGGUUCUGAAAAGUGGGAGAUGUGUGGCGAGCCAGUAUUUGACCUGAGGUUUGAAGUGACUGGCCUGACUGAAGGGCAGUGGUAUUCAUACCGCGUUAAAGCAUUGAACAGACAAGGUGCCAGCAGGCCAGGCAAACCUACAGAUGAUAUACACGCUGUGGAUCCAAAAGAGCCUCCAGAGAUCCAACUUGAUGUUAAGUUGCUCGCUGGCAUUACUGUGAAGGCCGGAACAAAGGUUGAGCUGCCAGCCUGUGUGAUUGGCAAACCUGAGCCCAGAGUUACUUGGACAAAAGCUGAACGUUUACUGAGGGUCGACACCAGAAUAACCAUCGAGACAAAACCUGGUCAUUCCACCGUGACAAUCAUGGAUACCACUAGGAGCGACACUGCCACCUACAUUAUUGAAGCCGUAAACACCAGUGGCCGGGCUACAGCUGUUGUUGAAGUCAAUAUUCUAGAUAAACCUGGGCCUCCUGCGGCAUUUGACAUCACUGAGAUUACGAAUGAAAACUGUGUCUUGACUUGGAAUCCCCCGAGAGACGAUGGUGGGUCACGUGUCACAAAUUACAUUGUGCAUUUCAAAGAAGGAGCUAGCGAAGUAUGGAAGAAACUCUCAACCACCAUCAAAGACACCAAAUAUAAGGCGAUGAAUCUUACACCCUUCAAAGAAUAUGUUUUCAAAGUUUGUGCUGAGAACAUGUAUGGCAUUGGAGAGCCAUCUGAGCACGCUCCAAUUGUAGCCAGAUAUUCUUUCGAUCCACCUGGUGCUCCAACACAUGUCCAGCCUUCAGAUAUCAACAAAGAUUCAUUGACUUUGUCUUGGAAUGAACCAGAUGAAGAUGGUGGUAGCCCAAUCACUGGAUACUGGAUUGAAAAAUUCGAUCCAGAAACUGACAAAUGGAUGAGAUGUAACAAAAUACCAAUCAGAGAUACUACCUUCAGAGUGAAAGGGCUUGCAACAAAGAAGAAGUACAAGUUCCGUGUUCUAGCAGAGAAUCUCGCUGGCCCUGGCAGUCCUAGCAAAGAAACAGAACCGAUCCUAGUAAAGAAUCCCAUUGAUCCACCUUGGCCUCCUGGAAAACCUAGUGUCAAAGAUGUCAUGAAGACGACAGUAUUCCUAAUGUGGACCAAACCAGAACACGAUGGAGGAGCAAAGAUUGAGUCUUAUAUUAUCGAGUUGUUGAAGAAUGGAACAGAAGACUGGGUCAGAGUAGCUGAGGGUGUUCCCAUGACUGAAUAUUUCCUGAAAGGUCUUAUGGACAAACAAGAAUACUCAUUCCGCAUUAGAGCUGUCAACAAAGCUGGUGAAAGCGAGCCCAGUGAACCCAGCGAUCCCGUCUUGUGCAAGGAGAGACUGAAUCCUCCCUCACCUCCUCGUUGGCUGGAAGUCGUUAAUAUCACAAAGAAUACCGCAGACCUUAAAUGGACUCCGCCAGAGAGAGAUGGUGGCUCUCCGGUCACAAAUUAUAUUAUGGAGAAGAGAGAUGUGAGACGAAAGGGUUGGCAGACUGUUGACACUACAGUGAAAGACAUUAAAUAUACAGUGACACCUCUUUCUGAGGGUUCGCUCUAUGUCUUCCGUGUUGCUGCAGAAAAUGUAGCUGGACAGAGCGAUUACUGUGAACUGGAAGACUCGGUACUGGCUAAAGACACGUUCACUACUCCUGGUCCACCCUACGCACUUACAGUGUUGGAUGUAACCAAGAGACACGUUGAAUUGAAAUGGGAGGCUCCUAAAAAUGAUGGUGGAAGGCCAAUUCAGAGGUACGUCAUUGAAAAGAAAGAGAAAUUAGGAACUCGCUGGGUUAAAGCUGGUAAGACGGCAGGACCAGAAUGUAACUAUAGAGUCACUGAUGUAAUUGAGGGGACUGAAGUACAAUUUCAAGUCCGCGCUGAAAAUGAAGCAGGAUGUGGACAUCCAAGUGAACCUACAGACAUGCUCUUAAUUGAAGAUCCAACAAGUCCUCCAUCUCCUCCUCUUGAGCUACAUGUGACAGACGCAAGCAGAGGCCAUAUUUCUAUUGCCUGGAAGGCACCAGAGAAAAAUGGUGGCAGCCCAAUUCUUGGCUACCAUAUUGAAAUUUGUGAGCCAGGAACCGAAAAGUGGAUGAGGAUUAACUCUCGGCCAGUGAAGGACCUGAAAUAUAAAGCGGACGAAGGCAUCAAACCUGAUAAGGAAUACAUCCUGAGAGUUCGGGCUGUCAAUGCCAUCGGGACAAGUGAUCCAUCAGAAAUAUCUGAAAAUGUUUUCGCAAAGGAUCCUGACUGCAACCCAAGUAUUGAAGUCAAAUCACAGGAUGUCAUUGUCGUGGAGGGUGAAAGGUUGAACGUGCCUUUACCCUUCAGAGCUGUUCCAGCACCAACUGUUUCGUGGCAUAAAAACGGAAGGGAACUCAAAGCAGAUGACAGAAUCACUUUGAAGAGUGAUUAUAUCAGUGCCUGCCUUGAGAUUGCUCGCAGUGUUCACGCUGACGCUGGUGUCUACACACUUACUUUGGAAAACAAGCUGGGUUCCACCAUCGGUACUAUCAACGUGAAAGUCAUCGGUUUGCCUGGCCAGUGUAAAAAUAUUAAGGCAAGUGAAGUCACUAAGGAUUCUUGCAAGAUAACCUGGGAUCCUCCAGACAAUGAUGGCGGCAGUCCCGUUUUGCACUAUGUGCUUGAACGUCGCGAGUCUGGUAGAAGAACGUAUAUGCCAGUCAUGUCUGGUGAGAACAAACUCAGUUGGUCCUUGAAAGACCUCAUCCCAAAUGGUGAAUAUUACUUCCGUGUAAAGGCUGUGAACAAAAUAGGCGGAGGUGAAUACACCGAGCUUCGCAAUCCAGUUAUCGCUGAAGAUCCAAAGCAACGGCCUGAUCCACCAGUUGAUGUUGAAGACCACAAUCCAACAUCAAAAUCAGUAACACUCACUUGGAAGCCACCGCUCUAUGAUGGAGGCUGCAAAAUCAUGGGCUAUAUUAUUGAAAAGAUCCCGAAGGGGAGUGACAAGUGGGAGAGGUGCAACGAAUACCUGGUGCCUGUUCUGUCUUACACUGUAAAGAAUCUCGAGGAAGGAAAUGAAUAUCAGUAUCGUGUACGUGCUGAGAAUGUAGCUGGAGUUAGCGAACCUUCAAAACUCACUCUAGGAAUCAAAGCUGUGGAUCCAGUUGAACGACCCAAGGUCUUCCUGAGCGGAAACCUAGCGUCUGGAUUAAGUGUCAAAAGAGGUGAUCAGAUUAGCCUCAACGCCGUUAUUUCUGGCUCUCCUUAUCCAAGUGUGACAUGGAUUAAAGAUGAGGAAGUGAUUCGGCCUGAAGAAAUCAAAAAGAGGGAACGUAAAAUAAUGCCAGUCAAGAAGAAGCAGGAAGUUGUAGAAGAAGAGCCGUUCUUUCUCAGUCUACCCGAACGUUUAAGCCUUGACAAUAGCAGACAAGGAGAGUCCAAUAUAAUGGUCCGCGAUUCUAUUAGACAGGAUCAUGGAAAAUUUACAAUCAAAGUAGAAAAUGAUCAUGGUAUAGCCAGAGCCACUUGUUACGUAAACGUGCAAGAUACCCCUGGCCCACCUAUCAACUUCACCUUUGAGGAAAUCAGAAGCGAUUCUCUCCGUUGUACAUGGGAUGCUCCUGUGGAUGAUGGCGGUAGUGAAAUCCUCAAUUAUAUCUUGGAGAAGAAAGACUACUCUAAACCUGAAGCUGGUUGGAUUACGAUAUCGUCAACUCUAAGGCAACGCAAAUUCCACAUCACUAAACUUAUCGAAGGGAAGGAAUACAUUUUCCGUGUGACGGCAGAAAAUAAAUUCGGCCCAGGACCACCAUGUCUCUCACAGCCAGUCAUUGCCAAAAAUCCAUUUGAACCUCCUGAGGCACCUGAGAAACCUGAGGUGGUGGAUACUUCUAGCAAUAGCAUGGUUGCUGAAUGGAAAGAACCAAAAGACAACGGAAGCCCUAUCAUAGGCUAUUGGGUAGAAAGGAAGGAAAUUAGCAGUACCCAUUGGACCCGAGUGAAUAGACAAUUGCUGAAUGCUCUCACCACCAAGGCUGAAGGCCUCAUGGAAGGAUUAACGUACAUAUUCAGAGUCUGCGCAGAAAAUGCAGCAGGUCCUGGAAAAUUCAGUCCACCUUCAGAACCCAAGAUUGCUCAGGACCCUGUGUUACCACCUGGCCCACCAAGACCAAGAAUCCUAGAUACAAGUGAAACGACAAUAGAAAUCGAGUGGGAUCCUCCAAUAUACAGUGGUGGUGGCGAUAUCAUCGGGUAUCAUGUUGACAAGCAGAUGCUGGGUUCAAAGGAAUGGUCACGCUGCACAGAAAGGCUAGUCAAGAACCGCACCCUAUCAGUCAGCGGGGUUCGAGAAGGCGGCGAUUACAAAAUUCGUGUUGUGGCGGUCAACAAUGCUGGAGAAGGCCCUCCUGGUGAAACCGAAACUGUAACCGUGAGGGAUCCAAAAGAGCCUCCAGUGGUUGAGUUUGACAUCUCUGUAAAAGCGGGUGUUCAGCACCUGGCCGGGAAAACCAUUAGACUGCCUGCCAUUGUCACAGGCCGACCCCCACCGGAAAUCAAGUGGAGCAAGGAAGAAGGGGAACUUGACAAAGAGCGCAUCCUUGUUGAAACAGUUGGCACCAGCACCGUGCUGGUCAUACAAGACGCGCGAAGAAGCGAUCAUGGGAGAUACAUGGUCACCGGCACAAACAGCAGUGGCUCGAAAUCCGCAGUGACCAGAGUAGAAGUGAUGGACGUGCCCGGCCCUGUUCUGGAUCUGAAACCUGUCGUCGUUACAAGAAAGAUGAUUUUGCUCAAUUGGUCUGAUCCCGAGGAUGAUGGUGGUAGUGACCUCACUGGUUUCAGUAUAGAGAGAAAGGAUGCCAAGAUGCACACCUGGAGACAGCCUAUAGAGACCGACAGAUCUAAGUGUGACAUUGUUGGGCUUCUUGAAGGACAGGAGUACAUGUUCCGUAUUAUUGCUAAAAAUAAGUUUGGUGGUGGUCCUCCUGUUGACCUUGGACCUAUACUUGCCGUCGACCCGCUUGGUCCACCAACUUCACCCGAGAGGUUUAUGUACACAGAGAGAACAAAGUCAACAGUCACGCUCGAUUGGAAGCCUCCUCGAAAUGAUGGUGGUAGCCCCAUCAUCGGAUACAUUAUUGAAAAGAAAAAGCAAGAUACACCUGAAUUUGACAGAGUUAACAAACAGCUAUGUAGAGCCACAAACCUCCUUGUCGAAAACCUAGCAGAACUGCACAUGUAUGAGUUCCGUGUCAAAGCUGUCAAUGAAAUCGGGGAAAGUGAACCGUCACUGCCUCUUAAUGUAGUAAUCCAGGACGAUGAAGUGCCUCCAACUGUAAAACUGCUGGUGAAAAUCAAGAGAAACACUAUUUCUGUCAAAGCUGGUGAACCCAUUGACAUCCCAGCUGAGGUGGAAGGGCUUCCCCUACCCAAGAUUGAAUGGAAAAAAGGAGAGACUGUGAUAGGAGCAUCGACUGACCAACUAAAGAUGCAUACCGAAAUCUUAUCAAGAACUAAUGCAAAGACCAAGAUUCAUAUCGCUGCAUCGGUUAGAAAGGACACACAAUUGUACACUAUCACUGGUUCAAACCGUCUCGGAACUGCUUUCCAGUCUGUGAACGUUGUCAUUUUUGAUAAACCUUCACCUGUGAGAAAGCUCGUAGUUUCCGACAUCAAGUCUGAAUCCUGCUAUUUGACUUGGGAUGCACCCGAAGACAACGGCGGCAGUGAAAUAACGAACUACAUUAUUGACAAGCGCGAUGCAUCCAAGAAGAAGUCUGAGUGGGAGGAGAUCACAAAUUUCAUUAUUGAAAGGAGAUACGGAGUAUGGAAACUGACAACGGACGGAGAUUAUCAAUUCCGAAUCCGUGCACAGAACAAGUAUGGAAUUAGCGAUGAUUGCGUUUCUGAAAAGGUGACGAUCAAAGACCCAUUUGGCCUCCCGGGACCACCCGCCAAGCCAAAGGUGUCCGAUGUCACGAGACUGACGAUGCUUGUAUCUUGGGAACCUCCACUGAACAAUGGUGGUGCUACUAUCACAGGCUACUGGCUGGAGAAGAGAGAGCUGGGUGGUGUGUAUUGGUCCCAGGUUAACAGAGCUCCUGUCACCAAACCCUCUGUAAAAGGCCUAGACUUCAAUGUCCUCCGCUUGAUAGAAGGUCUUGAAUACCAAUUCAGAGUCAUGGCUGUAAAUGCUGCUGGAAUUGGACCUCCUAGUGAGCCUUCUGAUCCUGUAUUGGCAGCUGAUCCUAUAUAUCCUCCCAGUACUCCAUCGGCUUUAGAGGUGACUGACAAAACUAACAGUACAGUAGCCCUUCGCUGGAAGCGUCCAGACAAAGAUGGUGGCAGCCCGAUCAAAGGCUACAUUGUUGAGAUGCAAGAGGAAGGCUCGUCUGACUGGAAAAACGUGUCUGAGCCGGAUAAACUUCUCACCAAUUGUGAAUAUGAGGUGCCCAAUUUACAGACGCACAAGAAGUACAGGUUCAGAGUUAAAGCAGUUAAUGCUGCAGGCGAAUCCGAGCCAAGUUCAACAACAACAGAAAUAGUUGUCAAGGACCUUCUUGAGGAACCAACUGUUUCAUUAGCAAUUAAUGCACAAGACUUGCUCCUUUGCCGUGCCGGUACAACGGUGAAAAUCCCAGUAAUUGUUACCGGUCGUCCUUUUCCAAAGCUUAAUUGGGAGUUUGAAGGACCAGCUAAGACCGUCUUGAAGGAUGACAUCCACAACUUACCAGCUGAUGCAGAGCUUGAAAGUACUAAAACUACUACAACUGUGGUAAUUCCAGAGUGUAACAGCAGCCACUCUGGCCGCUACAGCAUCACCGCGAAGAAUAAGGCCGGACAAAAGACAUUAAACAUCAGAGUAAAUAUUCUUGAUGCCCCAGGCCCGCCGAAAAAUCUCAAAGUCAGUGACAUUACCAGAAGCACCUGCAAACUUUCAUGGAAGCCCCCAGACAAUGACGGUGGAGACAGAAUUAAGGCCUAUUAUAUAGAGAAGAAGACUGUAGAAGGAAGGGCCUGGGUAAAGGUUAACACUGCCUGUGCAGGGACAUCAUACACUGUGCCUGAUCUUGUUGAAGGCCAGGAAUAUUUCUUCCGUGUCCGAGCGGAAAACCGAUUUGGGGUUGGUGCACCAGCGGAAACUAUCCAAAGGACCAGGGCUAGAGAUCCAAUCCAUCCACCUGAGCCUCCUACGCGACUUAAAAUUGCCCUCGUCACGAAAAAUGCUGUUUCUCUUACCUGGCGGCCACCUAAGAACGACGGAGGUGCUCCGGUGACCCAUUACAUUAUCGAGCGUCUCAGCUGGACCACCACAGGAAAAGACAAGGAAUCGUGGAAGCAAUGCAACAGACGCGAUGUUGACGAUACCAAGUUUACAGUUGAGGACCUCCAGGAGGGCGGGGAAUACGAAUUCCGUGUAAAAGCUGUAAAUGAGGCCGGUCAAAGUAAACCAUGUAACCCCGUUGGGCCAAUUAUCGUAAAAGAUCAAACAUGUGGACCUUCAAUUGAACUUAAGGAAUUCUUGGAGGCAGAAGAACGUACUGACAUCAGCAUUGUAGCCAAAAUUAAAGGCGUACCCUUCCCAACUUUGACGUGGUGCAAGGCGCCUGCUCACAAGGCAGAAGAGAAGUCUAAAGUAGAAUACGAUCAACAUGUCAACAAAAUUGUGACCGAGGACAAAUGCACUUUGUUGAUUCAUCAGUCCCUCCGAAAGGACACUGGUCUUUACACUCUCACUGCAACAAACAAUCUGGGAACGGAUUCCAAGGAAAUGAGACUCAACGUUCUUGGACGCCCUGGGCCUCCGGUGGGUCCGAUUAAGUUUGAAGGCAUUUCUGCCGAACACAUAACGUUAGCGUGGCUUCCUCCGAAGGAUGAUGGCGGCUCCAAGAUCACCAACUAUGUAGUCGAAAAAAGGGAAGCAAAUAGAAAGACUUGGAUGGAGGUUACAAACGAGGUUAAAGAGUGCCUUUGUUCAGUACCCAAGUUACUGGAAGGCCACGAAUACGUCUUCCGCAUCAUGGCUCAGAAUAAAUAUGGUGUUGGUGAACCUCUCGACAGUGAACCAGAAACAGCACGAAACCUAUUCACUUUACCUGGUGCGUGUGAUAAACCAACUAUAAGCAGUGUGACCCAUGAUUCCAUGAUAGUCAAUUGGGAAGAUCCAGAGUAUGAUGGUGGUUCUCCAGUGACAGGCUACUGGUUGGAGCGCAAAGAAACCACUGGCAAGAGAUGGAACAGAGUAAAUCGUGAUCCGAUCAGGAUUAUGCCUCUCGGAGUGUCUUAUAAUGUAACUGGUCUUAUUGAAGGAUCGAAUUACCAGUUCCGUGUGUUUGCCAUCAAUGCAGCAGGAAUUGGGCCCCCAAGUCAGCCUUCUGACCCAACAAUAGCAAGAGAUCCUAUUGCACCACCUGGGCCUCCAUUCCCUAAAGUGACUGACUGGACCAAGUCAACUGCUGAUGUGGAAUGGGAUCCACCAACUAAGGAUGGUGGAUCCAGGAUCACUGGCUAUUUUGUUGAAUUUAAGGAAGAAGGAAAGGAAGAAUGGGAGAAGGCCAAAGAUAAAGAAGUCAGAGGCACAAAAUUUGUUGUCUCGGGACUCAAAGAAGGAGGUCUGUACAGAUUUAGAGUGAGAGCAGUUAAUGCAGCUGGAGUUGGCGCUCCUGGAGAGAUAUCUGAUGCACUUGAAGUCAAGGAUAGGACAGAAAUUCCUGACAUUGAAUUGGACGCCAGCGUGCGAGAGCGAAUUGUAGUACACGCUGGAGGCGUUAUUCGUAUCAUAGCAUACGUGUCGGGCAAACCACCUCCACAGAUCACGUGGCAUAGAAAUGAUGAGGCCGUGCCAGCAGAAGCUACAAUUGAAGUUACAGCUAUCAGCUCUGCACUCGUUAUCAAAAAGUGCCAGAGAAGCCACCAAGGCAUCUACAAUCUGGUAGCUAAGAACGUAGGGGGUGAACGAAGAAAGACCAUCAUCGUUGACGUUUUAGACGUUCCUGGACCGGUUGGCGUACCUUUAAACUUUGAAAACCUCACCAACGAUUCUGGUAAGUUGAUCUGGUUCACCCCAGAUGAUGAUGGUGGAUCUGCUAUCACCAACUACGUCAUUGAAAAGCGUGAAGCAGAUCGUAGAGGCUGGACCCCCGUGACCUACACAGUCACCCGGCAGAACGCCGUAAUCCAAAACCUGAUGAAAGGAAAUGCCUAUUUCUUCAGAAUUGCAGCUGAGAAUCUUAUUGGCAAGGGACCGUGGGUUGAGACACCGUACGAGUAUAUAAUUAAAGAACCAAUGUCUGUCCCUGACCGUCCUGAAGAACUUCAAGUAACAGGAGUCACAAGGAACUCAGUUAGCCUCAGUUGGAAUCCUCCUAAGUAUAAUGGCGGCUCUGAUAUUACUAUGUAUAUCAUUGAGUCCCGUCUCAUUGGCAAAGACAAGUUCAUCAGAAUCACUAAAGACAAGCUUCUUAACCGGAAGUAUACAAGCGAUGGCUUAAAGGAAGGUGACACUUAUGAGUUCCGUGUCAGUGCAGUUAAUGUUGUUGGCCAAGGCAAGCCAUCCUUCUGCUCAAAGCCAAUAACGUGCAAGGAUGAACUUGUACCCCCCACAAUUGAGCUGGAUUUCCGCGACAAGUUUGUCGUGCGUGUGGGUGAGUGUUUCAGUUUGAACGGACGCUAUGCAGGCAAACCCGCGCCCAAAGUUUCUUGGCUUAAGGAUGAGACGAAAAUCACGGACACCGAUCGUCUAAAGAUCCAGACAACUCCAAAGACACUUUGUCUUGGAAUCCUGAAAGGCAUCCGCGCAGACUCGGGCAAAUACUGUGUGGUCGUGGAAAACAGCACGGGGACACGCAAAGGUGUCUGUGAAGUGACUGUCGUUGACCGUCCACAGCCUCCAGUUGGCCCGGUUGUGUUCCAUGAAGUCCACAGAGACCAUAUGGUUAUUUCCUGGAAUCCACCACUUGACGAUGGUGGCAGUGUGAUCACUAAUUACGUGGUUGAAAAGAGAGAUACAAACCGGGAUCUCUGGAUGCCCGUUACUUCUGCUGUUACUAAAACAACUUGCAAAGUACCAAAACUGAUUGAGGGCAGAGAGUACAUCAUUCGCAUCAGUGCUGAAAAUAUGUAUGGAAUCAGUGAUCCAUUGGAAUCUGAAGAAAUUAAAGCCAAAGAUCGGUUUAGGGUUCCUGAAGCACCAGAACAACCAGUUAUAAAGGAUGUUACCAAGGAUUCUGUUGUGGUGAUUUGGAAUAGACCACGAGAUGGGGGCAAACCUAUCACUAAUUACAUUGUGGAAAAGAAAGAAACCAUGUCUAACCGCUGGUCAAAAGCAUCCACGGAGCCUAUUUACCCAGACACAAAGUACAAAGUGACUGAUCUUUAUGAAGGCUGUGAAUAUGAAUUCCGUGUCUCAGCUGUAAAUGAAGUAGGUGUCGGUGACCCGAGCCCACCAUCCAAACCCGUCUUUGCCAAGGAUCCGAUCGUCAAACCAAGCCCGCCCGUCACUCCUGAAGCCGUGGACAAGACUAAAUCUACCGUUGACCUGAUUUGGCUACCUCCACGUCAUGACGGAGGAGGAAAAAUAAUUGGCUAUUUAGUGGAGUACCAAAAAGUUGGUGACGAAGAGUGGACUAAAGCCAAUCAUACGGCAGAGUCGUGCCCUGACUUAAAAUUCAGGGUAACAGGUCUCACUGAAAGUUAUAUGUACAAAUUCCGCAUUAUGGCUGUCAACGUAGUUGGUGAAUCAGAACCAGUUUACGUCCGUGAUCCAGUUGAAGUAAAAGACCGGCUCGAGGCUCCUGAAUUGUUUGUGGAUGCCAACAUGGCUCGAGAUUUAAACAUAAGAGCAGGAAGUGACUUAACCCUCAGUGCAAUGAUCAAGGGAAUGCCAUUCCCCAAGGUCACCUGGCAAAAGGAGGAUAAAGAAGUACCAAUGAAAGCUGACAUUGGGGUUACACCAGUUGGCAGCAAGCUUCAAAUCUGUAACGCUGUCAGGGGUGACAGUGGACAUUACUCACUGACUGUUGAAAAUGAAGCAGGAAAGAAGUCUGCUACAUGCAAUGUUUUCGUAUUAGACAAACCCAGUCCACCACAUACCUUUACUGUUACUGAAGUUAGAAGUAACUCAUGCUAUCUGAUGUGGAAGGAACCAAUUGACAACGGAGGUGCUGUUAUCUCAAAUUACAUAAUUGAGAAACGAGAUGUUUCAGCUCCACAGUGGGUUCCUAUCUCCUCUUCGUCCAAAAAGCACAGCAUUAUGGCCAAGUAUUUAAUGGAAGGCACUCAGUAUUUGUUCCGUGUGGCUGCUGAAAAUCAAUAUGGCAGAAGUGCCUUUGUUGAAACCAAAAAACCAAUCAAGGCAAUUGAUCCAUUAUCUCCUCCUGGUCCUCCUAAGAACUUGCAUCACGUUGAUGUAGACAAGACGGAAGUGUCUAUUGUUUGGAAUUACCCAGAUCGUGAUGGAGGUGCUCCCAUCACAGGCUUUUUAGUUGAAUACCAGGAAGAAGGCGCACAAGACUGGAUUACAUUCAAAACUGUUAGCAUUCCAGAAUGCACAGUGACACAUUUGGAGGAAGGAAAGAUAUAUCGGUUCCGUGUUAAAGCUCAAAAUAUAGUUGGCUUUGGUCGUCCAGAUACAACAGUGCCUGUACUAUGCCAGGAGAAAAUAGUACCACCAACUAUAGAUUUGGAUGUGAAAUUGAUUGAAGGUCUUGUCGUGAAGGCUGGCAGCACAGUCAGAUUUCCUGCCCUUAUGAAGGGUAUUCCUGUACCUUCAGUCAAGUGGGUCAUUGACAGUGUUGUGAUCAAAUCAGAAGGCCAUUACAAAAUUAACACUGAUGGCCACUCUACAAUCCUUACUAUUGAGGAGUGUAACAGAAAACAUAGCGGUGAAUAUUUGCUUACCGUUUCCAAUCCAGCUGGUAGCAAGACAGUUGCUUUACAUUUAACCGUCUUGGAUGUCCCUGGCCCGCCAAUUGGUCCAGCUAAUAUCCUGGAAGUAACCCCAGAACACAUGGUCGUGUCCUGGCGUCCACCUAAAGAUGAUGGAGGAAGUCCUGUUAUGAACUACGUUGUUGAAAAGCGAGAAACGAAGAAGGAGACCUGGGGAAUUGUUAGCAGUGGAAGCACAAGUACCAGAGUUAAGAUUCCACGUCUUCAGAAAGGAUGUGAAUACAUUAUGCGGAUACGAGCAGAGAAUAAAAUCGGUAUUGGUGAACCAUUAGACUCUCUGCCAACUGUUGCCAAACAUACAUUUGAUGUCCCGUCACCACCUGGUAAACCAGUUGUUUAUGAUAUUGCAGAAAAUGCCGUAACAGUUUCUUGGGGCUUACCAAAGUCUGAUGGCGGAAGCCCAAUUAAUGGUUACAUACUGGAGCGCAGAGAAAUAUCUGGCAAAUGGAUUCGGGUGAACAAGACACCCGUAUUAGAUAUUAAAUUCAGGGCCGUUGGACUAUUUGAAGGCAAUUCAUACCAAUUCAGAGUAUUUGCUGAAAAUAUUGCUGGUCUGAGUAAACCAUCACCAAACUCUGAUACAGUAGCAGCCAAACGACCUAUCACAGCCCCUGGACCACCAAUUAAUCCCAAACUGAAGGACAAAAGUAGGGAAAGUGUUGAUUUAGUCUGGAUAAAGCCUAACAAGGAUGGAGGCAGCCCUAUCUUGGGAUACAUUGUAGAAUGUCAGAAGACAGAUAGUACGAAAUGGAUUAGAGUCAACAAAGAUGAUUUGAUCCCGCAAUGUGCUUACAGAGCACAUGGUCUAAUUGAAGGCAAUGAAUACCGCUUCCGUGUAAAAGCUGCCAAUGUUAUUGGGGAAGGUGAGCCAAGAGAAUUACCAGAAACUGUGAUCGCAAAGGACAUUCUUCAACCUCCAGAGAUAGACCUGGAUAUCGUUUGCCGUGAACUGGUCACAGUUCGUGUGGGACAAACCAUCUGUAUAAGUGGCCGUGUUAAAGGCAGACCAGAUCCAGACAUCACAUGGUCAAAAGACAGCAAGGUAGUCUCUCCUGACAAACGCACAGAGAUCAAUAACGAUUAUCCAAUUAUAAGGCUCCACAUUAAAUCAGCAACUAGAGCUGACUAUGGAAAAUAUAGCGUCGUUGCCAAAAAUAGUAGCGGACAAGUUCAGGCUGCUGUUGUUGUCAAUGUACUUGACAGACCUGGACAAUGUCAAAAUAUCAGGACAAAUUACAUCACCAAGGAUUCUUGUAUGCUUGCUUGGGACAAUCCAGAAGACAAUGGCGGCUCAGAAAUCACUAACUAUAUUGCAGAAUGCCGUCAACCUAGCCAGAGAGGAUGGUCUAUGAUCUCAGCAGAUUUGACUAAGCGCAUAGUCAAGGUACAGCUUGUACCAAAUCAAGAAUACUUCUUCCGUGUUUGCGCAGAAAACAAAGUUGGACUGGGGCCGACUGUUGAGACCAAGACCCCAAUCCUAGCCAUUGACCCCGUUGAAAAACCUGGAGCACCUGAAAAUUUCCAUGUUGCCGAAACAGGAAAGUCAUUUGCUCAACUUAAAUGGAGGAAACCGGAUUUUGAUGGUGGUAGUCCCAAUCUGUCGUAUCAUGUUGAAAGAAGAUUGAAAGACACUGAUGAAUGGGAUCGAUUACACAAAGGCAGUAUUAAAGACACGUUCUUUAUGGCUGACCGGUGCAUUGAGAACCAGACCUACCAAUUCAGAGUACAAACCAAGAAUGAAGGUGGCGAAAGCAACUGGGUGAAGACAGAUUACAUUGUUAUCAAAGAAGAAAUUCAGAAACCAGUCUUGGAUCUAAAGCUAUCUGGAAUAUUAACUGUUAAAGCAGGAGAAACCAUUAGACUUGAUGCUGAUCUUAGAGGCAAGCCUGCGCCAGAGGUGACGUGGGUUAAGGACAAAGAUGCAAUUGACUUUGCUAGAUUGCCUCGAGCAAAGAUUGAAAUCACCCCGGAAUCAGCCCGAUUUGCCCUGAUUAAGGCUAAACGUAGUGACUCAGGCAAAUAUACCAUUAUUGCAACAAAUAUAGCUGGUAGCUUCACGGCCUAUGCCAUUGUUCAUGUUUUGGAUGUACCCGGAGCCGUCAGAGACCUAAAGAUCUCUGCCAUUGCAAGCGAUCGAUGCAGAGUCAGCUGGGACGCACCAGAAGAUGAUGGCGGCUGUGAAGUCCAAAACUAUGUGAUAGAGAAAUGUGAAACCAAGAGAAUGAUCUGGUCCACAUAUUCUACUUCAGUGCUUAACGAGUAUGCAAACGUCACUCGUCUCAUACAAGGAAAUGAAUACAUCUUCAGGGUACGUGCAGAAAACAAAAUGGGCACUGGACCACCGACUGAAAGUAAACCAGUUACGGCCAAGACACAAUUUAACAGACCUGGCCCUCCAGACGCACCAGAGAUCACAAAGGCGAGCAGGGAAGAAAUGACUGUUGUAUGGAAUCCACCAGAAGAUGAUGGUGGCAAAUCAAUCACAGGUUACAUAUUGGAGAGGAAAGAGAAACUAUCUAUUCGAUGGGUACCUAUCACCAAGACUGCAAUCACAGAAAGACGCAUGAGGGUGAAAAAUUUGACUCCCGGACGCGAAUACCAGUUCCGAGUCAAAGCAGAAAACGAAAUUGGAAUUGGAGAUCCCAGUGGGCCUUCCAGACCAGUAUUCGCAAAGGAUCCUAUGGAACCACCUGGUCCUCCAACUGGUCUGAAGGUGUCGGACAGCACCAAGACAUCCGUGACUCUUAGUUGGGGGAAACCAGUGUACGAUGGUGGCUCUCCCAUCAUUGGUUAUGUCGCUGAAAUGAGACUGAAAGGUUCAAGCGAAGGUCCUGAAGAAGGUUGGAAGAGAUGUAACGUUGCAGCUCAGCUUGUUCUCACUCAGUUUACAAUGACAGGCCUUGAUGAGAAGCAAGAGUACGAAUUUAGGGUGGCAGCAAUGAAUCAAGUUGGGCUCGGUCGUCCUGCUGAACUCAAAGAAGCUGUAUCUCCAAAGGAGAUUCUAGAACCACCAGAGAUUGACUUAGACGCAAGCCUGAGAAAAGUUGUAGUUGUCCGAGCCGGGUGUCCUAUUCGGUUGUUUGCUACCAUUCGAGGCCGACCGGCACCAAGGGUCUGCUGGAGAAAAAUGGGAAUUGACAAUGUGGUCAGAAAAGGCCUAGUUGACCUCCUUGACACAAUGGCUUUCCUCGUCAUCCCAGAUAGUACUCGAGAUGAUGCUGGCAAAUAUUCAUUGACACUGGUGAAUGCAGCGGGCGAAAAGGCAGUGUUUGUGAAUGUGAAAGUUCUUGACACACCCGGGCCUGUCUCAGAUUUUGAAACUUCAGACGUUGGAAAAAUGACAUGUCAGCUCUCUUGGUCACCACCUGAUAAUGAUGGUGGCAGUCCAGUGACCCACUAUAUUCUGGAGAAACGCGAAGCAGAUAGGAAGACCUGGGCUUCAGUAAUACCAGAUUUGAAGAAAACUAGCUUCAAAAUAACUAACUUGGUACCUGGAAAUGACUAUUAUUUCAGGGUGACCGCUGUCAAUCAGUACGGUUCUGGGGUUCCAAAGGAUACUGCUAAAUCUAUUGUGGCAAGAGAUCCAAUUAGCGAACCAGAUCCACCCAAGAAAGUGGAGGUCACAGAUGGCACAAAGAGCUCUGCUACGGUGGCCUGGUUGAAACCUCUCAGGGACGGAGGUUCUAAAAUCGAUGGAUAUAUCGUUGAAUACCAGGAAGAGGGUCAAACUGAGAAAGAAUGGACGCAAUAUUCUGUAGUCAAGGACCUGAGCAUUGUUGUGAUGGGUCUUAAAGAAGGAAAGAAAUAUAAAUUCAGAGUUGCAGCAAGAAACAUUGUGGGGUCCAGCUUACCCAGAGAAACUGAAGGAUUCUUUGAGGUUAAAGAACAACUAAUGGCACCAAAGAUUAUCAUGGCAGAGAACAUAACUAUCAAAGCUGGCAAGAAGUUAAGAGUUGAGUCUCACAUAUUUGGCAAGCCUGCACCAACCUUCAAAUGGCAGAAGAAUGAUGAAGAUGUGAUGCCAUCGAGCCGUCUAGCCGUGCACAAGUCAAAGGGUGCUUCUGUCCUCAUCAUCAAAGACGUUAGCAGAAGUGACAGCGGCUUUUACAAUCUUAUAGCAGAAAAUAGCUCUGGCAUUGCCUCCCAGAAGGUUCAUGUCGUGAUAAUGGAUGCCCCAGGCCCACCAGAACCACCGUUUGAUAUUACAGAAAUUGACGCAGAUGCGUGCACCCUCGCUUGGCACACACCACAUGAAAAUGGCGGCAGCAACAUAACAAACUACAUUGUUGAGAAGUGUGAUUUAAGCCGAGGUGACUGGAUCACUAGCGUGUCAUCUGUAUCGAAAACCAGCUGCAGAAUUGGAAAACUUAUGCCUGGGCAAGAGUACAUGUUCCGGGUCCGAGCAGAAAAUAGGUUUGGCAUUUCAGAUCCUCUUACUUCUGGCAAGAUGAUUGCUAAAUAUCAAUUCGAUAUUCCAACUGAACCAAGAAAUGUACAUUUAACAAAGGUGAACAAAGAUUGCAUAUUUGUUGCAUGGGAUAGACCAGAAAGUGAUGGUGGCAGUCCCAUCACCGGUUACGUUAUCGAACGUAAAGAGAGAAACAGUCUUCUUUGGGUGAAGGCUAAUGACACAGCUGUCCGUACAACUGAAUACCCAUGUUCAGGUCUCAUUGAAGGGCUGGAAUAUACUUUCAGAGUCAUUGCACUGAACAGAGCUGGAGCCAGCAAGCCCAGUAAACCAACUGAGUUUGUAACAGCAAGAACACCUGUUGAUCCACCAGGCAAACCAGAAGUAUUCGAUAUUACACAGAGUACUGUGGCUCUUCUUUGGGCAAGACCCAAACAUGACGGUGGGAGCAAAAUCCUUGGUUACUUUGUCGAAGCUUGUAAACUACCAGGUGAAAAGUGGAUCAGAUGCAACUCCAACUGCCACAACGUACCUCUUGAAGAAUAUACUGUUACCGGUCUUGAAGAAGCUGCUCAAUAUCGGUUCAGAAUCAUUGCGAAGACUGUCAUUAACAUUAGCAAGCCAUCUGAACCUUCAGAUCCAAUUACCAUCCAAGCAGAACAUGAUGCGCCCAAAAUUGACUUGGGUGUGUCCAUGAAGAGUCUUAUGACUGUGAAGGCUGGAGUCAAUGUUUGCUUGGAGGCUGUUGUCUCUGGAAAACCUUUUCCGAAAGUCAGUUGGAAGAAAAACGGCAAUGAGGUUGUGCCUGCUGAUGGUUUCAAGAUAACAACCACAAGAAGUUUGUGUACUCUGGAGUUAUAUUCCGUUCAAAGGAAGGAAACUGGAGAAUACUCUAUUUUCGCAGAGAAUCCAAGUGGAUCGAAAUCGGCUCACGUAAAACUUAAAGUACUAGACAAACCUGGCCCACCUGCUUCUGUCAAAAUCAGCAACGUUUACUCAGAUCGUGUUAACCUCAGUUGGCUGCCUCCUCUAGAGGACGGAGGUGCUGAUGUAACCAACUAUGUUGUUGAUAAGCGUGAAACAAGCCGGCCUAAUUGGGCUCAGGUCACUGCUAACGUCCCAAUUACUAGCUGCGGCAUAGAGAAGCUGAUAGAAGGACACGAAUAUCAGUUCCGCAUCUGUGCUGAAAACAAAUAUGGUGUCGGUGACCCCAUCCUGACUGAAUCCGUUGUUGCCAAAAAUCCUUACGAUGUCCCUGGACAAUGUGAUCCUCCAGUGAUUAGUAACGCCACAAAGGACCAUAUGACUGUGAGCUGGAAACCCCCAGCUGAUGAUGGUGGUUCAGCUAUAACUGGAUACUUACUAGAGAAACGUGAGACAAAGGUCGUCAAGUGGUCCAAAGUCAACAGGAGACCAGUCAUGGAAAGAACAGUUAAGGCGACAGGACUUCAAGAAGAUUUGGAGUAUGAGUAUCGAGUUAUUGCUUUGAACAAAGCUGGACCAGGCAAACCUAGUGAAUCCUCAAAAUCAGCAAUUGCUGUUGAUCCUCAAUAUCCUCCUGGCCCCCCUGCCUUCCCCAAAGUGAUUGACACAACUCGCGGCACCGUCAGCUUGUCUUGGAGUAAGCCAGCGUAUGAUGGUGGAAGCCCUAUCCUGGGGUACCUGGUCGAGAUUAAACUCGCGGAUACUGAAAAUUGGAUGAAAUGUAACGUGCCAAAGAACCUUCAAGAAACGCGUUAUAUUGUUACAGGACUGAACGAUAGCACUGAGUAUCAGUUCCGUGUAUCUGCAGUGAACAAAAUCGGCUUCAGUGAUCCAAGUGAUGUGCCUGAUAAACAUAUUCCCAAAGAUAUUUUGAUUGCUCCUGAAGCUGAUCUUGAUGCUGACUUAAGGAAGGCACUUAUUCUGCGUGCGGGAGUCACAAUGAGGAUCUACGUGCCAGUCAGAGGUCGUCCAACUCCAAAAGUCACGUGGGCAAAAAUGAAUACCAACAUCAAGGAAAGAGAAGGACUUGAAAUCAGAACUUCAGAAUACGAUACAAUGCUGUACUGCGAAAACGUCAAUCGAUAUGACGGCGGAAAGUACAUUUUAACUUUAGAAAACAGCAGUGGAAUGAAGACAUAUACACUUGUUGUCAAGGUUCUGGACUCUCCUGGUCCUCCGCUUAACCUUGUGGUUAAAGAAACAUCAAAGAAUUCUGCUGCUAUUUCCUGGGAUCCUCCACUUGUGGACGGUGGUAGUCCAGUUAAGAAUUACAUUGUGGAAAAACGAGAUGCUGAAAGAAAGGCAUGGUCAACUGUAUCAACUGAGUGUCCCAAGACAAGUUUCAGAAUUCAGAAUUUGGAGGAGAGUAAAUUUUACUUCUUCAGAGUGCUGGCUGAAAAUGAAUAUGGCAUCGGCGUGCCUUGUGAGACAAAGAAUGCUGUGAGAGCUUCAGAGGAACCUGGACCUGUGAUCAACCUGAAGGCUUUAACGUUGACCAAAUCAUCUUGCACCCUGGCAUGGAAAAAGCCCGCCAGUGACGGUGGAUCACGAAUUACAGCUUAUGUUGUUGAAAUAUUGCUGGCUGGAGACAAAUGGAAAGAGUUAAUGCAGUCAAAGAACAUGCAACAUCCAAUAAAAGAUUUGGAGGAAGGAAAAGAAUAUACUUUCAGAGUGAGAGCACUGAAUGAUGCAGGAUACAGUCCACCAGAGGAAAUUACAGUUGUAGCCAAGGAUCAAGUUGUACCACCAAAUAUUGAUCUGAGAGACCUGCCUGACUUAACUUAUGUUGCCAAGGAGGGAAGCAGCUUCCGUCUGAAGAUUCCAAUCAGUGGAAAGCCAGUCCCAAAAGUAACAUGGAAGAAAGGUGAAGACCCGCUCUUGGAUGAGAGUGGCAGAGUUGUUGUGGAAUCCACUGCUGUCAAUACAACAUUAAUAGUACGGGAAUGUCAAAAGAGCGAUGCCUCAAAGUACACAGUCACCGUGAAGAACACCGCCGGCACAAAGGAAGGCACUCUGUUCAUCAAAAUAGUGGGAAAGCCUGGAAUACCAACCGGACCUCUGCGUUUCGAUGAAGUCACAGCGGAUGCCAUUACUUUGAUCUGGGGAGCUCCCAAGGACGAUGGUGGUUCAGAAGUUACAAACUAUAUCCUGGAAAAGCGAGAUAACACGACCAACAAAUGGGUGACGUGUGCCUCUGCUGUACAGAAGACAACAUUCAGAGUCACAAGACUUCACGAAGGAAUUGAGUACACCUUUAGAGUCAGUGCUGAGAACAAGUAUGGAGUAGGCGUAGACCUGAAAUCUGAUCCCGUUAUAGCCAGGCAUCCGUUUGAUGUACCUGAUGCUCCUUUGCCACCUCAAGUUGUUGCCGCCAGACAUGACUCUGUGUCAUUGGUUUGGACAGACCCCAGGAAGACAGGUGGUUCACCUAUCACAGGUUAUCACAUUGAGUACAAAGAAAGAAACGGCCUUCUGUGGAAACGAGCAAAUAAGACCCCACUGAGAAUGAAGGAUUUCAGAGUAACUGGCUUGACAGAGGGACUUGAAUAUGAAUUUAGAGUUAUGGCAAUUAACUUGGCUGGUGUAGGCAAACCAAGUCCACCAACGAAGCCUGUUACCACACUUGAUCCAAUUGAUCCCCCUGGAAAACCUGAUGUCAUUAACAUCACAAGGAACUCUGUGACCCUCAUGUGGACUGAGCCCAAGUAUGAUGGUGGACAUAAACUAAUCGGCUACAUUGUUGAGAAGCGGGACCUCCCUUCGAAAAUCUGGAUGAAAGCAAAUCACGUUAAUGUUCAGGACUGUGCCUUCACUGUCACUGACAUGACUGAGGGCUGCAAAUAUGACUUCCGCAUUAAAGCAAAGAAUGCAGCCGGAGCAAUCAGCGAGCCAUCGGAAACGACAGGAACCAUUGUGUGCAAGGACGAAUAUGAGGCACCAACAAUUGUAAUUGAUCCUACUGUAAAGGAAGGCUUAACAGUCAAAGCUGGCGAUACAAUCGUGAUUACUGCCACCAGUAUUCUCGGCAAGCCUCCGCCAAAAUCAGCUUGGUCUAAGGGUGGAAAAUACUUCAAGCCCUCUGACAUUGUCCAAAUUGAAGACACUCCGACUUCCUCCAUACUAUCUGUUAAAUAUGCUACAAGAAAGGAUUCUGGAGAAUAUACCAUCACUGCCAGCAACCCGUUUGGUAUCAAAGAGGAAAAUGUCCGUGUGAAAGUUUUGGACGUUCCUGGUCCUCCAGGCCCCAUUGAAGUCAGCAAUGUCUCAUCUGAAAAGGUAACACUCAGUUGGUCGCCUCCUGCAGAAGAUGGAGGUUCUCCGGUCAAAUCCUAUACAAUUGAAAAGAGAGAAACCAGUCGCCUUCUCUGGACUUUACUCGCGGAAAAUCUCCCAAGCUGCAGAUAUGUCGCAAGCAAACUUAUACAAGGAAAUGAAUACAUCUUCCGUGUCUCUGCUGUAAAUCAGUAUGGCAUCGGUGACCCUUCACAUGGCGAACCUGUUAAAAUGGUAGAUAGUUUUGGUCCACCCGGUCCACCAGGAAAGCCUGAAAUCACCAAUGUUACCAAAAACACAGUCACCAUUUGCUGGAAGAGACCAGUUGAUGAUGGUGGUAGUGAAAUCCUAGGAUACAUUGUCGAGCGUAAAGAAAAGAAAGGUCUGAGAUGGGUUAGAACAAGUAAAAAAUCGAUUUCAGAUCUACGGCAUAAAGCAGUAGGACUUAAUGAAGGAACUGAGUACGAAUUCCGGGUCACGGCAGAAAACAAAGCAGGCAUCGGAACACCAAGCGAACCAUCAGCAUCAGUGCUGACAAAAGACUUAGCAUAUGUGCCCGGGCCUCCUUCUAACGCAAGAGUGGUGGACACAACAAAGACCACCGCUACUUUGACUUGGGGGAAACCUCACUACGAUGGUGGCCUUGACAUUAUCGGCUACAUAGUUGAACACAAGAAAGAAGCAGAGGAAGAAUGGGUAAAAGACACCACGGGCACUGCACUCAGAAUAACCGAAUUUGUUGUUGCUAACCUUCAGCCAGGGGAAAAAUAUCACUUUAGAAUCAGAGCACUCAAUGCUGAGGGGAUUGGUGAGCCUGCUCAAGUUGAUGGUGCGGUUGAAAUUAAGGAACGUGAAGAAGUGCCUGAUUUUGAGCUGGACGCUGAUCUGAGAAGAACUCUUGUCGUCAGAGCUGGAGUCACAAUCCGCAUCUUUGUACCAAUCAAGGGCCGGCCAACUCCUCAAGUCACGUGGCUUAAAGGAGAUAGUCCGGUCAAAGGACGUGCCACAGUAGAAACUACAUCUUCAUACACCUUCCUCCUGAUCCCUGAAUCCACCAGAGAUGACACUGGAAAGUACACAAUGUGUCUUGAAAAUGCUGCCGGUAAAAAGUCUGGUUUUGUAAACGUGAGGGUCCUAGACUCCCCAGGACCUCCGAUUAACCUUAAAGCCAGAGAAGUAACAAAAGAUAGCAUUACAUUGGCUUGGGAACUGCCAAUGAUUGAUGGGGGCUCACGGGUCAAAAAUUAUAUAAUAGAAAAGCGAGAAUCGACACGUAAAGCCUAUGCUACUGUUACAACAAACUGCCAAAAGUGUUCGCUUAGAAUUCCCAAUCUCUCAGAAGGGUCUGAGUAUUACUUCAGAGUAAUGGCUGAGAAUGAAUACGGCAUUGGGGAACCAGCUGAGACGACAGACCCUGUAAGAGCAUCCGAAGCCCCGUCUCCUCCAGAAAGUCUUCACAUCAUGGAUAUAACUAAGCACACAGUCAGCUUAGCUUGGCCAAAACCAGAGUUCGAUGGUGGUAGUAGGAUUACAGGAUACGUACUUGAGGCCCAGAAGAGAGGCAGUGAAAAAUGGAUGCCUUUAGCAACUCAAAAGGCAUUAGAUUAUACUGUAAAGAAUUUGACUGAAAAUGAGGAAUAUACAUUCCGCAUCAUGGCUGUCAAUAUUUCUGGAAGGAGCGAUCCUCGAGAAAGCAGGCCCGUUGUUGUAAAAGAACAAACGUCACUUCCAGAAUUGGACUUGCGUGGUAUAUACCAGAAGACUAUAAUUGCAAGGGCAGGAGAUAAUAUCAAAGCUGAGAUCCCAGUGCAUGGUCGACCAAAACCAACAGUCACCUGGACAAAGGAAGGCCAAACUUUGAAGCAAACGCAGAGAAUAAAUGUCGAAAAUACAGCCAACUCAACAAUACUUAACAUCAACGAAUGCACAAGAAAUGAUACCAGCAAGUUCACUCUGACCGCUAAAAAUAUAAUCGGUGAAGUAAGUGACACCAUCAGUGUUCAAGUUCAUGACAUUCCUGGACCACCUAAAGGCCCCAUCAAAUUAGACGACAUUUCAUCUGUUUACAUUUUGAUGUCAUGGGAACCACCUGAGAGUGAUGGUGGAGUACCAAUCAACAACUACAUUGUAGAGAUGCGCGAGACCAACAGCACAUCAUGGGUAGAGCUGGCAGCUACUGUGAUACGGACAACAUUUAAAGCUAGUCACCUUACCACUGGAAUGGAAUACCAAUUCCGAAUUAAGGCUCAAAACAGAUAUGGUGUUGGACCUGCCAUUAUUUCAGAGUCUGUUGUUGCUGCAUAUCCAUUUAAGGUGCCUGGACCUCCAGGAACUCCAAGUGUUAUUGGAGUCACAAAGGAUUCAAUGACUAUCACUUGGAAUGACCCAGUUACUGAUGGUGGAAGUCAAAUUUUGGGAUAUCAUAUUGAAAGAAAGGAAAGAAAUAGUAUUCUCUGGCAAAUUAUAAGCAAGGCUUUGAUUGCAGGCAACACAUUUAAAUCAAGUGGACUUACUGAUGGCAUUGCAUACGAAUUCCGUGUUGCAGCAGAAAACAUGGCUGGCAAAGGAAAACCAAGUAAACCUUCAGAUCCAGUAUUUGCGCUAGAUCCUAUCGAUCCCCCUGGUCAACCAAUUCCCGUUAACAUUACAAGACAUUCUGUAACACUUGUCUGGACAAAGCCAGAAUAUGAUGGAGGCUUUAAGGUAACUGGAUACACGAUUGAAAAGAGGGAAUUCCCGAGUGGGCGAUGGCUCAAGGCAAACUUUAGCAAUGUUCUGGAGACCGAGUUCACGGUCAGUGGCCUUACUGAAGAUGACAAAUAUGAAUUCCGCAUCAUAGCUCGAAAUUCAGCAGGAGCAGUGAGCAAGCCAUCUGAGCCCACUGACGCAAUAACAUGCAGAGAUGACGUUGAGGAACCAAGGAUAAUGGUGGAUGCUAAAUUCAAAGAUGUCAUACUUUUGAAAGCUGGUGAAGUUUUCAAACUCGAGGCAGACGUAACAGGGCGACCAAUACCAACAAUGGUCUGGACAAAGGACGCAAAGGAUCUUGUAGAAAUGGGAAAACAGGAAAUAAAGAUCACUGAUUUCUCGACGGUUUUGAUGAACAAAGAUAGCUCAAGAAAAGAUGGAGGUGCUUACGUACUUACCGCAUCCAAUCCUGGUGGCUCAGUUAAGCAUGUUUUCAAUGUCAAAGUUCUAGAUAGACCCGGCCCUCCUGAAGGACCGAUAGGAAUUACAGAUGUCACAUCAGAAAAAUGUGUGAUAUCAUGGUUACCACCUCCAGAUGAUGGUGGUGCAAAGAUUGAUCAUUAUGUCAUUGAAAAGCGUGAGACCAGUCGACUUGCAUGGACAACUGUAUCAGCAGACGUUCAAGUCACCAAACUGAAGAUAAAUAAACUUCUCAAAGGGAAUGAGUAUAUUUUCCGUGUCAUGGCAGUGAAUAAGUACGGAGUUGGUGAAUCAUUGGAAUCUGAACCUGUUAUCGCUGCUAAUCCAUUUGUCCCACCCAGCCCACCGAAGACACCAGAGGUUACAGCAAUCACAAAAGAUUCAAUGGUGAUUUGUUGGGGGCAUCCAGAUUCUGACGGUGGCAGUGAAAUCACCAAUUAUAUUGUUGAGCGGCGUGACAAGACAGGAUUACGAUGGGUUAAAUGCAACAAAAGACCAGUCACUGAUUUGCGAUUCAAAACUGUUGGGCUUACAGAAGGACAUGAAUAUGAAUACAGAAUCGUAGCUGAAAAUGCUGCAGGUCUUAGUCAACCAAGUUCUACCAGCCCAUUCUAUAAAUCUUGUGACACUGUAUUCAAACCCGGACCUCCAGGUAACCCUAGGCUGCUUGAUUCGAGCAAAUCUUCAAUUACUAUUGCCUGGAAUAAACCUAUUUAUGAUGGCGGUUCAGAAAUUACAGGUUAUGUGGUUGAAACGUGUCUUCCUGAAGAAGAUGAAUGGACAAUUGUAACACCACAGGCUGGACUUAAAGCCACAUCGUUCACAAUCACGAAGUUAAAGGAAAACCAAGAAUACCUGGUUCACAUAUAUGCUGUGAAUGUUGAAGGCAUUGGUGAACCUGCACAAAUCCCAGGAACAGUUAAGGCUGAAGACAGAUUGUUACCUCCUGAGAUUGAUCUUGAUGCAGAUCUACGAAAAGUGGUAUGUAUAAGAGCCUGCUGCACUUUGAGAUUGUUUGUUACUGUGAAGGGAAGACCAGUUCCUGAAAUCAAAUGGGCCAGGGAAGAUGGGGAGCCACUGGACAGAGCGUCGAUUGAAACUACCAGCUCGUACACUCUUCUCAUUAUCCCAAAUGUGAACAGAUUCGACAGUGGCAAGUACAUGUUAACAGUCGAAAAUAGCAGCGGCAGCAAGACUGCUUUCGUAAAUGUUAGAGUUCUGGAUACUCCAGGGGCACCGCAGAAUCUGAAGAUUAAGGAAGUUAGCAAGGAGUCCGUCACCGUUUCAUGGGAGCCCCCGCUUAUCGAUGGCGGUUCCAAGAUCAACAAUUACAUAGUAGAAAAACGAGAAUCCACCAGGAAAGCGUACUCCACAGUCAUCGCCAACUGUCACAAGACAACCUGGAAGGUGGGCACCUUACAAGAAGGUUGCAACUAUUACUUCCGUGUCCUGGCUGAAAAUGAGUAUGGAGUGGGUCUUCCUGUUGAGACCUCUGAUGCAGUUAAGGUGUCAGAAAGACCGCUUCCACCAGGCAAAGUAACCUUGGUAGAUGUAACAAGAAACAGUGCAAUUCUGUCGUGGGAGAAGCCAGAGCAUGAUGGAGGCAGCCGGUUAUUAGGAUACAUUGUGGAAAUGCAAAGUAAAGGAAGUGAAAAGUGGACAACAUGUGCUACUGUGAAGCUUACUGAAGCCACCAUAACUGGGCUGACCCAAGGUGAAGAGUAUAUGUUCCGAGUAUCAGCACAGAAUGAAAAAGGUGUCAGCGAUCCUCGACAACUGGGCGUCCCCGUUAUUGCAAAGGAUCUCAUAAUCGUUCCUUCUUUUAAACUUCUGUUUACCACGUUCAGCGUCCUAGCAGGAGAAGACUUGAAAGUUGAUGUGCCAUUUAUUGCGCGUCCCAAACCAACAAUAACAUGGCUGAAAGACAACCAGCCAUUGAAACAGACAACCAGAGUCAAUGCUGAAUUGAAAGAUAGUAAGGCACUUCUAGUAAUUAAGGAAGCUUGUCGCGAUGAUGUUGGCCACUACACCAUAAAACUAGCAAAUGCUGCUGGCGAAACAAUUCAAAUUCUUGGUAUUGUUGUUUUGGAUAAGCCUGGACCUCCAACUGGGCCAAUCAAGAUCGAUGGGGUUACUGCAGACAGCAUGAUUCUCACGUGGGAACCACCAGAAUACGAUGGUGGAUGUCAAAUUAAUAAUUAUAUUGUUGAAAAGAGAGACACUUCAACUACUGUCUGGCAGAUUGUGUCUGCUACUGUUGCCAGAACAACAAUCAAAGCCAUACGUUUAAAGACUGGUAUUGAAUAUCAAUUCAGAAUCGCAGCUGAGAAUAGAUAUGGAAAGGGCAGCUUUCUUGUUUCCGAGUCUACUGUUGCACAAUUUCCCUACAAGUCCCCUGGUCCUCCUGGUACUCCUUAUAUGACGCAUGUUACGAAGGAGAGCAUGCUCGUACAAUGGAAUGAACCCGUCAACGAUGGUGGCAGUAGGAUUUUGGGCUAUCAUCUUGAACGCAAAGAAAGAAACAGCAUUCUAUGGAUCAAAAUGAACAAGUCAAUUAUUUCCGACACCCAGAUGAAGUCCAGCAAUCUUGAAGAGGGCAUUGAAUACGAGUACAGGGUGUAUGCUGAGAAUAUUGUUGGCAUUGGCAAACCUAGCAAAGUAUCUGAAUGUGUCGCAGCUCGAGAUCCAUGCGAUCCUCCGAGUCGCCCAGAAGCUGUGAUUGUUACCAGAAAUUCGGUGCAUCUUCAGUGGAACAAACCCGAAUACGAUGGAGGAAGCAAAAUCAUUGGGUAUAUUGUUGAGAAGAAAGAACUUCCUGAAGGCCGCUGGAUGAAGGCUAGCUUCACUAAUAUCAUUGAUACCAAUUUUGUUGUAACUGGUUUAAUGGAGGACCAGAGGUAUGAGUUCAGAGUGAUUGCCAGAAAUGCAGCUGGUGUGUUCAGUGAACCGUCAGAAAGCACUGGUCCCAUUACUGCCAGAGAUGAAGUUGACCCACCCCGAGUUAGCAUGGAUCCACAAUACAGGGAAGCUGUUGUGGUAAAUGCAGGUGAAGUAUUUAAGAUCGAAGCUGACAUUUUUGGCAAACCAAUCCCAACAAUCCAGUGGCUGAAAGGAGACAAAGAACUGGAAAACACAGCCAGGCUCGAAAUUAAAAGUACCGAUUUCAAUACGGCUCUCACAGUCAAGGAAGCAAUUCGAGUGGAUGGCGGCCAGUACACACUUUUGGCAAGGAACGUAGCAGGUGAAAAGAUUGUUCAUGUAACCGUGAAGGUGCUUGACAGACCAGGACCGCCAGAAGGACCAAUUGUUGUAACUGGAUUGACUGCUGAGAAAUGCACAUUGGCGUGGAAGCCACCAACCCAAGAUGGAGGGAGUGCGAUUUCCCACUACGUUAUUGAAAAGCGAGAAACUAGUCGCUUGGUCUGGACAGUAGUUGACUCCAAUGUAGUGGCUCUGAGUUAUAAAGUUACCAAAUUUCUGGAAGGAAAUGAAUACAUCUUCCGUGUUAUGGCAGUAAAUAAAUAUGGUGUCGGUGAGUCACUGGAAUCUGAAGCAGUAAUAGCAAAGAAUCCAUUUGUGCCCCCUGAUGCACCAAAGACACCUGAGGUUACGGCUAUUACAAAGGACUCAAUGGUCGUUGUAUGGGGAAGACCUACAUCUGAUGGUGGUAGUGAAAUUCAUGGAUAUAUUUUAGAGAAGCGUGACAAAGCAGGAAUACGAUGGACAAGGUGUAAUAAGCGGCUGGUUACUGAACUCCGAUUCAGGGUGACCGGAUUAAUGGAAUACCAUGAUUAUGAGUUUAGAGUAUCUGCUGAAAAUGCUGCUGGCAUCAGUGUCCCGAGUUUGUCCUCCCCUUUCUACAAGGCUGCUGAUCCGAUCUACAAACCUGGCCUACCCAACAAUCCUAAAGUCACUGACGUUACAAGAUCUUCUGUUUCUCUUUCAUGGAGCAAACCCAUUUAUGAUGGCGGAUGUGAAAUCCAAGGAUACAUCGUAGAGAUGUGCGACACCAGCACUGAUGAAUGGAUAAUGUGCACGGCAGCAAGCGGCAUUAAGCAGACUCAAUUUCAAGUGAAUAAAUUGGUGGAAAAGCAUGAAUACAAAUUCCGUGUCUGUGCUGUUAAUAAAGCUGGAGUUGGUGAACACGCUGAUUUUCCCGACACUGUCCUUUUGGAAGAUAAAUUAGAAGCUCCAGACGCAGAUCUUGGUGCCGACUUGAGGAAGAUCAUUAAUGUAAGAGCUGGUUGUUCUUUGAGAUUGUUUGUUCCUAUCAGAGGAUGUCCUGCUCCAGAAGUGAAAUGGACUAAGUCAGAUGGUGAAAUCAGAGACACUGCACAAAUUGAUGUGUCUGAGAGUUACACGAUGCUUGUAAUUGACAACGUUAACAGAUAUGACACCGGAAAAUACAUGUUAAACUUGGAAAACAGCAGUGGAUCAAAAUCCGCCUUUGUCAGUGUCAGAGUGCUCGACACACCAAGUCCACCAAUUAAUUUGAAAGUUAAGGAGGUAACAAAGGAACACGUAACCUUAUCCUGGGAACCGCCUAAGUUGGACGGAGGUGCGAAGAUUAAGAAUUAUAUCGUAGAAAAGCGGGAAUCCACAAGGAAAGCUUACUCUGCCGUUGUCACCAAUUGCCAUAAGACUUCCUUUAAAAUAGAACAACUCCAGGAAGGUUGCAGUUACUAUUUCAGAGUCUGUGCCGAGAAUGAGCAUGGGAUUGGAUUAACCGCAGAAACCGUUGACCCUGUUAAAAUAUCUGAAGUGCCACAGCCUCCAGGAAAAAUAACAGUGGUUGACGUGACAAGAAAUUCUGUGUCUUUGAGUUGGGAGAAACCUGAACAUGAUGGCGGUAGCAGAAUUAUCCAGUACGUUGUAGAAAUGCAAAGUAAAGGAAGUGAAAAGUGGGCAGCCUGUGCACAUGUAAAAUCCCUUGAAACAGUCAUCACGAGCCUGGUACAGGGAGAAGAGUACUCGUUCAGAGUUAUGGCAGCCAACGAGAAGGGCAAGAGUGAUCCAAGAACCCUAGCAGUACCAGUGAUUGCCAAAGAUCUAGUGAUUGAACCAGACGUCAGGCCUGCAUUUAACAGCUAUAAUGUACAAGUAGGACAUGAUUUGAAAGUUGAAAUCCUUAUCUCUGGACGACCUAAACCAGUGAUUAUUUGGACAAAGGAUGGCCAGUCACUCAAGCAGACAACCCGAGUCAAUGUUGCUGACACCAGUCAUCAUACAGUGCUAAGCAUCAAGGAUUCGGUUAAAGAAGACAGCGGAAUGUAUGCCAUUGCCGUGAGCAACAUUGUUGGCCAAAAGACAGCGUCUUUCGAAGUGAUAACCCUAGACAAGCCUGGUCCACCCAGUGGCCCUGUUAAGUUUGAUGCCGUUAGUGCUGAAAGCAUCACAAUUGCUUGGGAACCACCAGCCUUUACCGGUGGCUGUCAAAUAAGUAAUUAUGCUGUUGAAAAGAGAGAUACGACUACGACAACCUGGGAGCUUGUUUCAGCUACAGUGGCAAGAACAACUCUCAAGAUAACCAAACUGAAAACAGGAAAAGAAUAUCAGUUUAGAAUAUAUGCCGAGAACAGGUACGGUAGAAGUUUCGCUUUAGAUUCUCAGGCGAUUAUUGCCCAGUAUCCAUACAAAGAGCCUGGCCCACCAGGUACACCAUUUGUUCCAAAUGCUACGAAAGAGACCAUGAUUGUGGAAUGGCAUGAACCAAUCAACGAUGGGGGUAGCAGAAUCGUAGGCUAUCAUCUUGAACGCAAGGAAAGAAAUAGCAUUCUUUGGUCCAAAGUCAAUAAAAGCAUCAUACAAGAUACACGAUUGAAGAUCACCGGACUCGAAGAAGGAAUUGAAUAUGAAUUCAGAGUAUACGCUGAGAAUAUCGUUGGAAUUGGCAAAUCAAGCAAGAUCUCUGAGUGCUUUGUUGCCCGUGAUCCAUGCGAUCCACCAGGCUGCCCAGAACCUCUUAUUGUGACCAGAAAUGCAAUAACACUUCAGUGGACAAAGCCAGAAUAUGACGGUGGCAGUAUAAUUACUGGCUACAUUGUUGAGAAGCGUGACCUACCUGAGGGUCGCUGGAUGAAGGCUAGUUUUACAAAUAUCAUUGAAACCCAAUUCACUGUUACUGGUCUCACUGAGGAUGACAGGUAUGACUUCAGAGUCAUUGCUAAAAAUGCUGCAGGUACAAUUAGUAAACCAUCUGAUAGUACUGGGGCAAUUACUGCAAAGGAUGAGGUUGAACCACCUAGAAUAUCUAUGGAUCCCAAAUACAGAGACACAAUUGUGGUUAAUGCAGGUGAUGUAUUCAAGCUGGAUGCUGAUGUUCAUGGCAAGCCAUUACCUGUUAUUCAGUGGUUCAAGGGUGACAAAGAAGUGGAAGAAUCAGCAAGACAUGAGAUCAAAAACAGUGACUUCAAAGCUCUGAUUGUUGUAAAGGAUGCAAUCAGAGUGGAUGGCGGACAAUACAUUCUUCAAGUCUCUAACGUGGCAGGGACAAAAUCUGUUCCCAUCAACGUAAAGGUCUUGGACAGACCUGGACCUCCCGAGGGACCAAUCCAAGUUACCGGCGUCACUGCUGAAAAGUGUUCUCUUGCUUGGAGUCCACCACAGCAUGAUGGUGGAAGUAACAUUUCACACUAUAUCAUUGAGAAACGAGAAACCAGUCGUCUGGCCUGGACUGUUGUGACUUCAGACCUUCAAACUACUAUGCAUAAAGUUACCAAGCUUUUGGAGGGCAAUGAAUAUAUCUUCCGUAUCAUGGCCGUCAACAAGUAUGGUGUCGGUGAGCCUUUGGAGUCUAUACCCGUUAUGAUGAAGAACCCAUUUGUACCUCCUAGUCCACCCAAAUCAUUGGAAGUAACCAACAUUGCAAAAGACUCCAUGACUGUAUGCUGGAACAGACCGGACAGUGACGGUGGAAGUGAAAUCAUAGGUUAUAUCGUGGAGAAGAGAGACAGGGCUGGAAUCAGAUGGACAAAGUGUAACCGGCGUAGAAUUACAGACUUGCGAUUCCGAGUCACAGGGCUCGUGGAAGACCAUGAAUAUGAAUUCAGAUUGUCUGCUGAAAAUGCCGCUGGAAUUGGCCAACCAUCUCCGGCCUCAGUUUUCUACAAGGCUUGUGAUCCAGUGUUCAAACCUGGGCCACCAGCUAAUCCACACCUUGUAGACACCACAAAGACUUCUGUCGUGCUUGUUUGGGGCAAACCAAUUUAUGAUGGUGGGUGUGAAAUUCAAGGAUAUUUAGUAGAAAUCCGCAAAGCAGACGAGGAAGACUGGACCAUGUGCACUCCACAGACCGGUUUACGAGUAACCCGCUUUGAAAUCGGAAAACUCAUUGAAGGACAGGAAUAUAAUGUUCGUGUAUGUGCCAUCAACAAGGCAGGAGUAGGUGAGCCAGCAACAGUACCUGGCGCAGUUAAACCAGAAGAUAAACUUGAUGCACCUGAAAUUGAACUUCAGGCAGAAUUAAGGAAAGGGAUCACAGUCAGAGCAGGUAAUACUGCCAGGAUCUUUAUAGCAUUUAAAGGCAGACCUGCUCCUGAGAUUAGUUGGUCAAAGGACGAGGGUGAAAUGAAUGAAAAGGGACAAGUAGAAAAGGGACACAACUAUACGCAGGUGACGAUAGAUAACUGCGAUCGAAAUGAUGCUGGAAAAUAUAUUUUGACUCUAGAAAACAGUAGUGGCACCAAAUCUGCAUUUGUUUCAGUCAAAGUGUUGGACACACCUGGAGCUCCACAAAACCUAGCUGUGAAGGACAUAAAGAAAAACUCAGCUACACUCACAUGGGAUCCACCCAUUAUUGAUGGAGGUGCAAAGAUUAAAAACUAUGUUAUUGAUAAGCGAGAAUCAACCAGAAAAGCUUAUGCUAACGUGACCACUAAAUGUAACAAGUGCAGCUACAAAGUUGAGAAUCUUGCUGAAGGAGCGAUUUAUUACUUCAGAGUCAUGGCAGAAAAUGAGUUUGGAAUUGGUAUACCAGUUGAGACUCUGGACUCUGUGAAGGCUUCUGAGGUACCUUUACCACCAGGUAAAGUAACUCUCACUGACGUCACUCAGCAGAGUGUCUCUCUAGCUUGGGAGAAGCCGGAACAUGAUGGUGGCAGCAGAAUUAUGGGCUACUUGGUUGAAAUGCAACCGAAAGGAUCUGAAAAGUGGGGUCUUGUGUCCCAGUCUAAAACAUGCGAGGCAGUAGUUGCUGGUCUCAGUUCAGGACAUGAAUAUCUCUUCCGUGUAUUAGCUUUCAAUGAGAAAGGAAAGAGUGACCCAAGACUCCUGGCGGUACCAGUGAUAGCUAAAGAUCAGAAUAUUGAACCUACCUUCAAACUCGUAUUCAACACCUAUAGUGUCAAAGCUGGAGACGACCUGAAGAUUGAAGUUCCAGUGAUGGGACGUCCAAAACCUAAGAUUAUUUGGGCAAAGGAUGGACAGUCACUGAAACAAACAACAAGGGUAAAUGUGGAGGAAACUGCAACCUCAACAAUCCUUCUGAUUAAAGACAGUCAUAAGGAUGACUUUGGAAAGUAUUCAGUUAGUGCUACAAACAGUGCUGGAUCAGCCACAGAAGAUAUUAGCAUUAUAGUGCUUGAUAAACCAGGUCCUCCAAGCGGGCCAAUACGAUUUGAUGAAGUUAGUGCUCAGUUUGUUAUAAUUUCAUGGGAUGCACCUGAAUACACCGGAGGUUGCCAAAUUAACAACUACAUUGUGGAGAAGCGGGAUACAACGACCACUGCUUGGCAAAUCGUCUCCGCAACUGUAGCUAGAACAACCAUCAAAAUAAUGAAACUGAACACGGGAAGUGAAUACCAGUUCAGAAUCUUUGCUGAAAACAGGUACGGCAAGAGCUCAUCUUUAGAUUCUAAAGCAGUUGUUGCACAAUACCCAUACAAGAUGCCUGGCCCUCCAGCUACUCCAAUUGUAUCAGCUGCGACAAAGGACACCAUGCAUAUCCAGUGGAAUGAACCAGUAAACGACGGUGGAAGUAAGAUUUUGGGUUACCACCUUGAACGUAAAGAAAGGAACAGUAUUCUUUGGAUAAAAUUGAACAAGGUGAUCAUCCAAGACACUCAUUUCAAGUGUAACAAUCUAGAAGAAGGUAUUGAAUAUGAGUUCAGAGUAUUUGCAGAGAAUAUUGUCGGCAUCAGUAAACCUAGCAAGGUAUCUGAAUGUUACGUAGCUCGAGAUCCUUGUGAUCCUCCCGGCCGACCCGAAGCCGUCAUCAUCACAAGAAAUAACAUUGUUCUCCAAUGGACAAAGCCUCCAUAUGAUGGUGGUAGCAAGAUCACCGGAUACUUUGUGGAAAAGAAGGAGCUUCCUGAAGGUCGCUGGAUGAAGGCCAGUUUCACCAACAUAAUCGAGACUGAAUUUAACGUGACUGGAUUAACUGAAGACGCAAGGUAUGAAUUUAGAAUAAUUGCAAGAAAUGCAGCUGGUAUUUUCAGUGAACCAUCUGAAAGCACUGGACCAAUUACAGCAAGAGAUGAGAUCGAAUCCCCUAGAGCUUCCUUGGACCCCAAGUACAAGGACGUGAUCGUUGCUAAUGCAGGAGACAGCUUUGCACUGGAAGCUGAUAUCUAUGGUAAACCCAUACCUGAAGUAAAAUGGAUGAAAGAUGGCAAAGAUCUGGAAGUAACUACUGCAAGGAUGGAGAUUAAAUCAACCCUUCACAAAACUGCUCUCACAGUCAAAGAUUGUAUAAGAAUUGACGGAGGGCAAUACACACUUCACCUCAGUAAUGUAGGCGGUACAAAAUCUAUUCCCAUAACUGUUAAGAUCCUUGAUAGGCCUGGUCCUCCCGAUGGUAUUCUGAAGGUUUCUGGUGUUACAGCAGAGAAAUGCUACUUGGCCUGGAACCCACCUUCCCAAGAAGGCGGUGCGAAUAUUUCUUACUACAUCAUUGAAAAGAGGGAAACCAGCAGACUGUCCUGGACGCAAGUGGAGACUAACGUGCAAGCUAUCAGUCACAAAGUAACCAAACUUCUUCCAGGCAAUGAGUACAUAUUCCGUGUAAUGGCUGUGAAUAAGUAUGGAAUAGGUGAACCACUGGAAUCCGAACCGGUUGUGGCCAAAAAUCCAUUCCACGUACCAGGUCCACCAACAACACCCGAAGUUACAUCGAUCACUAAGGACUCAAUGGUUGUAACCUGGGGGCGUCCUACUGACAAUGGUGGAGCUGAGAUUGAAGGAUAUGUACUAGAAAAACGGGACAAGGAUGGAAUUAGGUGGACCAAGUGCAAUAAAAAGAGGUUGACUGAUUUGCGUUUCAGAGUGACUGGUCUGGUAGACGGACACUUCUAUGAAUUCCGCGUAUCUGCAGAAAACGCUGCUGGUGUAGGCGACACGAGUGAACCAAGUAUUUUCUACAGAGCUUGUGAUGCCAUCUAUCCUCCUGGUCCACCAAACAAUCCAAAGGUGACAGACACGACAAGGUCAACAGUAUCACUUGCAUGGGGCAAACCUAUCUAUGAUGGCGGAGCUCAAAUUAGAGGGUAUUCUGUAGAGGUUAAAGAAGCUAGUACUGAAGACUGGAUCACUUGCACGCCUCCAACAGGGGUGCAGUCUACAUACUUUACAGUAGAGAAACUGAAAGAGAAUAUCGAAUUCAAUUUCCGUGUCUGUGCCAUCAACUGUGAAGGUGUCGGUGAACCAGCAAAUGUUGCUGAUACAAUUAUUGCAGCUGAUAAGUUGGAGCCACCAGAAAUUGAGCUGGACGCUGAUCUCCGGAAGAUUGUGUCCGUACGUGCUAGUGGUACUUUGAGGCUGUUUGUUCCCAUCAAAGGUAGACCAGAACCUGAAGCAAAAUGGGAGAAAGCUGAAGGAAAUCUCAGUGAACGAACCCAGAUUGAAGUUACAAGCUCUUAUACAAUGUUGGUCCUUGAUAAUGUCAACAGGUUUCACAGUGGUAAAUAUCAUUUAACUUUGGAAAAUAACAGUGGUACUAAAUCUGCUUUUGUUAACGUCAGAGUUCUUGAUACACCAAGUGCACCUGUAAAUCUCCAUAUAAGAGAGAUAAGGAAAGAUUGUGUGACAUUGUCAUGGGAACCCCCUCUUAUUGAUGGUGGAGCAAAGAUUACCAAUUACAUUGUAGAGAAACGUGAAUCCACUAGAAAGGCUUUUGCUUCUGUUACCAACAACUGUACUAAAACAACAUUCAGAGUUGAAUCACUUCAAGAAGGAGGUAUUUACUGUUUCCGUGUCUUGGCAGUCAAUGAGUAUGGAACAGGCCUUCCAGCAGAAACUGCUGAGCCCAUUAAAGCAUCUGAGGUGCCCUUGCCUCCUGGCAAAGUAACAUUGAUAGAUGUGACACGAAAGACUGCAACUCUUACCUGGGAGAAACCUGAAAAUGAUGGUGGGAGCAAAAUAUCUAGUUAUAUCAUCGAAAUGCAAACCAAAGGAAGUGAAAAAUGGACAUUGUGUGCUCAAGAAAAAACACUGGAGACAACCGUCAAAGGACUAACAGCGGGCGAGGAAUACACUUUCAGAGUCAUUGCUGUGAAUGAGAAAGGAAAGAGUGAUCCGAGACUGUUGGGAGUUCCGGUCGUUGCAAAGGAUGUUGAAAUUGAACCAUCCAUUGAACUCGCGUUCAAUAGUUUCAGUGUGAAGGCUGGUGAUGACCUCAAGGUUGACGUACCUUUCAGAGGAAGACCAUUGCCCACUGUGACAUGGAAGAAAGACGGACAGUCUUUGAAACAAACAACACGAGUGAAUGUUCAGACAUCAAAGACGUCUACACUUAUGACCAUUAAAGAAGCUUCAAAGGAAGAUGUUGGAAAAUACGAACUAAUUGUUUCCAAUAGCACAGGAUCAAUAACCUCCUUAAUCAAUGUUAUUGUUCUUGACAAACCAGGGCCACCUGGCGAAAUCCGAGUGGACGAUGUCAGUGCUGAUAAUAUCACUAUAUCUUGGGACCCACCAGAGUACGAUGGUGGUUGUCAAAUUAACAAUUACAUCGUUGAAAAGAGAGACACUACAACAACAACUUGGGAAAUGGUGUCUGGUACUGUAGCCAGAACAUCCAUAAAAAUUACACGACUUAAACCAGGGAGCGAGUACCAAUUCCGUGUCUGCGCAGAAAACCGUUAUGGCAAGAGCCACAAUAAGGAUUCUCACGGUAUUGUUGCACAGUACCCGUUUAAACCACCCGGUCCUCCUUCAACUCCCAUCGUCGCACAUGCCACUAAGAAUUACAUGAUUGUGAAGUGGAACGAACCAGUCGUUGACGGAGGCUCCAAGAUUCUCGGAUACCAUGUUGAACGCAAAGAAAGAAGCAGUAUCUUGUGGACGAAGGUGAACAGAGGUCUUGUGACCGACACGAAGAUUAAAGUCACUUCUCUUGACGAAGGGCUGUUGUAUGAAUACCGUGUGUAUGCAGAGAACAUUGCAGGUAUUGGCAAAUGCAGUAAGGUUUGCGAGCCUGUUGCGGCUAGAGACCCAUGCGACCCUCCAGGUCAACCAGAGGUAACAAAUAUUACCAGGACCUCAGUUUCACUGUCUUGGACUAAACCAGAAUAUGAUGGUGGUGCUAAAAUCACUGGUUAUAUUGUGGAAAACAAAGAGUUGCCAGAUGGACGCUGGUUGAAGUGCAACUUUACUAACAUCCCAGAAACGUAUUUUGAUGUUACUGGUCUUACUGAAGAUCAACGUUACGAGUUUCACGUUAUUGCAAAGAAUUCCGCAGGUUUAUUCAGCGAAGCAUCUGAAUCAACAGGUCCCAUUACUGUGAAAGAUGAUGUAGAAGCCCCCAGGAUUAUGUUGGAUGCUAAAUUUAGGGAAAUUGUUAUUAAGGCUGGAGAAUUGGUUAAGGUCAAUGCAGAUAUUGCAGGACGUCCUCUUCCAGUGGUAUCAUGGACAAAGGACGGUAAAGAGCUUGAAGGACAGGCAAGGACUGAAAUCCAGUCAACUGACAAGAGUACUAUAAUUAUCGUGAAGGACUGCAAUAGGCGAGACUCAGGACAGUAUGUCUUAACACUGCAAAACGUUGCUGGAACAAGAUCCUUAGCAAUUAACCUCAAGGUACUAGAUCGACCAGGCCCACCUGCUGGUCCUUUAGACGUCUCUGGUCUUACAGCUGAAAAGUGUUCACUGAAAUGGGCACCUCCUCAAGAGAACGGAGGAGCAGCUAUUGAUCAUUACAUUGUAGAAAGGCGUGAAACAAGUCGCCUUGCAUGGACCCUGGUAACAGAUGAGUUGAGAACAACAUCCUGUAAAGUAACUAAACUGCUCCGAGGCAAUGAGUAUAUUUUCAGAGUGAUGGGAGUUAACAAGUAUGGAGUUGGUGAAGUUAUAGAGAGUGAACCAAGAAAAGCGCUUGAUCCAUUCACAAUUCCUAGUGCACCAAAAUCAUUGGAAAUUACCAACGUCACAAAGGAGACCAUGACCAUCUGCUGGUCAAGACCCGACAGUGAUGGUGGCAAUUCAAUUGCUGGCUAUAUCAUUGAGAAACGUGAGAAGAAUGGACUCCGCUGGGUACGGGUCAAUAAGAAACCUGUAUACGAUCUGAGAGUGAAGGCCACAGGACUCCGUGAAAGCGCAGAAUAUGAAUAUCGCGUGUCUGCGGAAAAUGCUGCAGGUGUGGGUCCUGCAAGCGAAGCAUCAACGUUGAUUCGUGCAGAAGAUCCACUCUUUGUACCUGCUGCUCCAUCCAAACCCAAAGUUGUUGACUCUACAAAAACAAGUAUUUCACUUGCUUGGACAAAGCCCCUAUUUGACGGUGGUUCACCUGUCACUGGAUACACUGUACAGUAUAAAAAGUCCGAAGAAACCGAAUGGACCACAGCCAUCCAAAACCUGAGAGGCACAGAAUUUACAGUAAUUGGACUCACAUCAGGAGCAGAAUAUGUUUUCUGUUUAUCUUCCAUCAAUAAGGUUGGGGUCAGCGAUCCAAGUGAGGUAUCUGAGCCACAAGUUGCAAAGGAAAGGGAAGAAGAGCCUGCUUUCGAUAUCGACAACGAAAUGCGCAAAACUUUGAUUGUCAAAGCUGGCAGCUCCUUUACAUUAGCCGUGCCGUUCAAAGGAAAACCAAUACCCAAUGUCAUGUGGAGCAAAUCCAAUGUAGAUCUCCGUGUACGAGGAAGUAUUGAUAGUAAAGAUUUAAUGACAUCAUUAACCAUAGAAAAAGCAACAAGGAACGACUCUGGUAAAUACGUAUUAACAUUACAGAACGUGUUAGCUACGGCCACACUGACAUUAGUUGUCAAGGUUCUGGACUCCCCUGGACCUCCUGGCGCUAUUAUUCCAAAGGAAGUCACCAGGGAUUCAGUCCUGCUGACCUGGGAUGUACCGGAAAACGAUGGCAGUGCUCGUGUGAAGAAUUAUCACAUUGAAAAACGUGAAGCUAGUAAGAAGGCUUGGGUCUGUGUGACAAUGAAUUGCAAUCGCCUCACUUACAAAGUUACCAAUCUCCAAGAGGGGGCCAUUUACUACUUCCGCAUCAGGGGAGAAAAUGAAUUUGGUGUCGGCGUUCCGAUUGAGACCAAGGAAGGUGUUAAAGUGACAGAAAAGCCAAGUGUACCUCAACGACUUGGAAUUACAAAUGUCACCAAAGAUAGUGUGUCUCUCGCUUGGUCCAAGCCAGAACACGAUGGAGGCAGUAGGAUAACCGGCUACUUUAUUGAGGCUCUUGAAAAAGGCCAGCAAAAGUGGGUCAAAUGUGCAGUUGUGAAGACCACACACCACGUUAUCGAAGGUUUGAGAGAGAAUGGUGAAUACUUCUUCAGAGUAUCCGCUCAAAAUCAAGCCGGCCUCAGCGAUCCUAAGGAAAUGGUUCUACCUGUAACCGUGAAAGAACAGCUUGAUUCACCUGAGAUUAAUCUGAAGUACUUCCCGCACAACACAGUGUACGUCAGAGCUGGAUCCAACCUUAAAUUCGAAAUCCCAAUAUCUGGUAAACCACAGCCCAAAGUGUCUUUGUCGAGAGACGGAUUGGUUGUGAAGUCAACCAUGAGGUUUAACACGGAGAUGAGCGCAGAGAGCCUCAUUGUGAACCUGAGAGAAAGUGUGGCGAAUGACGCCGGUCGAUACGAUAUUACUGCUGCCAACUCCAGUGGAACGACCAAAUCAUUUAUCAAUAUUGUGGUCCUCGACAGACCCAGCCCCCCAUUAGGUCCUGUUAAUAUCAGUGACGUCACCGAAGAUAGCGUCAUAUUGAAAUGGCACCCGCCGGCCUACGACGGUGGCAGUCAGGUAACCAACUACAUUGUUCUCAAGCGAGAAACCAGUACGGCAGCCUGGUCAGAAGUGUCCGCCACUGCGGCCAGAAGUAUAAUCAAAGUCAUGAAACUGACCACCGGAGAAGAAUAUCAAUUCCGCAUCAAAGCCGAGAACCGAUUUGGAAUCAGUGACCAUAUUGAUUCUGCAUCUGUCAUGGUCAAACUGCCUUACACUACGCCUGGACCUCCAUCGACUCCGUGGGUAACUCAUGUCACCAGAGAGAGCAUAACAGUGGGCUGGCACGAGCCAGUUUCCGAUGGUGGCAACCAAGUGAUUGGAUAUCAUUUGGAAAUGAAAGACAGAAACAGCAUUCUAUGGCAGAAGACUAACAAGACUAUCAUACGUACGACACACAUGAAGAUCACUCAUAUCACUGGUGGACUUAUCUAUGAAUUCCGGGUGUAUGCACAAAACGCUGCAGGCAUUGGCAAAGUUAGCCAUCUUUCCGAUCCAGUUCUUGCGAUUGAUGCUUGCGAACCCCCAACAAAUGUACGUGCAACAGAUGUUACAAAGAACGCUGUAAGCCUCAGCUGGAAAAAACCUGCUUACGAUGGUGGUAGCAAGAUCACCGGCUACAUUGUUGAAAAGCGCGAUCUGCCGAAUGGACGAUGGACAAAGGGCAGCUUUAUUAAUGUCAUUGAGACUCUAUUCAGUGUCUCAGGUCUGACUGAAGAUGCACAAUAUGAAUUCCGUGUAUUUGCUAAGAACGCAAAUGGUUCUAUAAGCAAUCCAUCUGACGUUCUUGGACCUGUAACAUGCCAUGACACCUAUGGUGCUCCUCAGAUUGAUCUGCCGAUGGAAUAUUUGGAUAUUGUCAAAUAUAAGGCUGAUUCUGCUGUGAAACUUAAAGUUGGCAUCUCUGGCAAGCCUUUCCCAUCCAUUGAAUGGUACAAGAAUGAAAAAGAACUUGAGACUAGUGCUCAAGUCUCUAUUGAAAGUACAACUGAAUCGGCAGCAGUAUUAAUUAAGGAUGCCAGUCGUAUCAACAGUGGAAACUAUGAAAUUAAACUUAAAAAUUCCAUGGGCUCAGGAACAGCAACAAUUAGAGUACUGAUACUAGACAAACCUGGCCCUCCUGGAGGUCCGAUAGAAUUCAAGACUGUCACAGCCGAGAAAAUCACUAUCAUGUGGAACCCUCCAGAGGACGAUGGUGGAGCUUCUAUCAGCCACUAUAUCGUUGAAAAACGCGAGACAAGCCGAGUCGCUUGGUCUCUCAUAACAGACAAGUUGGAAACUUGUAUGAUUUCAAUGCAGAAACUCAUUAAAGGCAAUGAAUAUGUAUUCCGUGUCAGGGGUGUGAACAAAUACGGUGUUGGUGAACCACUGGAAUCUGAUGUUGUUAUCGCUAAGAAUGCAUUUGUGACACCUGGACAAGCCAGCAUGCCCGAAGCCACAAUGAUAACUAAACAGACAAUGACUAUCACCUGGACGAGGCCUACCGUUGAUGGCGGCAAUGAAAUAAUUGGUUAUUUCUUGGAAAAACGAGAGAAAAGGAGUCUUCGCUGGUUCAAAGUCAUUAAGGAACCCAUCCGUGACACCAGGCAAAAGGUCUCCGGCCUCACCGAAGGGAACGAGUAUCAAUUCCGCGUGAGCGCCAUGAAUGCAGCUGGACUCGGCCCACCUUCUGACAUCUCCGAUUUCUACAAAGCCGCCGAUCCAGUUGAUCCACCGGGCGAACCAACCAAACUGAAGAUUGUCGACACUACUAAGUCGUCCAUCACUCUGAGCUGGACUAAACCAGUCUACGAUGGAGGAAGUACGAUAACAAGCUACGUUGUUGAAAAGAAGGAAGCUGAGGAAGAGGAAUGGACAGUGGUCAGUGCAAAGGGUGAAGUCAGAACUUCAGAAUAUGUUGUGGCCCACUUACAACCUGGUAUCAACUAUUACUUCCGGGUCAGUGCCGUCAACAUUGCUGGCCAUGGAGAGCCAAUUGAAAUGACAGAACCUGUGCAAGCUAAGGACAUACUUGAAGGGCCAGAGAUCGAUCUUGACGUUGUGAUGAGAAGUUCAAUAACAGUAAAAGCAGGCGAAGACGUGGAGAUCAUGAUACCCUUUAAAGGCCGUCCUACUCCAAAUGUCACAUGGAGGAAGGGUGAGAAACUGAUCAACGGGGAUGAGAAAUAUAUCAUCCACAACACUGAGUCAACCACAUUCAUGACUAUUCCUCAGGUCAGUCGUGAGGAUUCGGGCAAAUACGUGUUGACAAUUGAAAAUGGCGUCGGUGAAGCCAAAUCAACUUUUGUGACUGUAAAGGUCCUUGACACUCCCGGGGCUUGUCAGAAUAUACAGAUCAAGCAUGUAACCCGAAGCACAGUCACAUUAAUCUGGGACCCUCCUCUUGUAAAUGGCGGUUCUGCAAUUUGUAAUUAUGUCAUCGAAAAAAGAGAUGCAACAAAGAGAGCCUGGUCUUGUGUCACUACCAAAUGCUGUGGAACCAUGUUCAAACUGACCAACCUGUCAGAAAAGACAUCUUUCUUUUUCCGAGUAAUGGCAGAGAAUGAGAACGGAUUGGGUGUCCCAUGUGAGACCACGGAAGCAGUGAAAGCCACUGAAGUGCCAGGACCCGUCAAAGAGCUCGCAAUGAAGGAUUCCACAAAGACGUCUGUUGUGUUACAAUGGAACAAACCUGAUUAUGAUGGAGGAAGUAUCAUCUCAGACUACAUCAUCGAAAAGAAACUGAAAGAGGAGACCGAAUGGUCCAGUGCUGGAACUUGCAAAGUUUGCGAAUUUGAAGCCACUAAAUUAAAGGAGCUAACAGCUAUGGAUUUCCGAGUAUUUGCUAAAAACGAAAAAGGACUAAGUGACAGUGUUACAAUCGGACCCAUUACAGUGAAAGAUUAUGUUAUCACGCCUGAAGCAGAUUUAUCUGAAAUUCCAGGAGGACAGAUUAGUGUCAGAAUUGGACACAAUAUCCACAUUGAACUGCCUUAUAAGGGCAAACCGCAGCCGAGUAUCCAAUGGCUGAAAGAUAAUGCUCCGUUAAAAGAAACCGAGUUUAUUCGGUACAAGAAAACAGCCACCAAAGCGACUUUAAAUAUCAAGAACGUCAAGAAAGAACACGGUGGGAAAUACACCUUAAUCUUGGAAAAUGCUGUUUCCAGAAAAUCGUUCAGCAUCACUGUUUUUACUCUGGGUCCUCCAUCCAAGCCGAAGGGACCAGUCAAAUUUGAUGAAGUGAAAGCGGACAGCGUCAUCGUUUCCUGGGAUGUCCCUGAUGAUAACGGAGGAAGUGAGAUCACUUGCUACAGCGUUGAAAAGCGUGAAACCUCGCAAACCAGCUGGAAAAUGGUUUGCUCCAGUGUCACCAGAACAAGCUUUAAGGUUCCAAACCUGGUCAAAGACUUGGAGUACCAGUUCAGAAUCCGAGCUGAAAAUAGAUAUGGAAUAAGUGCGCCACUUAAUUCAAUGGAUGUUAUCGCAAAACACCAGUUCAGACCUCCUGGUCCUCCCGGCAAGCCUGUUGUGUACAAUAUUACCUGCGAUGGUAUGACAAUCACGUGGGACGCACCAGUAUAUGACGGCGGUUCCGAAGUAAUUGGUUAUCAUGUUGAGAAGAAGGAAAGGAACAGCAUCUUGUGGCAGAAGGUCAACACAGCAUACAUUUCUGGCAGAGAUUAUAGAAUUAUAGGACUCAUCGAGGGUCUGGACUACCAGUUCCGUGUUUAUGCUGAAAAUAGUGUUGGAUUAAGUCCAGUCAGUGAAUUGAGUAAAUUACAUCUGGCUGUCUCACCAGUUGAUCCACCCGGUACACCCGAUUAUAUCGAUCUCACAAGGGAUACUGUAACACUUAAGUGGGAUGCACCACUACGCGAUGGUGGAAGUAAGAUUGUCGGCUAUUGUGUUGAAAAACGCCAAGCAAGUGGACGUUGGCUACGGUGCAAUUUUAUUGAUGUUUCCGAGUGUCAGUAUACAGUCUCAGGUCUUAGCCCUGGUGACCGAUAUGAAUUCCGUAUAAUUGCUAGAAAUGCAGUAGGAACAAUGAGCCCACCUUCUCAGUCAUCCGGAUACAUCAUGACCAGAGAUGAAAGCAUAUCACCAACAAUUGAAUUUGGUGCUGAGCACUUUGAAGGCCUGACCGUAAAAUCGGGUGAGGCAAUUCGAAUGAAGGUGCAUAUCAAAGGCCGUCCAUUACCCCAGGUUACUUGGUUCAAAGAUGGAAAAGAAAUUGACAAGAAGUUGAUGGUAGACAUCACCAAUGUUAUUGGAUCUAGCAGUGUCUUUGUCAGAGACGCCUCACGGGAUCACCGUGGUGUAUACACUGUGGAAGCCAAGAAUGCAUCUGGCAGCAAGAAGGCUGAUAUUACUGUCAGAGUUCAAGAUACCCCAGGAAAACCAAUUGGACCUAUCCGAUUCAGCAAUAUUACUGGAGAAAAACUCACAUUGUGGUGGGAACCUCCAGAUAAUGACGGCUGUGCCGUAAUUACCCACUAUGUGAUUGAGAAACGAGAGACGAGCCGAAUUGCUUGGUCAAUGGUCAGUGAUAACUGCGAAGCCUGCUCAUUCUCAGUUACCAAACUAAUCAAGGGCAACGAGUACCAGUUCCGUAUAUCCAGUGUCAACAAAUUUGGUGUUGGAAGACCAUUAGAUUCUGAACCAGUUAUUGCACAGAUACAAUACACCACACCUGAUCCCCCAGGAACUCCAGAACCAACCUAUGUAACAGGAGACAGUAUCACAGUGACUUGGUCCAGACCACGAUCUGACGGAGGAAAUGAAAUCAAACAAUACAUCCUUGAGCGACGUGAGAAAAAGAGCAUGCGGUGGGUCAAAGUGUUUAGCAAGAGAACCAUCACAGAAACCAGAUAUAGAAUAACUGGACUCACUGAAGGGAACGAAUACGAGUUCCGUGUCACGGCUGAAAAUGAUGCUGGAGUCGGACCCUCAAGCGAAAUCUCAAGACUUGUUAAAUGCAGAGAACCAGUUAAUCCACCAGGUGCGCCUACAGUUGUCAGAGUCACAGACACAACAAAGACAUCCGUGAGCUUGGAAUGGACCAAGCCUGUGUUUGACGGAGGCAUGCCGAUCAUCGGGUACAUCAUUGAGAUGUGCAAGACCGCUCUUGGCAAUUGGAAUAAGGUGAACGCAGAGGCGUGUGUCAACACCAAAUACACUGUUACUGAGUUGGAAGCUACGGAAGAGUACACAUUCCGUGUCUGUGCCGUCAAUAGUGCAGGCAAAGGAGAUAGCUGUGAGGUAGCCUCCGCAGUGCAAGCUGUAGAUAGGUUAACGUCACCUGAAAUUGAUAUUGAUGCCAGUUUCAAGCAAAUCCACAUUGUCAAAGCUGGAGGCACAGUUCAACUCAGCAUUGCUUUCCAAGGCAGACCAGUACCUGUUGUUACUUGGUCCAAGGCAGAUUCAUCCAUUGGGAUACACGCUCACAUUAACACAACUGACACAUUCAGCGUUUUAACAAUAGAAAACUGCAAUAGGUACGAUGCUGGUAAAUACACACUUAGUUUGGAGAACAAUAGCGGCAGCAAAUCUAUUACAUUCACAGUCAAGGUACUAGACACUCCGGGAGCUCCGGGCCCAAUCACCUUCAAAGACGUUACAAGAGGAUCAGUGACAUUGAUGUGGGAUGCUCCAGUUAUUGAUGGAGGUUCAAGCAUUCGCCAUUACAUUAUAGAAAAGCACGAAGCUAGUCGGCGUAGCUGGCAAGAAAUUAGUGGAAAGUGUUCCCGACAGAUCUUAAAGAUAGGAGACCUUGCUGAAGGGGUGCAAUACUACUUCCGCGUCAUGGCAGUAAACGAAUAUGGCGUCGGCGAGCCUUAUGAAAUGGCAGAACCUAUCAUUGCCACAGAGGAACCGGCACCACCGAAGAGACUGGAUAUUGUUGACACUGGCAAGACCUCUGCUGACUUGGCUUGGAUGAAACCAGAGCACGAUGGUGGUAGUCGAAUUACUGGUUACCUGAUACAGAUGAAGCAGAAGGGUUCAGAUCACUGGGUUGAUGCCUGUAACACCAAACUUCUUCAGGUUACAGUUGAUGGACUUGUAGAAAACACAGAGUAUGAAUUCCGUGUCCAAGCCAAGAACGAUGCUGGUUACAGUGAACCAAGAGAGUCCUUUUCAUCUGUUAUUAUUAAAGAACCACGGAUAGAGCCUAAAGCGGAUCUCACUGGCAUCACCAAUCAAACGAUCACUUGCAAAAGCGGAAGUUCCUUUACCAUCGAUGUUCCUAUCAGUGGACGUCCACCACCCAAGGUAACUUGGAAACUCGAGGAGAUGAGACUUAAAGAAACUGAUAGAGUCAGCAUCAAGACAACAAAAGAGAGAACCACUCUGUGCAUGAAGGAAAGUCUGAGAGGCGACUCUGGCAAAUAUUACUUAACACUGGAAAACACAGCAGGAGUCAAGACUUUUACCGUGACUGUUAAUGUUAUUGGCCGACCAGGUUCUGUUACUGGCCCCAUAGAAAUCUCAUCAGUUUCUGCGGAGUCCUGCGUAUUGUCAUGGCAAGAGACCGAAGAUGAUGGUGGCGCAGAAAUCACCAACUACAUUGUAGAAAAACGUGAAUCUGGUACUACAGUCUGGCAGCUGGUCAACUCCAGUGUGAAACGCACUCAAAUUAAAGUCACCCGUUUGACAAAAUACAUGGAGUACAACUUCCGUGUCUCUGCAGAGAACAGAUUUGGUGUCAGCAAACCGUUAGAAUCAGCUCCUAUAGUCGCUGAGCAUCCAUUUGUUCCACCAAGUGCACCAACUAGGCCAGAUGUCUACUUUGUUUCUUCGAGUGCCAUGUCUGUUCGAUGGGAAGAACCAUACCAUGAUGGUGGUAGCAAAGUCAAUGCCUAUUGGAUUGAAAAGAAGGAACGCAACAGCAUUCUUUGGGUGAAGGAAAACAAAAUACCAUGCAUCGAGUGUCACUACAAAAUAUCCAGCCUAGUAGAAGGCUUGGAGUACCAGUUCAGAAUCUAUGCCAUGAAUAAAGCUGGCUUAAGCAAAGCCAGUGAAGCAUCCAGACCACAAAUCGCUCAAAAUCCUGUUGAUCCUCCAGGUCGACCUGAAGUUACAGAUGUUGACAAUUCAUCUGUUUCGCUGAAAUGGACAGUGCCAAUCAACGAUGGCGGAAGCAAGAUUGUUGGUUAUGUUGUGGAGCGUAAGCCAUAUUCUGAGACUGGCGAAGGUCGCUGGCUGAAGUGCAACUACACUUCUAUCACAGAUACCUUCUACACAGUGUCAGGGCUCAGUGAAGCAGAGGUUUAUGAAUUCCGUGCUUUAGCUAAGAAUGCAAGUGGAGUCAUCAGUAUACCAUCUGAAUCCACUGGACCGGUCACUUGCAGAGAUGAAUAUAUACCACCAAAGGCUGAACUACACACCAGACUGCUUGGAGAAGUGGUAACCAUAAGAGCUGGCUCAGAUCUUGUACUUGAUGCGUUUGUUGGUGGGAAACCUGAUCCUAAGGUCUUCUGGUCUAAGGGAGACAAAGAACUGGAGCUUUGUGAAAAGAUUUCUCUGCAGUACACUAACAAGCGGGCCAUCGCCAUCAUUAAGUUCUGCGACAGAAGUGACACUGGAAAAUACACACUAACUGUGAGAAAUCCAAGUGGAAUUAAGACCGUAUCUGUAAAUGUUAAAGUGCUCGAUUCACCAGGGCCUUGUGAAGGUUCAAUCACCAUCAGCAGAGUCACUGAGGAAAAAUGCACUUUGACAUGGAAUAUGCCACUAGAAGAUGGUGGAGCCGAGAUUACACACUUUAUUGUGGAGCGACGUGAGACCAGCAGACUUAACUGGGCAAUUGUUGAACCUGAGUGCCUCACUCUUUCCACUGUUGCUUCGAGAUUUGUAAAGAACAAUGAAUACAUUUUCAGAGUAAGAGCAGUCAACAAAUAUGGACCCGGUGUACUGCUCGAGUCUGGACCUGUAGUGGCCAGAAACCUAUUCACUGUUCCAUCACAACCUGGGGAGCCACAGUUUGUUGCAGUUGGUAAAGAACAUAUCAUCAUCCAAUGGAUGAAGUGCGAAACUGAUGGCGGAGCUGAAAUUAGAAACUACCUGGUAGAUAAGCGUGAAAAACGAAGUGUGCGCUGGACACGGGUCAACAGAGAUUAUACUGUUUAUGACACUAGACUCAAAGUGACAGGUUUAAUGGAAAAUUGUGAGUACCAAUUCCGUGUUUCAGCGGUGAACGCAGCUGGCAACAGUGAACCAAGUGAAUCGUCACAGUACAUCCUUUGCAAAGAACCUACAUAUACACCUGGAUUACCUUCAGCGCCAAGAGUUGUGGACACAACCCGGCACAGCAUUAGCCUAGCAUGGACAAGACCCAUGUACGAUGGUGGUUCUGAUAUCAUCGGCUAUGUACUUGAAAUGAAAGAGGAAGGUACAGAGCAGUGGUACAGAGCACACACGACUUCUUCCCUAAGGAACACUGAGUACACGAUUGCAUCCCUUGUAACUGGCAAGAAGUACUUCUUCAGAGUGGCUUCUGUCAAUAUCAACGGAAUAAGUGAAUUCAGUGAAUCAUCUGCUGAAAUCGAAACAGUUGAAAGGAUAGCAAUCCCAGACCUUGAGCUUGAUGAUGACCUGAAGAAAACUGUCACUGUUAGAGCUGGUGGCUCUCUCCGCUUAAUGGUCUCUGUAUCGGGAAGACCAGCUCCAAUAAUAAACUGGAGCAAGUCUGGUGUCGAUCUCAUGAGCCGUGGUUUCAUUGAUACAACCGAUUCUUACUCACUGCUAAUAAUCGACAAAGUGAAUCGUUACGAUGCGGGAAAAUACAUCAUUGAGGCUGAAAACCCAUCUGGCAAGAAAGCAGCAACUAUUGUUGUCAAAGUAUACGAUACACCUGGCCCACCUGGUGUGGUUAAGGUUAAGGAAGUCACAAAGGAUUCUGUGGUUUUAACUUGGGAAGUGCCAUUAAUCGAUGGUGGAGCACCUAUCAAUAACUAUAUCAUUGAGAAACGUGAAGCAGCUAUGAGAGCAUUCAAGACAGUGACAAUUAAGUGCAACAAGACAAUUUACAGAAUAACCGGACUCCACGAAGGAAGCAUGUACUAUUUCAGAGUCUUGCCAGAGAAUAUCUAUGGAAUUGGUGAACCAUGUGAAGUAGCAGAUUCUGUGCUUGUGUCUGAAGUUGCUAUGGUUCCACAGAAACUAGAAGUGAUUGAUGUCACCAAGACCUCAGUUACACUAGCCUGGGAGAAACCACUACAUGAUGGAGGCUCUAGAUUGACUGGUUAUGUAAUUGAAGCGUGCAAGGCCGGUACAGACAGAUGGAUGAAGGUUGCCACCGUUAAACAGACGGUCUUCCAGCACACCAUCAUCUCUCUAAAUGAGAACGAGCAAUACCUCUUCAGAGUCCACGCCCUAAAUGCGAAGGGUAUGAGUGAAGCCAGAGAGAUUGUGACUGCUGUCACUGUAAAGGAACAGAAAGUGGUGCCAACGAUAGAUUUAGUGGGCAUAACUCAAAAGACCGUUUCAGUGCACGCUGGCAAGCCCAUUGAGCUGGUUAUUCCGAUCGGUGGCCGUCCAUAUCCCGCGGCUUCCUGGUACUUUGCUGGAAACAAAAUGAGAGAGGGCGAUCGGAUCAAGAUGGAAAAAUCAGCUAAAGUAGUGAAGCUUACCGUGCGUGAAACCACUAUCAGUGACACCGGUGACUACAUGCUUGAGCUGAAAAACACUGCUGGAACCACUACUGAAUCUAUCAAAGUGAUCAUCCUUGACAAGCCAGGGUACCCCACAGGUCCAAUUCGAUUUGAUGAGAUUGAUGCCACCUCUGUGACUAUCAGCUGGGACCCACCAGAGAAAGAAGGUGGAGCGACCAUCACUGGCUAUGUGGUUGAACAACGUGAUGCUCAUCGCCCAGGAUGGCUGCCAGUGUCUGAAUCUGUUACAAGGACCAUGUUCAAAUUCAUUAGAUUAAUUGAAGGCACUGAAUACGUCUUCCGUGUAGCAGCUACAAACCGCUUUGGCAUCGGAUCAUUCUUACAAUCCGACAUUGUACAGUGCAAGAGUGCGAUCGACACCUCUGAACCUCCUGAUACGCCCCAGGUAUUCGAUAUUUCUCGUGAUGGAAUGACCAUUACUUGGGAUGUGCCAGUUGAAGAUGGUGGCUCCCAGGUUACCGGGUACAUCAUUGAACGCAAAGAACUGAGAGCUGAACGGUGGGUCCGAGUCAACAAAGUACCUGUGACUAUGACAAGGUACCGUUCCACUGGACUCAUUGAAGGACUAGAGUAUGAACACCGAGUGACUGCUAUCAACGCAAGAGGUGAAAGCAAACCAAGUCGGCCAACCAAGCCUGCAAUUGCCAUGGACCCAAUAGAACCACCCGAAAAGCCCCAGAACCCAAGAGUUACAGACACCACACGAACAUCCGUGUCUCUUGCUUGGAACCCACCGGAAGAAGAAGGAGGUUCCAAGGUCACCGGGUACCUCAUUCAGAUGCAGAAAAUCGAUCAGUUUGAAUGGACCAAGUGCAAUACCACUCCAACAAAGAUCUGUGAAUACACUCUGACUCACAUGCCACAGGGAGCUGAAUACAGGUUCAGGAUAUUAGCAGUUAAUGCUGGUGGAUCUGGUGAACCUGCUGAUGUCCCAGGAACAGUCAAAGUCACUGAAAUGAUAGCAUAUCCUGAUUAUGAACUUGAUCCUAAAUAUAUGGAAGGCCUACUGGUCAGACAAGGUGGAGUCAUCAGGCUGACUGUGCCAAUCAAAGGCAAACCUAUUCCUGUUUGUAAGUGGACGAAGGAAGGUCGUGAUGUCAGCCACCGUGCUAUGAUUGCGUCCAGUGACACCGACACUGAACUUGUGAUAAAAGAAGCAGAUAGAGAAGAUUCAGGCACUUAUGACCUGGUCCUUGAAAACAAAUGUGGCAAAAAGGCAGCUUACAUUAAGGUGAAAGUGAUUGGAAUCCCGAAUCGUCCGGAAGGACCACUUGAAUUUGAUGACAUACAAGCUCGUUCUGUCAGAGUUAGCUGGAGACCUCCCACUGAUGAUGGUGGAUCGGACAUCAUUGCGUAUAUUGUUGAGAGACGUGAGGUGCCCAAAACUGCCUGGUACACUGUUGAUUGCACAGUAAAGGAGUGUUCCAUUGUUGUUAGAGGCCUGAAAGAAAACAUAGAAUAUCACUUCCGAGUUUCUGCUGAAAAUAACUUUGGCAUCAGUCAAUCUCUAAAAUCUGAGGAGCCAGUUAUACCAAAGACACAACUAAAUCCACCAGAGCCUCCAAGCAACCCUCCAGAAAUCCUGGAUGUUACCAAAACGUCCGUCUCUCUAUCCUGGGCAAGGCCAAAGGAUGAUGGUGGAUCUCGCGUCACUGGCUAUUUUAUUGAUCGCAAAGAAUCUACUACAGAUAAAUGGGUUCGACAAAACAAGACCCAAAUUACUACAACAAUGUACACGGUCACAGGACUUGUACCGGAUGCUGAAUAUCAGUUCCGUAUCAUUGCACAGAAUGACAUAGGAUCCAGUGAACCAAGUCAAGCAUCAGAUAGUGUUAUAUGCAAGGAUCCCUUUGAUAAACCAAGCCAACCUGGAGAAAUCGAGAUCAUUUCUGUCACAAAGGAUAGCAUCGCUAUUAAAUGGGAGCGUCCUGAAUGUGACGGUGGCAAGGAUAUCAUUGGUUACUGGAUUGAGUACCGUCAAUCUGGCGAUAGUGCCUGGAAGAAAUGCAACAAGGACCGCACCAAAGACAGACAGUUUACACAGGGAGGCCUUCUGGAGUCUACGGAGUAUGAAUUCAGAGUCUUUGCCGAGAAUGAGACCGGAAUCGGCAGGCCUCGUAGAACUCCUGUAGCAAUCAAGACCAAACUAACAUCUGGAGAAGCACCAGCAGUUAGACAAGAAGUAAAAGAUGUUACAGCUAAAUUGGGUGAGACAGCAACACUGAGCUGCCAGAUAAUUGGUAAACCACUUCCCGACAUCAAAUGGUACCAUUAUACCAAAGAACUAAUUCAAAGCCGCAAGUAUAAAAUGAGCUCAGACGGACGUAACCAUUCAUUAACUGUUAAAACAGAAGAUCAGGAGGAUGAAGGUUCGUACACCUGCAAGGCCACCAAUGACGCAGGGGAGACUGAGCUUACUGGCAAACUCUUGCUCCAAGCAGCUCCAAUGUUCCACUCUGGAUUCCCAUUGAAAGAAAAGUAUAUAGUUGGUAGUGGCACAAGUCUCCGCAUCCACGUGGUAUACAUUGGUCGUCCUGUGCCUGCUAUUCACUGGUUCCACGGCAAGAAACCGUUAGCAGUUUCAGAGACUGUAUUGAUAGAAAACACAGAAAACUACACUCACCUCGUGAUCAGAAACGUCCAACGGAAAAUCCAUGCUGGAAAAUACAAAGUGCAACUUAGCAACGUGUUUGGAACAGUGGAUACUAUACUUAAUGUGGAAAUACAAGGUAAACCAGAUAUGCCUGAAGGGCCAAUAGUAAUGGAUGCUUUCCUGAAGAAUUCGGCAGUGAUCAGCUGGAAACCACCAAUUGAUAACGGAGGAGCUAUGAUCACCAAUUACAUUGUAGAAAAGCGUGAAGCCAAAGAAGGAGAAACAUGGAAGCUUGUAUCAUCUGCUAUCGCUGGCACAUCUUGCAGAAUCGUAAACCUUAUCGAUAAUGCUGGAUACUACUUCCGUGUUUCUGCUCAAAACCAGUUUGGUGUCAGUCAGGCAUUGGAAGUCUCAGCCAUUGUCAUCAUCAAGAGUGCAUUUGGGAAGCCUGGUGUACCGUCCAAACCUACUGUAGCCGCUGUCACAAAGGACUCUUGUGUGGUAUCAUGGAAGCCACCCACUAGUGAUGGUGGUGCAAAGAUUAGAAACUACUACCUUGAGAAGCGCGAGAAGAAGCAGAACAAAUGGAUCGCCGCCACAACCGAUGAAAUCCGUGAGACCGUUUACUCUGCGGAAGGCCUCAUCGAGGGCCUGGAGUAUGAGUUCCGCGUCAAGUGUGAAAACCUUGGCGGUGAGAGUGACUGGAGCGAGGUAUCCGAGCCCAUCAUUCCAAAGUCUGACGUGCCCAUUAGAGCACCGCAGUUCAAAGAAGAAUUACGCAACCUGAAUAUAAAAUAUAAGGGCAAUGCCACUUUUGUUUGCAAGAUUACUGGAAAUCCUAAACCGAUCGUGAAAUGGUUUAAACAAGGCAAAGAGAUCGAGCCUGAUGGUGUAAAGUUAAAGAUCCAGGAAUUCAAGGGUGGCUACCACCAACUGGUGAUUACAGGCGUCACAGGAGAAGAUGCUACUGUUUACCAAGUCCGCGCAACCAACCAAGGAGGUGCUAUUUCAACCACAGUCUCAUUGGAUGUUGAAGUUCCUGCCGAGAUUCACUUACCCAAACAUCUGGAAGGCAUGGGUGCAGUCCACGCUCUCCGUGGUGAAGUAAUUAGCAUUAAAAUUCCUUUCUCCGGCAAGCCUGAUCCUGUAAUCACAUGGCAAAAGGGACAAGAUCUGAUCGAUACUAACGGUCACUUUCAAGUCAUUGUGACCAGGUCAUUCACCUCUCUCGUAUUCCCCAAUGGAGUUGACAGGAAAGAUGCUGGUUUCUACAUUGUAUGUGCCAAGAACAGGUUUGGUAUAGAUCAGCAAACUGUUGAACUAGAUGUGGCAGAUGUACCUGACUCGCCAAGAGGAAUCCAGGUCAGCGACAUCUCACGUGAUUCUGUUGCUUUAACAUGGAAUGCUCCAGCUAGUGAUGGUGGAAGCAAAGUAAUUAACUACGUUAUUCAAAAGUGCGCAACCACGGCGGAAAUGUGGAUUCGUGUUGGACAAUCACGUGAUACGCAUUACACGGUUGUGAAUCUGUUUGGCAAGACCAGCUACCAGUUCCGGGUCAUAGCUGAGAACAAGUUUGGUCAGAGUCAACCAUCGGAAUCAACUGAACCUGUCGUCACUAAAGAAGACAAGACCAGAGUUAUAAACUAUGACGAUGAGGUUGAUGAACUGAGAGAGAUAACUAAACAGAAAGCUACUCACUCUGCUACCAAAGAACUUCACACCAAAUACAUGAUUGCUGAAGAGCUAGGACGCGGACAGUUUGGUAUUGUGCACCGAUGCAUCAAACACAGCAGUAAGAAGACGUAUAUGGCAAAGUUUGUUAAAGUAAAAGGCGCUGAUCAGGUAUUGGUGAAGAAGGAGAUUAAUGUCUUCAAUGUUGCUCGACACCGGAGCAUCCUUCAGCUGCACGAAUCAUUUGAUAGUCUUGAAGAACUGGUCAUGAUCUUUGAGUUCAUCUCAGGCGUUGAUAUCUUUGAGCGCAUUUGCUCAACUACUUUUGAGUUGACUGAAAGGGAAAUUAUCAACUACACUCGCCAGAUCUGCGAAGGACUUGAGUUCCUGCAUAGUCAGAAUAUAGGCCAUUUUGAUAUCAAAGCAGAGAAUGUCAUUUACACAACGAGAAAGAGUUCCAAUAUUAAGAUUAUUGAAUUUGGACAGACGAGACAACUUAAACCCGGUGAUAACAUUAGGAUACAGUUCACUACCCCAGAAUACACAGCACCUGAGCUGCAUCAGCACGAUAUGGUCAGUACAUCCGUUGACAUGUGGUCAGUAGGUACUCUUGUCUACAUACUUCUUUGUGGCCUCAAUCCAUUUAUGGCUGAGACAAACCAGCAGGUUAUUGACAACAUUUGCAACGCAGAAUACAACUUUGAGGACGAAGCUUUCAAAGAAGUCUCAACUGAAGCUCUAGACUUCGUAGAUCGCCUCCUGGUCAAAGAUAGGAAGGCCCGCAUGACUGCUGCUGACGCCCUCGAACAUCCUUGGUUGAAACAGAGGACAGAGAGAAUGAGCACCAAAGUGAUUAAGACUUUGAGACACAGAAGAUACUAUCAGAGCAUAAUGAAGAAAGAUUUAAAUGUCGUCGUCUCUUCUGCUCGUAUAUCUUCCGGUGGGGCUAUUAGAUCACAACGUGGAGUUACUGUUGCCAAAGUUAAGGUGGCUCCAAUCGAUAUCGGUCCUCUUACUUCCCAAAUUAUGCAUGCCACUGCUGAAGAAGGCGGACAUGUCAAAUAUUCCUGCCGGAUAGAAAACUAUGAUGAGUCUACUCAAGUGACUUGGUACUUUGGUAUUAGGCAACUGGAAAGCAGCAGCAAAUAUGAAAUUUCCUACCAAGAUGGUUUGGCAUCGAUGUAUGUUAAAGACAUCAACGGUGCAGAUGAUGGCACUUACCGAUGCAAAGUACAGAACGACUAUGGUGAAGAUAGCUCCUACGCAGAACUGUUUGUGAGUGGUGUCAGAGAAAUGCGUUCCUAUUAUGUUCGCCGUAAGGUCAGGAAAGCAAAACGCAGAGUGGAUACCAUGAGGCUCCUUGAGAAGCCACCAGAGUUUACUUUGCCUCUGUACAAUCACUCUGCGUACAUCGGAGAAACUGUCAGAUUCGGCGUCACCAUAACUGUUCACCCUGAACCACGUGUAACGUGGUUGAAAUUUGGCCAGAAGAUUAAACCAGGCGAGGAUGAGAAAAAGUAUACUUUUAUAACUGACAAAGGCCUCUACCAGCUUCUAAUCCACAAUGUAACAUUAGAUGAUGAUGCUGAAUACACUGUGUUAGCUCGGAAUAAAUACGGUGAGGAUAGCUGCAAAGGCAGACUGACGAUAACGCCUCACCCACCUCCAGCAGACAACACUUUAAGACCAAUGUUUAAGCGUUUGUUGGCGAAUUUAGAAUGCGUAGAAGGCAACUCCGUUCGUUUUGAAUGCAGAGUGUCUGGCACACCACCUCCGACUCUGAAGUGGGAGAAGGAUGGUCAACCUUUGCCUUUUUGUCCAAAUAUUGAAGUUAUCCAUGAAGGUCUAGACUACUAUGUCUUGUGCAUUAGGGACACAUUAGCAGAAGACUCAGGCGUUUACAGAGUUAUUGCAACCAACAGUGCCGGAUCUACAAGUUGUCAAGCCUACCUAAAAGUUGAGCGUGUGACCUAUGUCAAGCAUCAGUAUAGGAACGAGGAGGACCGUAAACAGCAGGUUCAGAAGAAAAUUGACAAAACCUUGCGAAUGGCUGAAAUACUGGCAAAGGUUGAACAUGUGUCAUUGACAUCAGUAGCACAGGAAGCUCUGAGAGAAGCUGCUAUACUGUAUAAACCAGCUGUCAGCACAAAGAACGUACAAGGAGAAUAUGAAAUAUCAAAGGAAGAAAAGGUAAAGGCAGAAAAGAAACUGCGCAUGCCAUAUGACAUACCACAACCUCGUGUGCAUGAAGCGAGGGCAAUCGAAGAAGAUCAGGAUAUCAAACAAUUUGUGCCUUUGUCUGAUAUGAAGUGGUACAGGAAGAUACGAGACCAGUAUGAAAUGCCAGGACCGAUCGAGAAACUUGUGACAAAGAGACCCAAACGAAUCCGUCUCUCGAGAUGGGAACAGUUCUAUGAGGUGCCUUUACCACGCUUUACAGAUCAGUACAAGCCCAAGUGGCGCAUACCAACAUCGUCCCAAGACGAUCUGGAAAUAGUCAGACCGGCUCGAAGACGCUCACUAUCGUCCGAGUGUGAAAUAUGUUGUAGGCCAAGAAGGAGAUCACUUGGCGAUGUUUCAGUUGAUGAAUUGCUUCUCCCGGUCGAUGACUACCUUUCAAUGAAGAGAGUAGAAGAGGAACGACUACGCCUCGAGGAGGAACUUGUGUUAGGAUUUUCUGCUUCCCCUCCACGGUACAGCCCUCAGCGUUUUGAAUUAUCGUCACUUCAGCACAAAUCUUUACGGACACAACUAGCUACAGAGGAGGAGGAGGAAGAUUAUCGCAAGUACAAAACAUAUCAUAUCCCUUCCAAACAUGAAGCUGGCACAAGCUUUAUUGACCUCCGCCAACGUCACGACAAGGCUGUUUAUAAGCCACCAAAACAAAAGCAAAGGUUAAUCGACGACAGAGAGGACGAAGAGCUGCUUCGACCGUAUCGCAUGACCGAGAGAUUGACCUCCUACAAAAAGGAACUUGAGCACAUGGAACACGAGGAGAAGCAUAGGUUCACAAGUAGACGAGAAGUGGGGAUUGUACAGGCACAAGUAGGCGAGGAAGAAGAAGUAAUGGAAGUCAAGAAAUACGUCCGUAGGGAAUCUCCCUCCGUCUCGAAGUUCCUGAGGAGAAGGCGAUCACUUUCCCCAACUUACAUGGAACUGAUGCGACCGGUGUCUGAACUGAUUAGGUCUCGACCUCGCCGACCAGCUGAGAUACUGGACUCGGAGAGCGAAGGCUCGGAAAGGCGCUCACCUACCCCAGAGAGAACCCGGCCCCGUUCACCCAGUCCCGUCUCCAGAGAAAGUUCACUCUCACGUUUUGAAAGGACCGCGCGGUUCGACAUUUUUUCCAGAUACGAAUCAAUGAAAUCUGCGCUAAAAACUCAGAAAACAACAGAAAGAAAAUAUGAAGUCGUCACCCAACAGCCCUUCUCCCUCGACCACGGACCGCGCAUCACGUUGAGGAUGCGUUCUCACCGCGUCCCAGUCGGCCAGACGACCAGAUUUACUUUAAACAUUCUGUCCAAACCAAGAUCUGAAGUGAAGUGGUAUCACAACGGCAAAGAGAUUCAAGAGGGCGAGAAAUAUAAGUUUACCGAUAUGUCUGGCGUGCUGACCCUGGAGAUUGUCAAUUGCCAAGCUGAUGACAGUGGCACUUACCGCGCUGUUUGCUCCAAUUACAAAGGAGAAGCCUCUGAUUACGCAACCCUAGAUGUUACUGGAGGGGGCUACUCUUCCUACGUGUCUCGUCGUAGGGAUGAAGAACCACCAAAACCAUUUAUGCCUGACAUGACCCGAACCGAUAUUUACCAUCUCUCCACCAUUAAGCAAGCAACCACAACCGAAAGUUCUUCUGAACUCAGAGGAUUCAAAUCGGAAGAAUCCCAAAGAAGGGAGGCAGUCAGCUCGGAAGGUUAUGCCUUCGAAGAGAAAAAAUUAAGGACAGAGGAAAUAAGAGCAAGAACAGAGGAAAGAAAAACAAGUGAAGAAAGAUCCACUCGGACGUCAACAAAGCUGACUGUCCAAGCAAGAAUACUGACAAAACCGCAAUCAGCCACAGUAGCAGAAGGAGAAUCUGUGAGAUUUGUUUGCGACUUUGAUGGUGAGCCAGCACCCACUGUGACAUGGAAACAUGCUGGAACAACAAUUUCAUCCUCCAGGCGACACCUUAUUACAUCAACGCAAUUCAAAUCUACCUUUGCAAUCUCGUCAGUUCAAUCUUCCGAUGAAGGAAGCUACACGGUGGUGGUUGAAAAUGCUGCAGGAAGACAGGAAGCACAGUUUACUGUAACCAUCCGAAAAGCUGUAGCAAAGGGAAUGGGUGUGGUAUCACCUCCGAGAAUUAAGUCCCCUGAACCUCAUGGAAAACCAUCAUCGGCAAGUAAGUCAGCCAAGAGAGUCAAAUCCCCAGACCAAGCCAGCUCUGGCUCAAGAGUUAAGUCGCCUCCUCCUGUCCGAACAGCUUCAGCAGAGCGAGUGGAAAUCCCUGCAUCCACUCCACCCAAGAUUUCUCAAGGAUUAAAAGCUGAAAUACACGAAGACGGUGCAGUUAAACUGACCUGUACGGUGGAGAGCACUGUCCUCAAUGUCAAAGAAUUGACUUGGCUGAAAGAUGGCCGUAAGAUACGGGAGAACAGUCACUACAAAUUUGAAUAUUCUGCCGACGGCGUCUAUAACCUCACCAUCCACGGGCUUAACGAGAGCGAUGAAGGGGAAUACACAUGUGAAAUCACCGGGGAGGGAGGGGUUUCAAAAACAGCUUUCUCUUUCGUCGGUCAAGCCUUCAAAAGCGCAGUCAGCAAAGUGGCCAAAAUCACAGAAUCAAAGGCAGCUGUGCAGAAAAAAGAAGUGAUCUCAAAGCCGAUUAUCACCAUGUACCUCAGCGACCUGUCUGUAGCCUCUGAUACCAUGGCAAGGCUGACUGUCAAACUUGCAGGAGAACCUAAACCAACUGUAACAUGGACCAAGGAUGGCCUGACUCUUGCUCAGAGCAGCAAAUAUAAAAUAUUUGAAGAACACGGUAGCUUUUGCCUUGAAGUCCUCCACACUGAGACAUCUGACUGCGGAGUUUACGGAUGUACUGCUAGAAAUUCAGCUGGCUCAGCAUCCACAAGCUGCAAAGUGACAGUAAAAGCUUCCAAAAGCUCCACCGAUAGCCUGCGAGUUGAAUCACAGAGAAAAAGUUCGAUUAAAGCACAUGAAACAGCAGUCGUCGAGGAACAGAUUGUCAAACAAGCAUUAACGCUUGAAGAGGUCAAAACAUCAUACACAGAAAUUAAAGCCUCCAAGAUGCACAUGAAUGCAGAAAAUGGCCAGAAGGUUAUACUUAAGGCCAGCAUACCGCAGGCUGCCAAUGUGAAAUGGAUCUUGAACGGUACUGAGCUUAGGAACUCCGAGGAUUACCGAUAUGGUGUGUCUGGAAGCGACCACACCUUAACCAUCAAAACAGUCAGUUUCGCAGACGAAGGAAUAAUCACUUGUGAGGCUAAAACUGAACACGGAGUAGUAAAAUGCCAAUUUGAUCUAAUAGUGAAACAUAGUCAAUCAAAUGCCCCGUCAUUCGUUGCACAACCCAAAUCCCAAAAUGUUAACGAAGGACAAAAUGUGUCUUUCAAUUGCGAAGUAUCAGGAGACCCUUCUCCAGAGGUAGAGUGGCUGAAAGACAACCACGCUAUUGCGAUCACAAGAAAUAUGAAAGUGAGCCGUUCUAAAAGCAAAUACACACUAGAAAUUCUGAACACAACAGUCUCUGACAGUGGAAAGUAUACAGUGACAGCAAAGAAUUUCCAUGGACAGUGUUCUGCAACAGCAUCUUUGAAUGUGCUCGCUCUGAUUGAAGAACCCGCUAAAAUGGUUGUUCUGGAGACGAGUGCUUCUGCUAGCAUGCAGGAACGGUUCUCUUCCAAGACAGUCCAAAUGAGCAAACAGGAAGCCAGCAGCAGCAUGUCGGAAGUUAAAUUUGCCAGCAUGUCUUCCAGUAGCAUGUCAUCUAUGAAAGAAUCAAUGUUAUCCAUGAGCUCAAGCUCUUUUAUGGGGCACGCAAGUAUGAGUCAACUCGAAGCAACUGCAGGAAAAAUGAUAACUGGUUGCAUCAAAGGGUCUUCUCCUAAAAUUGAAGCUCUCCCAUCAGAUAUCACCGUUGAGAAAGGGAAGGUUCUAACAGUGGCGUGUGCCUUCUCAGGUGAACCUACACCAGACGUAAAUUGGACCUGUGGGGGAAGAUCUCUUUCUAGUGAAGGAGUGGGUGGCCGAUUCCAUCUUGAAACACUGGAUGACCUGACAACACUCAUAAUCACAGGUGUUAAAGAAAGUGAUGCAGGACAUUACACUCUCAAACUCACAAAUGAAUUUGGAUCAGAUUCUGCCACUGUAAAUAUUGAAGUUAGAUCAAUUUAAAGGUCCGUAUCCACUGACCUUUGCUGACGUAUCACUUUAAACAAUACCUUACUUAUUUACUUACUCUUCAGACUUGUAGAACAAUGAUGUAAGAUGCCUUAACUCAUAUGGACUUAAAUUUCUGACUUUGUAUAUAUUAUAAUGUUACAUAUUUUUGUACCCAACUCGACAAUGUUCAUCCAUACCAAACCAGACAAAUUCUGAACAAAGGGUAGAGUGUGCAAUAUUACAUUAUUGUGCAUCUGAUUUAGGAAUUUUUAACCAUUUUUCUGUGACAUGUACAUACUGUAUAUAGCCGAUUUAAGCGGUUAUGGAAGUUUUGUACCUUGUGUUUUAUGACAUAUUGAAUGCAACUUAUGAAAGAAAUGGUUGACAGGAGAAAGUUUUAACAAAACGACUAGCUUGAGCAACCUGGAACUAAAAUUUGUACCUCAACACCAUGUUGACGACUUAAGAAUACCUCAGCAGGUGGAGAGGCUCCCUGUUGAAGACAACCUACACCCUAGAGACAAUCCUACGUGUACUGAACCCAAGUACAUGCAACCACAAGUAUAUCAAAUUAGGCUUGGCCUUUUGUGCAGUUGACAAAAACCCUCAUGUUAACUGCACAAAUGGCCCUGAGCUGUGGACCGACUAUGUCAGACUACUUACUAUUUUAGAGACUAUUGUCAAAGUGCAAGCGGCCGUCACUUUGUACAAUCACUUUUCAUGUGCACUAUUUCUGGCACGGUGACUGCUUGGAUUGGUUUGAAUGAAAAAGUAACAUCGACCUGGCAAAAACACAUUUCAACAGGCUAUUCCAAGUACUCCUGUGCAGAACUAGUGCUCUCUCCUGGAGGUUCAGAUUUUCAUCGAGUGCCCGUGUGGUAGUGAUAGAAUUUUCUUUCAUGUUGUCUGUUUUGCGGGCUUAAGGAAACCGAAGUUUACCACAGUGAAAAGAACUACUGUGCUCUACCAACUUACCGUCCCAAACAUUGACUUUGAAAGAAUGAUCUAUGUAGUGUUUUUUCUGUGAACUUGUAUCAUUGAACCUUCUUGAGAUUAGAAAACUAAAAUAGCAAUUUUGAUUGAAAUAAAGCAUGCUUUCUGCACCCACAAA